This is a messenger RNA of Podarcis lilfordi (Lilford's wall lizard), 89008 nucleotides long. The record is from the annotation of a GenBank genome assembly. NCBI's taxonomy places the organism in Eukaryota, Metazoa, Chordata, Lepidosauria, Squamata, Lacertidae.
CCCUUCCUUCCUUCCUUCCUCCUCGCGCAGGUAUACUCAGGCAACCCAGUCCUUCAACACACACACGCACGCACGCACACCCCCACCCCUCCUGCGUCCCUCCGCUUCCCCUGCGUGACCUUUGCCCUCGGGCCGAGUCCCCGCCCAAUAGGGAAGCUGGCAGUCCCGCCUGUUCCGCCGGCUGGCUGAGUCGGGCGACAGGCAGCGUGUCGGCACGCGCGAGGGGUCUUCUCGCGGUGGGGGAGAGCGCGAGCGAGAGUCCCAACCGUCCCUCCCUCCCCCCUCACAGGCAACGGUGAAGACGCUCAGCUGGGCCCGCGCGGCUUUCGUGAGGGGUGGGGGGUGGGGUGUCCGCGUUUCAUUCUUCGCCGCGUGCCUCUCAGGCGGCGGACGAGGCGGCGGCUCGGAGGAGGAGGAGGCCCAGCUCGGCUUUUCCCGCCUCAGUUGUGGCGGCGGCGGCUGCCACGCGGGCCGGGCUUGCUGGAAAGAGAGAGAGAGGCCUGCUGCUGCCCGUCGGUGCGUUGCGUGGCUGGGAAGCGACCCUCUGAGGCUGCGCCGGGCUUCACUUGCCCACCGCCACCUGCCAGCCCGCUGUGGUUUGGGGGCCGUGGCCGAGCCGCCUGAGGUGGGGUGGGCUGGGCCGCAUGCCUUACUGGUUGUGACGGGGUGGGGAGGAAAGCGAAGGUGCUCCCCAUGCCCGGUUCGUGAGGCGGCGGGGUGGCUUAAGGUAAAUGGGCCGCUCGCUGUUUUCGGCCGCCCGAGGCCGUGAGGUAGGGCAGCCGGUAAGCCGAGCCCUUUCUCCGCGUGCGCGCAGGCGCGGUGCUGGCAGGGAAGCGGGCGGUGUUGGCUCGCUCGGCUCCGGGGUUUUUGCUGUAGGAUCCUGCUCUCCUCGCGAGCCGCCAAGUUGUGCUGCUCGCCCGGCCGGUGUGCUGCUCCCUCCGCUCAGCCCUCCCGCCAGCUCGUUUGACUGCCCGGGGAAGCCUCCGCGGCUGCCACUCAGAGCCGAGCACGUCAGGUGGAGCCGUAGCGGGUGCUGAAUUUCAAUCCGUCCUUUGGGAUCCGAGCCGGUUAUUUUUAGCACGGCAUUUCUUAGGGACUUUGCAGAAGCUGCUGCAGCAGCAGCAGCCCAGUCCAGCUGGCUUGGGAUUUGUGGUUGCACGAAGGGUGCCAUGCGCAGCCCUGUUGUGCCUGGCUGGUGGCUGGCCCUUGGGCAUCCCAGAGGACAUUCUCGCCAUGGCUCCCAAAAAGGUAUUGGGCAUGUUUUAGAAAGCUGACAUGUUCACCUCGGUUUAUGUAUCAGAACGCAUGUUGCCUUGGGAGUCCUGGAGGUAAGCAAGGGAGUUUGGGAUUUAAGUGGCUUCUGUUUUUCAUUUCAGAUGCCCCCCAAAAAGGGAGGUGAUGGACUCAAGCCACAUCCAAUCGUUGGAAGAUUCGGGACAACCCUGAAAAUUGGCAUUGUUGGCUUGCCAAAUGUUGGGUAGGUGAUUCAAGGGGGAUAAACUUUGCUUAGUCAUCCUAAAGAUAGUAGGCCCUCCUGAAUAAAUUAGUGUUAUGCUGCAGUAUGAACACUGUGAAAUAUUGGUUGAGAUUAGCAUUUAUGCUUAUAAGUUCAUGCUUAUGUUUUACUUAAAUUAGAUCAUUUUUGAACAAAAGGUGUUUUGAGUUGCUGUUUGAAAAAAGAUAUAUUUUACUGAACUGGGCUUAAUAAAUAGAUUGAUAGAUAACUGAUAAGAAAUGAAAUUAUUUUAAUGAAUGGAAAUACCUUUAUAAAUAAUUGAAUUUUCUCUACAAACAUUUUAACCUUAAUUAUCCAACCGUUGAUUUUUAUUGUGAUGUUAUUUUGUCUGUAAAUUAUCUGGAAAGGAAUAGUUAUUAUUUAUUGGAAAUAUGUGUAAAAGAACACAAGUCUUUGUUUCAUAUAGGCACUUUUCGUUAGACCAGCUUCCUUGGAUUGUUUAAAGAUGUGAGGAAGUUUAAACAUUUACUAUUAAAAGCAAUGCUGCACUGAAAGCACAUUAGCUGACAGCUUCUAACCUAUUUAUGGCUGAUACAUGCAGAAUAAUAAUAAUAAUAAUAAUAAUUUAUUAUUUAUACCCCCCAUCUGACUGUAUGGAUACAGCGGGUGGAGAGAUGAAGGUAAAGAACCUUGUCAGACUGUCAACUUUUUUCUGUUUAGUUAGGUAUUUAAACUCGAUAAAGGUAAUUAUACUAUGCAGAAAGAAGGGGCACAGUUUAUAUAGAAACAAUCUUUCUUUUGGGGGUCUGUCUCUUUCAGUAUUUAGUUCCAACAGUGUACUAGAUGUUCUGAAGAAUUGGUGCUGUGGCCUCUCUCUAGAGCUUGUGAAGUCUGAGUCGAGAACUGACAGAUAAAUAUUGGGGAAUAGUAGUGGAGAGAGGUGUAGCAAUAGUAAUAUAGGAAUAUAUGUUGGUGUGGUUCACAAACAGAAAGGAGGCCUGUUUUGGAAAUGGAGCAGUAUAGCUGAAACUGGGAAUAGUACUGGAAGGUGGAGACAGCGUUUAAAGUUGUUUGUAAAUAGAAUUAUGAUGGGUUAAGAUGCAAGAGACACGGAGAUACAUAAGAAUUUUGCCACUGAUUUCUGUGAUAAGAGAUGCUGUCAUGAGAUAUUGAUGAAAUAGUGGUCACAAAUUGUAUUGCGGAUACAUUAUUGCACUUCAGGUCUUCAAAUAAGUGCUUUGAGUUAGAAACCAAUGUAACCUAAAACACACUCAUCAUUGGUAGAAAAAGUUUUUGCUGAUCUGCCAGUUUUGUUCAGAGUAAAUAGGCUGACUUUGCUUUUACCUAAGCUUCUGUCAGAUUAUGCCAUAGAUGCCACAAUGGUGCAUUAGACCAAAAUGUUGGAAUUGUUUUAGCAAAAGCAAUUUCUAUUUUUUUUUAAAAAAAAGUUUCAGCAUGAAUAACUGUUUCCCAGAAAGAAAGAAAACUUGGAAGAGGCCCUAUAACUGGGAAGUUACAGUGGCAGAUGGGCAUUGUUUUCAUGCUUGUGGGCUUCUCAGAAGCAUGUGGUGGAUUGCUGAGGGAAGCAGGAUGCUGGACUAAAUGGAGCUUCUGUAUGAUUGAAUAGGGCGCUUAAUGUGAUAACCAAAGCCUGAACAUGAGCUGUCCAAAUCUAGAAAGUCAUUACAGUGGGUAAGAAGUUGAAAUGUUACUUUAAAGAAUUGCUGAGCUACAGAUAAAACAACUUUGGAGGGAUUCCAGUGGAAACCUGGAAAGACUUAGAUGUUUCCCUUGCUGUCUGUGCAAAAAUAAUGCAAAAAUAAUGUAUAGGCGGCAUUAAAAGUAUAAAAGAACACGGCGGUGCCCAGCGUCCAACACAAAUGUACACUAUAUAAUGUUGCACAUAUGGUAUUAUUGGGAAGCUGAUCUCAAAUAUUGCAACAUUUUCUUUUCUUAAAGGAAAUCUACCUUUUUCAAUGUAUUAACCAAGAGUCAAGCUGCAGCAGAGAACUUUCCUUUCUGCACUAUUGAUCCAAAUGAGAGCAGAGUACCUGUACCAGAUGAAAGAUUUGAUUUCCUUUGCCAGUACCACAAGCCUCCAAGGUUAGUACCACACAUGUUAUCAGUUGGUUGUUUCUAUGUAAAGAAAUAAGCUUCUCAAUAAGCAAUAUUUUCGCAAAAUCCAUUUUUAAGUAUUUAAGUGUUUUGAAGUUGUGUUGUUUGGUUUUUUAAAAAAGGAUUGCUUUUGAACAAUAAUCUAGUGAGAGGACCUCAUAGUUUGAAAAUAGGAAUUCUUCAGGCAACUUGAAAUAAUCUUGCAAGCAAGUCAACAUGCCUGAACUUUCUUAUUAGCCUGCUUGUUCAUACAUGUGAAAGCCAUUGUGGCACAUGAACAUCUGAAAAGAGGGGGGGGAAAGAUUGUGUUUCCAUCUACAAAAUUCUCCUUACCUGGAUAUUAUUCGUAUUUACCACAUACAAGUGGCUGCUUAGAUGUCUGCCUUUAAAGUAGAUCACAUAAAAAGCUUCACUAUUGCCUAUUUUCUUCAUACCCCUAUAUCUAAGGCAGAGUGAACAGUGAACCAAGAAAUUAAAACCACAAAUUAUUCCUUUAGUUUUAAACACUAAAACUAAAUUCUUUCCAACUUCUAAUUUCAUUUGCCCCUGAUAUUUGGAGCAUCAAUUCCCACUACUUUCCCACUGCUGUUAUAUGAGCUGAUGGGCCUUCUGGGAUCAAACUAACUUCUCUCCCAUGGAACUAAUUCUUGUAGAGUCCUCUGCUUGUGACCUAUAUCCUUCUAUCACCAUUCUGUAUAGUGUAGCAUUAUUUUCUGGGCUCUCUUUGGUGUUGACUGUAGAGAACUUAAGCCAUUAUUCUUAGGAUGCUUUGCAGGGGGAAGUUCUUCUGCAGUUGGUGGGACUUGCUUCUGAGUAAACAGGCUUCACAAUUGUAUUGUUUAAAAAAGCUAUGUUGAGCUCCUGGCUCUUUUAAUCUGAUAGUCUGUUAAAUCAUUUUUGUUAGUAAGAAGUUAGUUUGUUGUAUAUCCCAAGCUUUAAUGGAGUUAAGGCAUGCUAACGUGAAUAUAAUGUCUGUAAAGAUUUAGUAAAUACCCAAUUUUUCCAAAGGACGUUCUUUUAGUUGAAGAUCAUUAGUAAAGAACAAGAAAUUCCAGUUUUUAUAAUCAUACAUAGAUAACUUUUUUUGGUGUCUAAACAUUUUGGUGUGUUUUCAGUUUUUGUUUUGGUUGUGGGUAAGAAUGCAUUCCAAAGUUUAUACAAGAAUAUAUAGUAUGUGAAGUAUUGUCUGAUGUCUCCUUUGUGAACUAAGACUCUUUAACAUAAGUGUGGGGAAUGUCAGGCCUGGGAGUCAAAUUUGGCUCUUCAAUACUCUCUAUCUGGCUCUUGGGAUGCCUCACUGGCUCUGCUGUGUGUCUUCCUUGAGUGCUUCUGCUGUGCUGUGUAUUUGAAUUGUGAUAAUGUGUCUUGCUUGUCUGCAUGAUGUGAUGUGUUUGGAAAUUGUCUGCAUGGUAUGAUGUGUUUGGAAAUUAUUUUUUAAAAAAUUUUUAUUAUUAAAUUUUAUUUAAUAAAAAAUAAAAUAAAAAUAAAAUUUAUUUAAUAAAAAAUAAAAGAAAAAAUAUACAAGUAACCAACUACAAAAAGAUAAAGAAAAGUACAUGUGUUUGGAAAUUAUUUGUUUUAGGUGUAUGGCCCUAAAAUAUUAAACAAACAAUAAAAAACCCAAAUCUGAUCUACUGUACAAAGACAAGAGUUCACUCCCCCUUUUUUUGUGUCUCUGGUCCUGCCCACUGUUAAGGCAUGAUAGCUCAGUUGGUAGAGUAUGAGACUCUUAAAUCUCCGGGUUGUGGAUUCGAGCCCCAUAUUGGGCAAAAGUUUCCUGCUUUGCAGGGUUGAACUACAUGACCCUGGUGGUCCCUUUCAGUUCUACAGUUCUAUGAUUCUGUGAGGCACUGUGGCUCCUGCCUGAAAAACAUUCCCCACCCUAAUACUUAAGUCAUGAGCUAAAAUUUCUGACUUUAAAUAACCAUUUAGGUAUUACCUUGAAGAUUUCAUGAUCAUGCUAUUAAGCCCAGGAGCUUAACAUACUCAAAAUGCCCCUUUCUUCAGGAGGAUUUUUCUAUCCUUUUUUUAAGUUGUCCCACCCUAAAGGCAAACUAAAUCAUAACUAUUUAUGAUUUAAGUUAAUACUUAUCAAAAUGGCAUUAGAAAUAUAAUUCAGAUUUUUAUUAACCUGUAAGUACUUGGGUUAUUGCUAUUGUGUUGCAAAACAUGUUAGAUAUAGUGCAUGGUUUAGCUAUAUGACAGCAAUAUUAAAUAUUUAUAUGAACUACUUAUCUUGUACUUUUCUUUAGGAAAUGAAUGUUUGCCAAAUAGAAGUCUGAUUAAAAUCAAUUCUAUAUAUAAAGUGCUGGUUUUAAGCUUUAAAGCAAGGGUUGCUAACCUGAAGGCCAUCCAGAUCUUGUUGCCAUGCUGAGUGGGAGCUGUAGUCCAGUUACAUCUGGAGGACCACAGGUUAUGCACUCUUGUUUUAAAGCUUUAAAUGGCGUGGAGCAAGGUUACCUGAAAUAAUUGGUUUUUCCUAUAUAUACCUAUUUGAAGCUUAACAUCUUCCUCAGAAACCCUUGUCUAAGUGCCAUCCAAGAUGCGGCAGGUAAUCACCAGGGAGAGACCUCUUUGGUAGUAGCCCAAUUAUGGAAAGUUUUCUCAUACAGGUUUGCUUGAUGGCACCUUUGUAGUCUUUUUGGAACUGAAGGAAGAGUUUAAAAACCACACACAACAACUUAACAUAUUAUUAUCUGAUUAUCUUAUAUUCAAAAUCUUAAUUGUGCUUUUAGUUUAAAAUCAUUUUUAAUGUAUUAUAAGUUUUUGUUUUGUAAGUUUUGUAUUUGUUUUGUAAGUUGGCCAGGCAACCUAUGUUAGGGAGCGGCUAUUUAAGUUCCAUUAGAAUAAGAUUUAUCCUUGCUGGUGGAAGGCAGUAGGAAGUUUCAAAGACUGGGAAGGCCUUUUUAGGGUGGCUUACAUAGAAAGGAUAAUUCCAAUAUAAUACAAUCAAAGUUAAAUGAUUAAAACAUUCAAACUAUUAGUUUGAAACUAGCAAUAAUAUAAAACCCUAAAAUGAUUAGCACAAAGUAGCUCAGAAUAAAUAGGUUUUAAAAGCUUGUUCAAUAGCCAGCCUCAAAGGGGUUAAACAUAUGUACCUUGGGAGGGAGUUGUAAUCUAGGAUUUGUAAUCUAGGAGUCAUAUACUCCCUAUAAGUGGCUUUUUAAAAAUAAAGGCCUUACCACCACCUCUUUAGGCCCAGUGGAAAAUUUCCCUCUUCUUGAGAGGCAUUGACCACUUCCAUUAUUUUAGUAGCUGCUGCAAAUAAUAAUAAUAGUUAUUAUUAUUAUUUAUUUCUUAUAUCUUAUUUGCCAGGAAGGACAAGGGUUGAACGUCCACUAGUGGCCAGAAUUGUGGAAACCUUUUUGAAAAUAUAUAUUUCUGAGCUUUGACAGCAGUCAUUUUUAGAAUAGUGCCAUAAAAUUAUCUAUCAUUAGAAAUAUAAUUUAAUGCAUAAUAUAAUGCAAUAAACUGUUGAAUUAUCUUUAUUCUAGUGAAAGUUAUAGCCAAAUGAAAUAAGUUAUACACAGAAAACCAUGAUAAAGGGUAUCUCAUAACUUUUCACCAUUUCUGUUAGUACUUAGUGUGGAAACCUUUUGCUGCAGUUACAGCCCUACAACGGCAUCCCAUUGAGUGAACCAAAGAUUUUAGUUCAUCAGGUGUUAUAACGUGUAACCAAGAUUGUAUGAUUGCUUCUAUCAAUUGUGCUCUAUUCCUUGCUUGCUUCUGACUGACAGGUUUCUUUAAUCGGCUCUACAGAUUUUCUUUUGGAUUCAGGUCAGGGCUACUACAUCGCUUUCUAGGUGACUAGUCAACUCUUUUCACUCUGUUUGUCAUUGGUCAAUUUUUAGUUAAAGAAAUCCCCUUCAUAUUACAUAAGGCAGUUGUGCUUUCUUUUUCUGAUUAUUUGACUAUAACUUUUAAUAGAAUAAAGAUAAUUUGACAGAGUUUGUUGCAUUAUAUUCUGCAUUAAAAUUUCUUUCUAAUGAUACAAAAAUUUUAUAGUAUUAUUAUAAAAAAGAUGGAUGUUAUGAGCCAACAGACCUUAGAAAUGCAACUUUUUCUAAAGGUUUCCACAAUUUUGGCCACAAGUAUGCAUGUGGUAGGCCUCAAUUCUUAAAGAGUCCUUUCCACAACUUCAGGAUCUGCAAAUUGAAAAGUCUACAACAGCAAAUAUUGAAGUUACAAGGGGUGUAUGUUUUCUUUAUUACUAGUUUCAGCUGUUCACUUAAAACUGCAUGUAGGUGUUCAGAGUGCAGGGUGGGUGGCUAAUUUGUGGCCCUCCGGGUAUUUCUGGACUCCAGCUUGGAUCAGCCCUAGCUGGCAUGAUCAGUAACCAGGGAUGAUGGAGGAUAUAGAUGGAGGAUAUAUAGGACUAUAUGAUGUAUAGGGAAGUUUUUAAUGGUUGGUGUUUUUCUGUGGUUUUGCAGCCCAGAGUGGCUCGGGAAACCCAGCCAGUUGGGUGGGGUAUAAAUAAUAAAAUUAUUAUUAUUAGUCCAUCAACAACGGGAGGGUCACAUGUUCCCCAGCCCAGCAUAGAUUUUUCUGGGUGUGUGUGCUCUGAAGAUACUUGCAGAUAUGUGGUAAUAUUGAACUAUGUUUCUAAUUACAAAAAUCUUAAAUUAUCUUUCAGCAAAAUUCCAGCCUUUCUGAAUGUAGUGGAUAUUGCUGGCCUUGUGAAAGGAGCCCAUGCUGGACAGGGACUAGGAAAUGCCUUUUUGUCACACAUUAGCGCCUGUGAUGGAAUCUUUCAUCUACUGCGUAUGUAAACUUACUUUUGAAAUUUUUUUAUAUUAUUUAAGGAUGUGGCUUGCCUAAGAACUGGGGCCUCUAAAGACAAGCUACUCAAGCCAUAUUAAAUGUGCAUCUGCUACGAUUAAGUCAUAACAAUAUGAUAACCUUACUCCACCGUGGUAUUCUGAGGAGAACACAGUACAGUGGUACCUCAGGUUACAUACGCUUCAGGUUACAGACUUGGCUAACCCAGAAAUAGUACCUUGGGUUAAGAACUUUGCUUCAGGAUGAGAACAGAAAUCGUGCUCCGGCGGCACGGCAGCAGCAGGAGGCCCCAUUAGCUAAAGUGGUGCUUCAGGUUAAGAACAGUUUCAGGUUAAAAACGGACCUCCGGAACGAAUUAAGUACUUAACCUGAAGUACCACUGUAGAGGCUUCUGCUGAAGAAAGGGGUGGGUGAAACUCAUUUUUUGGCUGUUUUCCCCUUGAAGCCAUCCUCUCCCCAGCCAUUUCCUACACUAUUCUAUAGGGUCCCCAGUCCACCCAAGCAGAUUUUAGGGGCUCAGGAGGAUAUAGGUAGAAGAGAGUAUCAGCAAAAAUAACCCACCCUCUAGCAGCUGAAAUGUCUUGUUAGUGGAGUUUCAGUGCUGAAAAAUAUGGACCCAAUCUUGUGUUUCCAUUGUAAUGCGUGGCUUUGCCCAAAUAUACUUUGCAUUUAGUACAUCAUGAAGAAUAAUUUAUUUCAGAGAUACUGAAUUGUAUUUUUCAUAACAUUUCAAAAUGCUGAGCAAGGUAACAGUAUUUAUUUAAGAUGUGAAGGAAAUAAGCAGCUAUCUUAUCUUUAAAAGACAUCUGAAGGCAGCCCUGUUUAGGGAAGUUUUUAAUAUUUAAUGCUGUAUUGUUUUUAACACUCGAUUGGAAGCCGCCCAGAGUGGCUGGGGAAACUCAGCCAGAUGGGCGGGGUAUAAAUAAAUUAUUAUUAUUAUUAUUAUUAUUAUUAUUAAUUAAGGUAUAGGACCAGGGAAUUAUUAUUUAACCAUAAAGAAUAAAUUUUUCAUCCAGUCUAAAUACUUUGAGGCAAAACGUUUCUUAUGCCCCAGUGAAAAUAUCCAUUUGAUGUUCAAAAGUCAAAUCCAUUUAGAAUAAGUAGCAGGGGCACCGACUUGGGCCCCAGAUUCUUGGUGCCCAGCGUUCGUGACAUGACGUCAUGACAUCAUGUGCCCUGUGGCCUCAGGACCUAUCACUGGAAGUCAGAUCCCGAGGUCUCACAAGGCUUCGGACGUGACUUGUGGGUGCUCGGGCCGCCAGGGCCCCCUAGAGAUGCUGCCACUGAUAAGUAUUGGACUUAAGUUAUAUUUAGGAUAAUUUCCCACUGCUAUGGAUUUGUAGUAGUUUUUUCUUCUUCAUUUUGGAAAAGCACUGACUUCCAGAACAUUUCUAGUGUAAAUAUAUGCAGAUUAAAUUUGGUUUUGGUUAGAGGAAGUUGCCAUUCUCCAAGAGUGGCAAAAACAUAUUGGUGAAUCAAAUUUCAUUAGGAUAAUUGUGGUUUGAAUGCAUUGAGGAUCAGAGGUUAGUUCUACUGUAAGGUAAAUCUGUAAAUCAAUCAAUCUAUUGAUAUUGAUUAUUGGAAUUUGGUCUGCUGAGGCAGUUAAUAUUAAAUUACUGAAUAGUGCUAGAUUGAGUAUUCAGCAAAUGAUAUUUCCCAUGGGAAUAAAAGUUGAUAUUGUUCAGCUACACAAAGUAAACUUAACAACAUACAUAGCGAAAAAUAAUUUUCUUCAAGAUCAAUACACUGUAAAGCAAUGGAAAGAUAAAAUUACUGUCAAGUCUACUCAGCUCUUGUAGUCCUACUUCAGACCUAUUUUUAAACAGUUAUCUGCUGUUACAAGCAAUGCUGAGGUGUAACUUCAGAUAUGAAAUGGUGGUUACUUUAUAUCUUAUUUUCUCCAUGGGAGCCAAUGAGACAAUAUUGGUCUCUUAUCCUUUACUGUGGUACCUCUGGUUACAAACGCUUCAGGUUACAAGCUCCGCUAACCUGGAAGUAGCUGCUCCUGGUUGCGAACUUUGCCCCAGGAUGUGAAUGGAAAUUGUGCACUGGAGGCUCCUUUAGCAAAAGCGCACCUCAGGAUAAGAACGGUUUCAGCUUACGAACGGACCUCCGGAACAAAUUAAGUUUGUAACCAGAGGUACCACUGUAUUGCAUUCUGGUUCUUCCAAGUCAGAAUGAAGUAGGGGUGUGUGUGUGUGUGUGUGUGUGUGUGUGUGUGUGUAUUUCUUUAAACACAACUGAGGGCAACUUGUUUAGUUUGUAAAGGUUUUUUAUUUUUUAUAUAAACUCUGCUCAGUUUCAAGAUACAUCCAGGAAUAUGUUUGCACUUCCAACUUAAAAAAAUAUGUUUUGUAAGACUUGUUUGUUUUACCUCCUGCAAGCUGAGUUUUUGUAUAAUGUGGUUGCUAGAUGGUGACAGCUUACCUAGAUGUCUUCUUUGUGGUUAACACACUGUUGUAACAAAUCACAAUUAGUUGAACGCUACGUAUACAUUUUUGCUUGAACUUUUGGCAAGUUUUCUUACUUAAAAUGUAUAUCAGUAGUGCAAUUUGCCAAUACAUGCUGUUGAAACUCAGAAAUUAUGCUUUCAUGAAUGUGUCACAGCAAAAAUAAGCAAUGUGCUCUGCAUUAAAGGUGAUUUGAAAAUGCAAAGUGUUGUGAGAGAGAUUGGUUGGUUUGACAGUCACUUCAGGAAAAAGCUUCUACAAUGACUAAAAGUUUGGGGUGUGCAUUGGAUUUUCAGUAAUCCUGAAACUAAAGUGGGCCACUUCAGAUGGAUUUGGGGCUUAUCCAAGCCGAAGAGGAAUCUUUCUUAAGCUCUUUAAACUGAAGAGGGGAUCUCCAAAGCGUUUUUAGAUUUCUGUGUUAAACUCUGCAGACACAGUGUCUGCAAAACCUGAAACUUUUCUCUCCCAAGCUUGUCAUGCGAGGAAAACACUGUCAGGAAGCUCUUUUGUGUCCGACACAUCUUGCUUCUUACCAGAGAAAACCAGGAUUUAACCAGGUCUCUCCAGUAACAUUGCUUUAGGGUAGGGAAGUUGAAAUAAUGUAGCAUUUUUCUUGUCUGUUCUGUGGUCUUUUGCUAGUUCUGCCUAGUGGUGCUUGGUUGGAAAAUGCCAAAAUAUUCAAGUCCCGCCUUUGUGUAGCAUGUCCACAAAUCCUCUCAUGUCAAGCCAGCUUGGCAUUUAGUUUUUGUGACUUUGGAUGGCAGUUCAUCAGAACGCAAGCCCGAAGCUGUUCAUUUUAUGCAUCAGAACUCCUUAGCCCUUACACCCAGCCUUCUUAAAAUUUGCAGGUUAUUUUCCCAGGAGCACAUAUUCAUAAGAAAGUUGUUGCCCGCAAAACUAGAGGGAGGGCAGCAAAUCCCUUUAAGUUCACCCAUGCCAACAAAGUCAACUUUAAAGGUGCCUAGCACAAAAACUGCCAUAUACCAAUUUGUAAUUUGGCAGAUUUCUUACUUAGGGACAUCUCUGUCAUGUAUGCUAUUUUAUACAAGUUGCUCAUAGAAGAAUAGGGGAGCGUAAGUGAAUCCUUUUAAAAAUCACUCCCCAACUGUAAAGGCUAGCCUUUCAGGAAAGCCACUGCAAUUUUCCUUCUGAAAUUUGGCAGGACUCAACCUCUCAGAAGGGACAAACAAUCCUGCAAAUUUAAUCCAAUUCUGCUCCCCCCGCUCCCCCAAAUCAUAGACAGUUCCUUUAAAAAAUAAAUUCUAAAGGUGACCAGCCACCAACUCUCUGGACCUAUUUGUCUGUAAUUUUGCAGACUUUAUUUAGUCAAGUGGGGUAACUUUGCAUGAAAAUUUCAUCCAGUUCUGUCGAAAGGGACUUGGAUGUAGCAUCUGCAACAUCUUCCUUUUUUUCAAACUCUGUAUUCCCCAGGCACAUUGUAUUUUUAUGUUCUCAAAGUAGAAAUCUUCCCUGCUGAUAGAUAUUGCUGGAAGCUGCUUGCAGCAGAGGAGAGAUGUAUGAUGAUAUCACUUAGCCACACUCCAUUGCACCACCAUUUUAGUGAACAAAGCAAGAGCCACAUCUCAUCCCCUCAGCAUGUGUGGCUUUCCUUUGCCAAUUAUAGUAGUACUGUUUGUGCAGCUCUAUUUACGCUGUGACACUUUAGCACAUCUCUGAAAACUUGUAACUUUAGGUGUCACAUGCAUUUUGAGAUGAAUUUAAAAUCACAGAAGUGUCAACGUAUAAUGCUUCGUUCAGGUAGGAUAUAUUUUUAUUCAUUAAUGCAGGGGUGUCUAAUCUCUGGCCUGAGGCCUCUGAAACAUAUUUAUCUUCCCUCCACCCCAAUAAAAAGAAGGCACAGUAUUGGGCAUGAAGAGAGGUAAAUUUGGGUUCUGUGUGGUGCAUGUGCAGGAGUGUGGGGUGCCCACAUCUACGUUUAGCCAUACUUACCCCUAGAAGGCUGGCAAAGAGUGAGCGCUAUCUUAACGACUCUUGAUUUAAGGACUGUAAAUCUUCCAUUAUACAUGCCUAGACACUGUUCUGAAACUGUCAUUAUUAGUUAAAAUCUUCUAUCUCCUUUUUAGCUUCUGAAGGCUUAGACUUGGCCAAUACCUUGCCUUCAAACAGCUUUUGAUUGCUACAGACCAAUACCUAUUCAGUAGAUUACACAGAUAACAAUGGCAGGGACUGAAAUGGAUUCAGGGGGGUAUGCUGUACAAGCACUGGAACCUUUCAGUUUCGCCUUAUGCUAUCCAUAAAGCUUCUCCUGAAGGUUGCGGAGCUUCUAGAAUGAGAUUUAAUGUGGUAUAAUGGGAUUUCUGGAAAUGAAAAUGAGCAACUCCUCCCCUCCUCUGUGUGUGUGUAAAUAGUAGUGGCUGGUUCGGCAGCAUGGGCAGGGCAAGCAUUGCUCACCUGGCUUCCCAUUGCUGGCAGGAGUGUCAUAUUGGCUCUGCUUUUGCUUCCACACUGCAUUAAAGUACUCCUUGCUGCGCCCCUCCUUUUCUCGCUCUUGGUAACUAGCAGCAGAAAGGGAGAGGGUUUGUUGCAGUUGUUUCUGGUUGUUCACAUCACUUUUAAGUUUAGCAUGAUGUCUCUGCAUGGCCCAUGUGUCUUAAAUAUUUGUGGCCAAGGAAUGUUGCAACUUUUACAUUACAGUGUAACACGCGAUUUAGUUUUGCAUCUUACAUGGUUCUGUUUGUUUGGGGGGCGGGGAUGCUUGACUUGAAAGAUUGUGUCACUAUGAGUAUUUUGAAUCUACCAUUACAACAGGCUUGUUUUUGGCGAGUCAUAGGUGAAGGCUAAGGGUGGCCUGUUUUAGUAUUUUCUAGCUUGUCGCAGUCUUGAGUAACUUCACAAAAUGUGAACUUGUAUACUGCUGUGUGAUUUUAAAUUGUGUACUCUGUUUUUAAAGUGGUUAAAACUGCUAGAAUGUGUGACCUACAGCUCAUGGCCGACGUUCGUGCUUCAUUUUUUCAGAGUUGCAGAUUCUAGAGAUUCUGAGGACAGAUAUCUACAUAGUCCAGGCUUCCUCAAACUCGGCCCUCCAGAUAUUUUGAGACUACAAUUCCCAUCAUCCCUGAUCACUGGUCCUGCUAGCUAGGGAUCAUGGGAGUUGUAGACCAGAAACAUCUGGAGGACUGAGUUUGAGGAAGCCUAACAUAGUCUGUGUUGAUUAGUUUAGUGUUACAGAAUUCCUUACCUUUCCCUUCCGCUUUCUGUCUGAAUUUUCAUCACAGUUGCUAUUCUAACAGUUCGUGCAAACAGCCUAGUGGGCACCCUGUGGAUUUUGGCUAAAAGACAGAAGAAGGCAUAAAGAGGACCAAACAACUUGGAGGGAAGUGUUUUGGGGUGGGAGUGGUAUCCUGAGCAUGUAAUUUCUCACAAUUCAAAAAAGAAGGCACGGGAAAGUUUUCUGCUGUACAUUCUUGAAAGUUAACUUAAAAUAUUGCAGUUCUUGGUGAAGAGAAGACUUCAUGCAGCUACACUCUUGUUUUACUUUAAAAUGCAAGUGAGAUUUAUUUAUUUACUUGGAAGUGGCAUUUAACAAUAAAAUAUGCAUACAGUUUGCACUUUAGUCAUAAAUCUUGUCAAAUUGAGUGUACAGCACUAUAUUCUUUGUGUGAAUUUGAUGAUAUCACUCUGUUCUAGCCUAGUUUAGCCUAGCUUUUGGACCAAGAUUGUUCUAAGCACCUCUGAUCUUUUUACACAGCAGAUAAAUCAUAAAAAGCCCAUAUGUCUGAAGGACAACCAUCUCUGGCAAUAUAGUAGUGACAAGUGGCAUACUAUUUAUAGACAGCAUUUGCUAAGUUUCCCAGCAGGGACUUAUAUAUCUGACAUUGUAGUCCAGAAAGAAGAGAGCUGCCUGCUAAGCAACAAUGACAGUUUUUCUUACUAUUCCAAACAGUAUAUCAAGGUAAUAUACUGUACCAAGAAGGUUGAAGAGUAAUGUGUUGCCUUACAAAGCUUACUAUACUUUUUAUGGCUUCUUUUGGAGUGAGUUUUAACUUUUUAAUCCAAGCUCCUUGAAACUGAAACGAUAAGUGUAUAAUUAAAACAACAAUCUGGUGAAACAGACCCAAGAAAGACCAGGGGGAAGCUCAUCAUUCUGUUGCUUAUCCACCAAGGAUCCAAUUUUUUUGGAUAAAGGGUAGCAUAUAAAUUUAAUAAAAACAAAACAUUAAAAAUGCCCUGCUCUGUCAGGGUAGUGUGCAUCCCACCCUGUUAUAAUUGAAAGUACAGGGGGCAACCAUUUUGCUCGAGGGUUCCGUUCCUGGCCUCCACACACAUUGGUGGAGGAAGCCAACCUCACGGUUCCAUCUUCUGGGUCCAAAAGGACCUGCAUGUCAGCGGCCGCGUGUCAAUUGGACAUGCACAAAAAGGUCACCCCACCUGUACUGUAAGGGAAGUACUAAUUCUUCAAGAGUCCACAUUCUCCCAAAGUCCCACUGAAUCAUAGUCUGGCUUUGCACGAAAUGUGAACCAGGUCAUUCUCUGCUUGCAUUUCUUUUGCCAAAGUUUGUGUUCCUUUUUGUUCUUAUUUGGACCAGAUUUUCAUUUUCUGAAGGAAGCCUCCUUGCCUUAGCUUCUGACAUUCAACUUGUUAACCAUGCUAGAAGUUUCAUGACCUUGGUAGUGAGUAUUCUGAUCUGUGGUAUAUGUUCUAGCUGAGCUUCUAUUAUUGUGGAUUUUAAUUAUCAUCCUAAGCAUUCUGGGGAGAUUUGACCCUCUUGACUUUCCUUUCAACUUCCCUUUUACCAAUCCCUUCAUUUUAAAGAAAUUUUCUCUUUUGAAGUGUAAUCUGACUGUACUAGGCUUUGUGAGCAAUUACUCACUUAUAUGUUAAAUUUGAAAGCACUAUGGUCACUGUUUCUAAACUGCCCACAGCGCUUUUAUAUUGCACCAGGCCCUGGGCACCACUUAAGUCCAGGGUUGCCUCCCCUUUGGAUCAACUCCAUGACCAACUGUUCUUGAGCACAGUCAUAUAGGGUAUCUAGAAAUUUUAUCUUAGUUGUGACUGGAGCAAGCAUUUAUCCUUUUUUUGUUUGGGCAGUUGAAGUCAUCCAUUACUACAACGUUUCCUCCUUUGAUACUUUUUUGAAUUCAUUAUCUCAAGACCACUCUAGGCAUCUUGGUCAUGGGGAUGGUAAUACACCCUCUUUCCUAAGCUACUCUUGGGACUUGGUGUGCCACUCGCAUCUAUUCUGUGGUGAAAUCUACCCCUUUUGGGAUUUUCAGCUCCUUGAACACUAUGUCCUCUUUGAUGGUGCAGAGUAGCAUUGUCUCCAGCAUGCCAUUCCCUGCCCUUCCUAUAGACUUUGUACCCAGAGAUAAUUGUGCCCCACUGAUUGUCUCCUGGUUUUAUUAUAAUGCCUAGGAGAAUACCUUCUACUAAAGUGCUCACUCACAUUGAAUAGUCAUGAUACCAUAUGAUUUAUUUACUUUAUUGCACUAGAUUUUAGCUUCAUACAUUUUAUAUUUCAGCAUUAGGUAGCUAAUACUUGCAUAUUCCAGCUCUAAGCUUGAUUUUAAAUGUCAGUGCUAUUGUACUGGUUUCAUUUAAAUAAUUUUGCUUUACUUUGUAAGUCUAUCAAACUAACAGGUUGAGUGUUUGGCUGUUGGAGGCUUUGUAGGUGAUCUAAUAAAUCAUUUUGUAAAAAUGCUGCUCUGAAUGGGUUAAAACAGUUCUUUUCAGUGUUUCUUUUUACAAGCCACCUGUUGCCUUCGAUGCAUAAGUGUAUAAAUUUGAACAAAGUGCUCAUCACUUGUCAGCCAUCAGUGGCAGCAUAAAAAUUACUUGUGGUGCUUGCUUUGCAAGAAGUUCUUUUGUGUUUGUGACACCAGCUUUGUUUUAUACAAUUAAAGUAUUACACGCUAGAAUAAUCUAAAUUGCAGCCACUAAACGGUGAUGUAGUUCUUUUUUUUCAUAGAGCUGAAUUUGUUUACUGAUUGUAUGCAGCUAUUGACUACUGCUUUAACAUGACAGGUCCCUUGGAGAAGUGCUUUUCCCCCUGCUAGUACGGAAAGCUUUUCAUGCUCAUUAAAAAGUUCAUUUAUUUAUGAUUAGUCUUUUAUUCCCUAUAUUUUUUUAAAAUAGCAAACUAAGAGCAUUUUUAAGUGAUUUUGAGAUCUAUAAUAAAAUGAAGUAAUUUAUACUUCAAGGGGGAUUGUAUAAUGUUUCACAACAUGGUUAGCAGUUAUAGUGUAUAACAUUAGAACUGUGCUAGUCCCUUAAGGGCAACUGGGCUCAUGUACCAGGUGCAGCUCUAGGCUAAGUGACUCUGUCUGCUGUACCUCCAAACUUUGCAAUUCUAUAUAUAUAUAUAUAUAUAUAUAUAUAUAUAUAUAUAUGGGGGUGUGGUGUGGUGUGGGUGUGUACACCUAUCUAUAUUGAAAAUCCUCCCAUCCAAAACAUGUAAAGAAAAACAUUGUCUACAGCUUGGCUCUUGGAAUCAAAUGCAUUUGCAACAACAAAGAUAAAUAUCAAAAAAGGAUCGUUGGACUUAAAGAGCACCUUCUACAUAUCCACGUGUAAUUGAUUGCAACACAUGUAAUUGAUCCACUGGGCUUCCAUUGUGUCUAGAGAAAACCUCCUCCAUCAAAAUGAGGUGUCAGUAAACAAAGAAUGUUUCCCAUUUGUGGUAGCUUUCCAUAUAUCUUCCAUUGUCUGGCAAUCAGAGAAAGAUACCCCUGGUUAGCAAAUUCUGAAUGUCAUGCUAAAGCUGUCAACAAGCCUCCUGGUAACAGCAUUUUGCCAGCCUCCAACUAAAUACAUGCAGACUAUCAGUGAGAGCUUUACUGAAUCCACUUAACAACAUUCCUGGAUCUCAUCUUUGUAACGCUAAAUACUGUAUCACCUGUUUGCAUCUCAUGGAAGCAGCUACUUUCAAAAGCACCAGGACAGGUAGGACAUACUACAUCAAGCAGAAUAUCACUUGCAGGUCCUGCAGUAUAAUCUCUAUUGAGUGCAAAAAAAAAGGAUGUCAUAUCCAGUACAUAGGUAAAACUACAACUGACCUAUGCACACGUGUUAGAAACCACAAAUCUGCAAUUUUGACAGAAAGUUGAGCAAUCAGUUGUUAAAACAUUUCAGUUCUGAGAAACACAGACUGUCAGGCAUAUCAAUAACUGCUAUAAAGGUGCUAACAGAUCCAACAAUUUUGGUUAAGAGGGAGAAUGUCAGACUGGGGCCACGUGGUGCCAAUGUGUCCAGUGUGUACAUGCAGGAAGAUAAUACUAGUAUCACUUAGCAUCAGCAAGUGAAGCCCGUUUGAGCAUUCCAUCUUCAUCACAGCAGCUGAUGAAGGUGGAAGCCAAAAUGUUUUGCCACAUAAUUUUUAAAAAUACAUACAGCUUGGAAGAAUACAUACAGCUUGGAAGAACUGGUUUCUCCAGAGAACAUUUCUUUAGAAAGCAGAAAUAUAGAGGAAAACCCAAGAUCAGCAUUCAAAAAUCCCCAUUGUUCUAGGUACAUUUUGUGACAGGGAAUUUCCUUAGCGUGAGCAGUUUCUGAGCUCUGGGCACAGUACUGCACCUGAGAUAUCAGAUUAAAACUGCAGAGUGGAAGGAAAGGAGGACCUUUUUCUGCCUCCCAACUUCCAGCUACUUUCUGAAAACUGGAGAAGAUACCCUCUUAAGAAUAUUAGGGGUGUGGGGAGGGGACGGACUAGACCAUGUGAAAAAUGAACACAAUAUUUUAGCUGCAGUUCAUUCAUUUUUAGCUUUGAAUUCUUGUUAUAAAAAAGUGCACCUAGACAUUCCGUUGUUGCGCCCAUAACCUAGGUUUAAGGUGCCAUUUAGCUCCUAGCUUUCAUAUCUCAGUUUCUAACACUGCCCAAGAGUGUCUCAAGUGAAAGCAUUCAACAAUGGAGAAGGAAUGUAGCUCAGUGGUAGACAUCUGCCUACCACUUGCCUUGCAUACCAUAUGCCUUGCAUAUCAAGGUCUGAGGCUUCAUCCUCACCAUCUCCAAGUAUAGCUAGGAGACACCCCUAUCUGAAACCUUGGAGAUCUGCUACCAGUUAGUGUAGACCAUACUGAGCUCAAUGGAACAAUGGUCUGACUCAACAUAAGGUGGAUUCCUACAUUCUUAUGUCCCCAAGCAUGAAAUUGAAUGAUCAGGAUCUUCUACAAGUUUGUUCUGGUAUCUUUUUAAUGAGAUACAGUCAAAUAAGAAGCUAAGAACAAUUUUUUUGUAGGGGAAGUGGAGAAUCUAGGCCAGUUUUCCCCAAUUUGAUGCCCUCCAGAAGUUUUGGAGUACAGCUCCCAUCAUCCCUGAUCAUUGGCAGUGCUGACUGGAGCUGAUGAUAGUUGAAGUCCACAGCAUUUGGAUGACACCAAGUUGAGGAAGGCUGACCUUGGCUAAAAGCAAGCCUCCAGCAGGCCUAAACAGUUGCCCUAUACUAGCAUAAGAUUUCGAGGCUUUAUAUGUGAGCCCUGAGAAUCAUUGCAGGUUGCAGAAGGUGCUUGUGUGAGUAAGCAUUUGUGUAUUUCGGAAUCCAAAGCUCUACAAAACAAGGUUGGUUCUGUCCUCCCCCAGUGUGCGGAAUAUGACAUGUAUCAAUUCAGUUGCUAGCAUAUGUCCCUCUUGCAGGCCAAUCUUCUAUGUGGGGGAUUAUGUAGCAUGCUUGGAAGUUACCAACUUAUUGAAUUGUUUCUGGAUUUGCUUUAUAGCAUUGGCAUAUCCAGCAGGUUUCUUGGUAGUGGAAGUAGGAAGUAGGUAUUCUGGCUUUCUUGGUCAUGGAAGUCGGAAAGGGAAACCAGCGCCCUCUUGCAUUGAUGUUUUUCAUCUGCCCCAUAAUUUGCUGGAGAUGAUCAGUAAUAAUGGUCAGCAACAGUGUGUAGGAAGAGAAUUGCCCAGAUGCUACAAAACUCCAAACAGCAGAAAUUGAAUCUUCCAGUGAUGGUUAGCAUAACUGGUGACGAUGGUCAGGAGCAGUGUAGGGCAGUGCCAUUAGUCCCACAUAAUCAAAGGCAAUAGUUGAAGCUGGAAAGUGGAAGGCAUUGCACACUAAAUCUGGUUCUAAAACUGCUGUUUAGUAAAUUAACCCAUUAAGCCGCCCAGGAGCUACUAGGGUGGCACUGGCUGCCAGAAAGGCGGUGGGAGUGGAAGACUACAUUUUACCUUUGUAUUUUAAAACUACAAUAGCUUUGAGUGUUAAUGGAACAGAAUUGCUAUCUUCAAGCAAAUUAUUGUUGAUUUUUAAAGAAACCUUUUAAAGUAUUGCUGUUAGGCUUCUUUAAGGCUAUUGUUACAAACUGAAAGUACAGUGUAAGUACAUUUAGUAAGGUAAAGGUACACCUUCAAACUGAAUUGACCUGACAACCCCCACAGUGAUUUUGUUCACUAAAGCGCUACAGGAUUUCAGUGAUUAGACCCUAAAAGGAGCAUGCAAACAAGGUUACUACCUGUUUUGAUUGUUUUCUAAAUGACAACCUGAAACUAGUUGGAAGCUUUAAGCAUAUGUGAGUACAAUUUCCUAUAGUUUCUCCCUAUUUUUGCGGUGUGCUUAGUGUGAUGUUACAGUGGUAAAAGUGUCAUCUACGGUACUUGUAGAAGUAAAACCGGCGGAUGCUGGCAAAUGUGGUGGAAGAAGAAAAAGUUUGUAUAAAUAUAUAGAACUGCUAGCUUCAGUGUACAUUUGUGUGCUAUUUGUGUGGGGCAGCAAUGUAUGUCUCAGAAUUAUGAGAACAAUGAAUUAUGCGAACAAUUGCAAGUUCUUUAAUUUUGCAAUUGAGAUUGAAGAUACAUCUGCAGAGAGUGGCUUUGAGAUUUUUUAAAACUAAGACCUUAAAAUAUUUUAUUUAAGAAAGUAGCUUCCAAAAAGUAAGCAAGAAUGGAAAACGUCAACAACCUUGUUACAUACAUUGUAUUGGCCUCCUUGUUUUGUUUUGUUUGUUCAAAUAUUCUUCACCACUGCCACAUAAGGAGAAUCUGAUUUUCCUAUUAAAAAAACACAUGCAGUCAUCAAUAUUUUUAGAGAAAUUAUUUUGAUAUUUCCAUGUAUUAACUUUUCUGCUACUUUACAUGGAGUGAAAUGGAGCAUGUAUAUAAGAGUAAGGCACUGUGAGUGUUGCUGCUGGUAGCAAAGGGGCUGGUGAUGUUUUACCCCAGAAAUUAUACCCUAGCAGCACAUUGUCUGGUUCUUCCAUAGUUUCUUACACAAUAGGCAGUUCAGAGAUCAACAGUACAUUCCUAACUAUGUCUACUCAGAAGUAAGUCCUACUGAAUUAAUUGGAGCUUGCUCCCAGGUAAGAGGAUUUAGGGUUGCAGCCCAAGUCUCAAUUCCCUAACAGGUAGAUUUUCCAUAAGCGAAAUUCUGUCCAUUUGUAAAUUGAAAAUAUCCAUAUAUUUUAUAACAUCAUUGGCCCUCCGCUAAGUGAAGUUUUUUAUACUAUUAAUUAACUAGUGAACAUUGUUUUCAUUAUUCUUCCACUACUGUAUGUUUUGAAAUAAUUGUAAUAGCUUUCUGGAUUGUUGACGGUGUCUUAGCACAUCAGUGAGAUUUAGGUGGUUGCAGAAGAGGUAAACAAAAAAAUGGUACCUUCUCCUGGGUUUCCUAAUAGGUGACUAUUAGGUAAUAGUUACAGGUGACUAAUACGUAAGAGUUACAGACUGUCUGCAAUAUUGGAAGUGCCCCUGUAAAGUUGUGGCCUAUUGAACACAGUUCUGUUUGUGCUCUUGACCUUUUGGUUCAUCCUAUUCUGCUUGAUGGGAUGUGGGUGGUGCUGUGGGUUAAACCACAGAGCCUAGGACUUGCCGAUCAGAAGGUUGGUGGUUCGAAUCCCCGCGACGGGGUGAGCUCCCGUUGCUGGGUCCCUACUUCUGCCAACCUAGCAGUUCAAAAACACAUCAAAGUGCAAGUAGAUAAAUAGGUACCGCUCCGGCGGGAAGGUAAAUGGCAUUUCCAUGCGCUUCUCUGGUUUGCCAGAAGUGGCUUAGUCAUGCUGACCACAUGACCCGGAAGCUGUACGCCGGCUCCCUCAGCCAAUAAAACAAGAUGAGUGCUGCAACCCCAGAGUCGGUCAUGACUGGACCUAAUGGUCAGGGGUCCCUUUACCUUUACCUUUAUUCUGCUUCAUAUUUUAAGCAAAAAUGGAUUUCUAUAUACAGCAUAAAACAAAAGGGAAUAAGGUGUGCUGACUGUGUUCAUACAUCAUGUUAAACCAUAGUUAAUGUUUAACUAUUGUUGUUUUUUUUCCAUAAAAUUUUUUAUUAAUUUACAACAAAACAAAACAUACAUAAAAUUUUUCACAUCCAAUUUUCACAAAUUGCUUCUUUUCUGGACUUCUUCAGCUUCUCCGUAAAUCAUCCAUAGUCAUUAUUUUAAAUGCACAUUUCAUAAUUUAUAUUGUCAUUAUUUAUACCCUUAGUAUCCUUUCUCUUUAAACAAUACUUCUUAGUUUUUCACAGUGCUUUUUUAAACCCCUCUAGCGUUAUCUGUCCCUCACUUAUACUUUCCAGAUAUUCCACAAAUUUCCCCCAGUCCUCGAUGAACUUUUGGUCUCUUAAAUAUCUAAUUUUCCCAGUCAAUUUAUCCAACUCAGCAUAGUCUAACAGCUUCAUUCGCCAUUCUUCUACUGUCGGUAUUUCCUGUUGUUUCCAUUUCUGAGCCUAAUGUUUAACUAUUGCUAAUAUGAAUGGGAAGUGUAUUGGUGCAUGCUUCUCAAAAGUCAUUGCUUCAUUUCUUCUCUGCUCCUAGCCAUGCCAGGAGCAACAAACCACAUCACAUAUGUCAUCUGAGCCUGGGCUUAUGGUUUUAAACUCCAAAACAAAUCAAGAGCAGUAAGCAAAGAAUGAACACUGCUUAUAAUUCCCACAAUUGUGCCCAUGAUACAAAAGUAUUUGUAUGUCACAGUAACUACAUGUGGUUUUACAGGGAAUUUCCACAUCAAGGAUCUAUAAUAGGCUACCUCUGGAACUUCAUAUGAAAAUUCUAUAUGAAAAAUCAGAUCAUUUUUGCCAUAUAUAACACAGCCUGGCUCACAUAGAAAAUAUAGCAUCAAAGUGAGUCUAGGGCCUGGUUCAGACUGUCAUUCCAGGCUUCAUAAAUAUGGCUUAUUUGCCUGGUUCAUUAACUGACAAGCAUUAAGCCAGAGUUGCUCAUUAUGGAAAUAAUUGUGAACGCAGGCUUAGUGCCAUCUUAGAUCUUGGUUCAGAAGCUGGUGCACAGUGAGAAGAGAGAUGGGGAGUUGCAAGAGAGCCAUGCUUGGCCUAGGUGGUCACACCCAACUUCACAAACCAUGGCAUGACCCAUGUGGUUAAACUACUUUAGCUUCCCUUUAGACUUAUUAAAUCUGAGUAAGAUAAACAAACUGUGGCUUAUGAAGCCUUGAAUGGUUGUUUGAACCAGCCUAAGUCUGUUUGCAGUGCAGAUUAAUAUGGGUUUUAGACACAGAUGCAGAUCAAAUGCAUAUUAGUCCAAACAUAAGCUAAUAAUUAGAAACAAACCAAUUUCAUUUUAUUGGCAGUUACUGGUUAAACCUCUUUUUGGUCUUAUUCAGUCUGGGUAAUUAAAUUUUAUAGUUUAUUGUUGUAUUUGUUUUUAAAAAAUAUUAGGACUUGAAUCUCUCUAAAUUUGUCCUUGGUAUAUUUUACUAAGAUUUAAACAUUUAAAAAUUUAAAACUAUUUUUUUAUUAAGCAGUAAAUGCAGAUUUCUCAAUAAUUAAGCAAAAUCUGGUGAAGUUUGUUGUGUAGAUUUUAUUAAUGUUGGACUAAAAUGUUAAGAAUGUGCCACCUACCACAUUUAAUGCUUUAGUAAUUAAUGGCUGCAGUACUUAAGAGAAAAAAAUGUUGCUUUUCAGGAGCAAACCAAUAUGAGGAAUGCCUUAGGAACAUUAUUAAUGCUUUAGUUUACAAACUUUACUGGCACAUAUUCAAACUCCUUCAGAAUUUUACUGAUCAUUUCAAUUCUUUUUAAGUGCUUUAAGCCAAAUCUAGUAUAUAGAAAUUUUCAUUUAUUUGCUUCCAUGCAUUUGUUUUUAAAGAAAAGUAUGAAUACAGCCUUUUUACUGUUUGUAAGAAACAUUUACAGAAGCAGGCUUAGAGUGCAGAGAUGCAUGUCAGUAUUCAGAAUUCAUAUUUCCCUUGAACAGAUGAUUGUGAUAAAAAUGGUGCAUGGUGUGUUUUCAUUGCCUGUUGAAAGACUUGCAUGCAGUUAAAAUAAGCAUUUUGAUGGUGGUUGAAUUAAGAGUUUUUUUUGUCAGUCUCUUCUCAUCAUGGAUGAUUAGACUAAAAUGUCUGCUUGUCUUGACUUGAGAUCACCACAGCUUCAGAUAACAUGCUUUGUGAUUGAAGGUCGAAAUAUUUUGAAUUCUAAUAGGCUGCCAGAUGAAUUGCUUGAAAUAGACUGUAAAAUUUCAAGGCUUCCUUUUCCAUCUGCUGUGAAAAGAACCAUUGGGAAUGGUCGAGCUUGAUGAUCAUAGAAUUACUGGAUGGUGAUUCUAAAACCCUCAAAGGGAAGUUGCUAUGGCGAUCUAGUUCCAAACUGUGAAAUGAUUCACCUUUGAAAGGCUUCAGGGUCUGAGAAGCUGAACACAUCAUUGUUCAGGUGGUCAUUGGUUAGGAAAUUGCUGGUGCCUGUGUAAUCAGCACUCCUGUGGUAGUUAACGAUCUAAAAAGGUUUGUUCUGAAUGAUGUGGGACAACAGCAAUAUGCAUGAGAUGGCUUCUCAAUCUUAGUUUGUUAGUCUGGUGCUUGUAAAAAUAUAGUCAACUAAAUGCGGGAGAACAGAACUGCUUUAUCUGGAAGCCUUUUUAAAGACAGAAAUUUGCUCCGUGAUGGAUGUGGCAUGUAAAGUGGAUAGAAGUGGAAAUACGGUCUUCUAGCAUCCAUCUGGGCAAAAAUCCUUUUUAAAUGAAUGAAGGGAAUAUGGUGUGUGCAUUGGGUGGGGUAUUCAUAAUCACAUUUUUUUUUAAAAAAAAUUGUAAUACCACUAAAAUGUGAUUUUAUUGUAACUCAGGAUCUACACAAUAUUUAGAAUGAGCCCUAUUACCAAGCAAAUCCCAAUUGUUCUUGGUCCUUCAAGGAAAUACGCUGGUUACAUUCUGCUUAUGAAGAAGUAGACUACAAUUGAGUUGGGGUGUUGAGCAAGGAUUUAAACGUUUUUGGUUAUUUGGCAUCUUGUUGUUCAAGAUGGAGAAGCUAAGAACCUCAGCUAGCAAAGACCCCAGUUUGCUGUUAUCAGGAAGGAUGGACCUGUGUUCCUUACACAGCUGACUUGCCAACGUUCACUUAUUUAUUUAAUUUGUAUAUUGUCCAGUAACACAUGUUCUCUGGGUAGUUUACAAGUGUAAAUUCAGACAAUGAGGUAUAAAAACAGGACUUGAAAUCUGAAACAAAAACAAAUCUAUAUAUAAAGGAUGCCAAUUCACAAUGAUAUUAAAGGUAGUGACGGAUCCUACAAUACGGGAAGGAAAUAAAUUUAUGGAAAGAAAGUUUCCCUUCUUCUCUGCUUCAAGCAACCUUUUAUUUUAUUUUAAAAAUUUUGUUUCCAAAAUACAAACACAAAGAACAAAAUGGUUACAUAAUGCUGUUACCAACAGAAGGUGAUGAUGUAUGUAAGAUUCUUUGGCAUCUUGACAAUUUUCUGUAUAUUUUAUCCUAAUAUUACAGCUUGUACUUAAUUUCCCUAAUCUGAGGAAAGCCCACUGUGAACAAUGUGUUUGAUCAGUCAUGGAUGGAUUGCUGCUGGGGAGAGUGGGUAGUUGCCCAAAUUGAGACACCUACUGGUUUGGGGCUGUAGCAGAUCCUGCCUCCCCACCAAGGCUUUUCAGGAGACUUGGGAACCACAGGGGUGAGGAAAAGAUAGAGAAGUUUUCUUCCGUUAGCUUUUUGCUGUUCACAUUUUAAGAUCCAAGCAAGCAUCUUCCAGACUUCAAAAUCUCCUUUUACAGAUUAAUUGGCAGAUUCUAAUCAUGCUCUCAACAGUCCCAUUUAGGCUGCAAAGUUGAUAACUAGUUAAUUGCAACAUGCAAAAACUGUAGUUCUGGUUGAGACUGCUUGAAUUUGCUAGGCCAUUCACUAUUGACUGGAUCAACCUUUUCAGAUGUUUCAGCAGCUAGAAAAGCAUAUUUCUUAGUUCUCAUCACCCUUUCUUAAAAAGAAAAUGCCACUAUUAGCAUCUGAACAGUUGAGUGCUCCUCUUCCAUAGCAGAUCACUAUGCAACAUCUAUGCACCUGCAAUGAUUGCAGAAUUUACUCAAUUUGUGCCCUCUUUCAAAAUGGCUAGAUAACCCUUCCCCAUAAUCAGGUAUUAUUAUCCAGUUACUCUACUCUCUCUACUUUAUCCCCUGCAUAGCUCCUGUGCCCUACCUCAUUGCUUCAUCUCCAAUAUGAGAUAAUUGAACUAAUGACCAUUAGAGGCCCAUGAUCCCAAUGAGGUUGGAGAACACACUUUGGCAAAUCUUGGAUCUCCUUCUGACUUACACACACAUGGUCUAAAUUGUUCUCCUGUGCUAGUGCCCCACUUCAUAUUAGGCAUUUUUAUCUUUUAGCCCUGCCCUGGUUUGAGAACAACUGGGUUAGUUAUCAUGAUGACUAAGCUCUUCCCAUUCACCAGCAGUGCAUUUCUGACAUAAAUUUAGUACUUGCAUAUUAUUAGUCUUACCGUUCAUAAAAGUAGGGGGAAUUGGGACAAAGAGAUCCUCUCUGAUCCUUGCAAGAUGAUGGUAGAUGGGGUGGGUGGGUGAGUAAGCUAGCAUUGCUAUCACUCAAACCUAUACAGUACAUAUUUACUUGGAAGCACUUCAGAGCCUUUGUCCUAGUUCUUGUGUGUUUCUUAUUUGUCACUGGCUGGGUCCCUUGAGCCUCCCUAAAGGUUAUUACAAUCUAAUAGAAUUUCAGUUAACAGAAUAAUCUCUCUCUCUCUCUCUCUGUGUGUGUCUGUCUGUCUCUGUGUAUAAUGUAUGUACAUUACGUAUAAAAUGUGUGUGUUUGUAUGUGUGUGUGUGUAUAGAUAUAUAUAUAUAUAUAAAUUGCACAUACUAUAAGUUACUAGUUCAUUAGAACCAGUGAAAAAUUGAGAAUUAAAAUAUGCUUUGGUGGCACAAACUCUAAACAGGACUUGUAAAUCAAACAAAAUGAUUAUUUCCAAAGUCACUGAGUACUUCCAUUUAAACUAUAUUUAUACAUAAUAUUGAAAAAAAAUAUCUAGUUAACUUUAAAAUAUGUAAGUUCUUGCCAUUUAGGGUUCUAUGAAGCUGAUCAUCAAGAGGGUUGCAAAUCAUUGACUGUUUCUAUUUUCAGAAUUCCACAUCCCUGAGUAAUUUGCUUUAAUUUCACCCAAUCUAACCUAUACUUCACACCGUCACCAUUCAGCUCUUAAUAGCUAUGUUCUGUGCAUAAGAAAAGCAUAUAAAUGUCCACAAUUACACUGCAAAUGAUUACAACUAGUUAGUGUUUUAUGAAGCACUGUAGAACCAAAGUUAUAAAGUAUUUGAAAAAUUAUUCUCCCGAAGGCAUUUGUCAAGAGAAUUUUCUUUUUCAGCUAUAUAUUUAACUUGUUGACAUGCAUGCCUCUAGCUGGAAAAAAAUGUUCAUUCUUACAAAAUGCUGAAGUAGAGAUUGCAUAAAUUGACUUUUAAUUCUUUCAGCAUAUGUUUAUGUGUUAUCCUCUUUACAUAGAAAUUUAUUGUCAUGGAAUCAAAGCUAGACUUCCACUCUGACUUCACAAUAUUAUCUCCCACGAAAUUUAUUCUGGUCUCAGAUUCUAUACUUUUAUCGAACAAUUCUGGGAAGAUAGUGUGUUAGCCUGAGAGAAGGCAUUCCCUCCUUUCAACUGAAAGUUUUGAGCAGGUUUUAAAAAGUUUAUUGAACAGGUGCAUCAUAAUACUAGCAAUUGGACUGAGCAGCCAGUGUUUUAUCUUUCCCAAUUACUGGAAGCUGUCUGCGGACAAACGCUGACUCUCUCGGCCAAUAUGAGCGCCACAACCCCAGAGUCGUCCCCAACUGGACUUAACGGUCAGGGGUCCCUUUUCCUUUAAUUACUGAUGAGUUAGGGGGAAUAACUUUGGCUUCAUCAAGAGGAAGCCAAAGCAAAAAUGGACAGAAAUGCUGGGAAAGUAGUUCAGGUCACUUAGCCAGUGUUUUCUGCCUAUAACCUGAUUAAACCAAGAAUGAGCUUUUCUCUUUUUUGGCAGAGUUGAAGCAAGAGCAAAGAACUUGCAUAAAUACUUUCCAGGCCUUGGAUCCAAUAUUAGAAACUGGGGUAGGAAUGCUAGGAACCAUGUGGCUCCUGGGACCUAGUUUGUGGGCACCAAAACAAAAGGUCUAGGGACCUAUUGUUGUUGUUGCUGCUGCUGCUGGUGCAUCAGGUGGUCAGCAGGGUAGCACGGUAGGAAAAAGAGGCUUUUGCUACCUCUGUACCCUGCCAAACACCUGAUUCACCUGGCAGAGCAGUGAAGAGCUGUUUGGCGGGGAUAGUUCUGCAGCAAAAGAUGUGUGUCUUCUGCUGCCAUUGUGCCCGGCAGACCAGCUGACUGCAGCCAGGCAGGUGGAGAUGCUAGGCUUCAAGGGUGACACCUGACAUCUCCAACGAGUCACAAAAGGCCGGUUGCCAGUUGCAAAAUGCUACUGGAGUCUGGCAAAUUUGAAUGCUGCUUGGAUCUAGAUGUCUUUUGCAUGAUCAGAAAAGCACUUGUACAGUACAGGCUUGCCAAAUUCCUCCAGUUUUCCCAUUCUUCUACAGCCCCCUGUAGCCCAUCCUACACCAUUUUAGGUGGAGCAUCAAGUGGGGUGUUUUUUGGGGGACGAGGAAUAGAAUAGAAUAGAAGCCAGGAAAUCCUUCCUGUGCAAACAGAGGUCUGCUUGAUUGCCUCUGGAUCCCACCUUGUGGUUUCAUUUUCACAUUUCUCCUUCUGUGAGAGUCCAAAUAUCCAGCCAGGCAACUCUUAUGUCUCUGCAUCAAUAGCCACAGGUUACAGGUCAUUUGUUUGUUAGAGAGCAAUUCAUCCCUCAUGCUCGCUAAGCAGGGGGGCCAACUUGAGAAAAAUAUUGUGGUGGCCCAGGUAAGCCUCACCCCUGCAUCACAUGAGGCAAUGCCCACACACAAUUUGAAUGGGAAUGCCCAUCAACUUUGUGGGGCCCCCGCCCCCUCAAACAUUUUAUUGGGGGAUCAAGCCCCCAUGGCCCCUAGGUGUUGGCUCCUAUGUUGCUGAGCUUUCCCAAGGUAUAUAUAGAAGCUACAGUAUACUUACAUUGCAGCCUAAUGUUUUGUAGCUGAAUUGGUAUUUUUUCAUCUACAGAAUGUAUCAAAAGAAAGAGACCAGUUUCUUUCUAAUGAAAGUAUAAAAGUGAAAUAAGCAAAUUGGUAGGUAAAAGGGACAUGUUUAGAAAAAUGUGAAAGAGCAGAUCUGUCUAUUGGACCAUAACAGUUAUUUAUUCCAUGUUUGCUUAGAGACAUAAAUAUCAAAAGUGAAUUGGUGCACAUAUUAUUUUAGUUUUCUGCAUUACUUUCCACAGUAGACAAAGCACAGGCUCCUUCAUAUUUAAGUCAAACUAGUUUCCUGUGCUGUAUCAUAAAACUUUCAGUCCAAUCAGCAACUGCAUUUAAAUACUGCAAAUUGUAGCAGCAAAACAAUAAUUCUGCUGAUUAGCCCCUUUCCAUUUCUUGUAAGUGAACUGUUUAUGCUGUUGAGUACCUUUUGAAAAAAGAAAAAGCCAAAACAGCCUUGAUUAGUCAAGGAGUAAUUGGAUGACUUGAUUUUAGCAAGAGAAUGAAUUGGUUGAUGAUAGCCUGUAACUAAGUGUAGUGGUUCUGUUCAGAGGAAUACAUAACAUAGAGUCAUCAGAUCUUGACAGGUAUAACAUAAGCACUGGCAAAAUCUCUGGAUGUUUUGAAAUAAUUGUCAUAUGGACGGUGUAAGAAAUGGCAGAAGAGUGUGCAUAUUGUAGAAUAUAUCUGAAGGCAACUUAUAAUUUAAAGUGUGCAUACAAAAUGUAGAUAGAUUUUGCCAUACUAAAAUAUGGGGGUGGGGAGAAGCAAGGUAGACUGCUAAGAAUGUCUUAGAAGAUCAUGGUGCUUUUACUAUAGUGCAGAAAGAGAAAAUUCAGCCUGUGAUUGAGAAAAAAAGUGCUGUUGGUGAGGUGUGGUCCUUAAGGAUGGGAAAAAGGCCCUGAAUAAAGCUACAUAGAGUAAGGAAAGAACUCCGUGUAAAGAAAGUGUUGCUGCUGAAUAUUUGUGGUUAUUUAAAAGUUCUGCUUAGGUGAAUCAUGAAUUGGGCAAGGAAAGGAGGAGGAAUGCACAGUCAUUGAGACUGCUCCUCAACAUUUUAUCAAGAUCAAAGGAGUAAAGCGAUGAAGACAAACUGGAGAUGGUGUGAGGUGGGAUGCUGGAAUUGUUUGCUCCUGGCAAUGAUGCAAGAAAGGGAAUUUGCUAUCUGAUAGGGGUCAAACGAACUACAAGCGUACUCUUUUGAGGCAGACUUACUGUGUGGCCCAUGCAAAGCUGGGAUUUCAGAUCAAAUGGAAUUGAGUUGCUUAUUUGGUUUAUUAAAAUCUGUAAUGGUUUCCUUACUUGUUGUUGUUGGAAGGUGUUCUUGCACCUAUUUAGAUAAAGAUGGCCUUUAUAAAUGUUCACAUAAUUUCUUCGUUUCAUACAUUAGGCAUGGUUCCAUGGUUUCAAUAGGGGCUUGCUUAGGAAUUUUGAGCCUAAACAGGAAGAAAACUUGUGCUUUCUAUGUCUGUGUCACAGGAACAUCAGUCAUUGAAUCCUUCUUCCUUCUCUUGUGACUGUGUCCUCCAAGAGGCAGAAUAUUGCUCUUGCAUUUGAGAGUUGUACUCUCAGUGUACAAACUCAGGACUUGCUUGUACAAAGUGUACAGGAAUUAUAAUUGCCUGUUACUGUACAAAGCCUUGCAUGGAGGGAUAUGGCUUACCCCGCUUUUAGAUCUGUCUCUGCAAAUAUCCAAGAAAACUUCUUAAAAAUAGCCCGUUGAUGGUUCUUGACUCCAGUCCACCUUGCACAUAUAAAUAGACUUGUUUCCCCUAUGUGUUGUGAGGGGAUGUAAUGAAAAUGGAAGCUAUUAGCACAUGUGACGGUGUUGUAAACAUGUAUACACAUUUUGGGAAAAGAUGAUGAAGGAAAUCUCUGAAGUAAUAGUUUUACCAGUGCCUUUAAACCCCAAAAUUAUGUCUUUUAUCAAUAUGCACUUAAUGUGUAAACAACAUGCAAGUUUUCUGUUAGUAGAUUUUGUUCUACCAUAUUACAGGACUGGAAAGAAUCCUCAGAUUUUUCUUUAAAUAUUUGGUUUAAUAAAGUUAUUUUUAUCCUCAUUUCUGAAAAAAAAGACUAAUAAAUUACAGAUAUCUCAGGUUGCAGCGAAACCUAUUGGGUUUGCCUCCAUUUGGCAGCCAUUUGUUAUUUAUAUCAUAUUAUGCCAAUUCUGGGGAUGGCAAACCUUGGUGAAAUAUGGCUUUAUUUGAUAUUCAUAACCCUUUUUUUGUGCAGUGGUACCUCUGGUUACGUAUGCGUCGGGUUACGAGCUCUGCUAACCCGGAAGUAGUUGCUCCUGGUUGCUACCUUUGCCUCAGGAUGUGAGCGGAAAUUGCGUGCCGGAGGCGCCAUUGGCAAAAGCGUGCCUCUGGUUGAGAACGGUUUCCGGUUACGAUUGCACCUCCGGAACAGAUUAAGUUCGUAACCAGAGGUACCACUGUAUUCUCUUUGUAUCACAUCAGUUUUAUAGUAACAUACAAUUUGUUGCAUUGUCUCUAGAAAUUGUACUUUCUUUUAGGUGGUAACGGCUGUGAAACCAGUUUCUUGUUUUGUAUAGGUUUUCUUUUGUAUUUUUUACAGAACUGCUAUUUCAACUUCAUAAUAUAAUUUUGAUUAUUUAUUUAUUUAUUUAUUUAAAGAAUUGGGUAGAUGACCUGUUUUAUAUGGGAAUAUUUAAGGAACAGUUUUCUCACUGGAGGCUCAAGUGGCUUCAGUGAUACAGAGUGCCUUUUUUCAGCUUCAUUUGGUUUGCCAUUCUACAGUCAUUCCUGGACAGAGAUAGCCUGUGCUCUGAUAGCUACCUAUUUUGGUUUACUGUAAUUGCACCCAACAGUCUACCACUGAGAUACGGGUGGGGCUGUAAUUCAAUAAAAGAGCAACUGCUUUACAUGCAGAAAGUCCCAGGUGUGAACCCUGGAAACAUUGGUGGGGUGCUUUACAUGGCCACCAUAACACCUGACAGUCAGCUGAUCGUUGGGUCUUGUGAAGCCCUUAUGAAGUGCCCCACAAGACCUGAUCAGUGCUGUGGACUGUGUAUUUGUUUGCAUAGUUGGAUUUAAAAUCAUGUGGGUUAAUAAGUGUUGACUGAUGUCAUUAUUAUGUCACAUUUAGCCUGCAAGGGGUGGGAUAGAUAACAGUCUGACCUACUGGACAGAUCCAGUUCACCACUUCUGCUUUAUAUGUCAACAGAUGCAAAACGUGUGAAGGGUAAUAAUGUACUAUAAUGUUGCAAUGUUCAGUGAAUUUGUUUGUGACUUCCUCUGUUAUCAUACAAAACUUACCCUUCAGAGGCUUUGACAAGCAUUUGCUUCCAGAAAUGGAACUCACUGAGUGCUUGUAUGAAUGAUACAGUAUUCAGUGUCCUACCUAAUGCAGUUUGUACUCUUUGAAGCAACAGCACCACUCAUUUGAUUGAUUAGUUCUGCAUUCUCUUGCAGUGCUUUCUGCAUAUCAGACAAUAUUUUCCAGAUCUUCUCUGCAAAUGUAAAAAAGAAAAAGAAAGCAUUUUUGUCAAUCUACACAGGACACAUAUUCCAGAGAAUGAUGUGUAUUCUAAUUAUGUGUACAUCUGUUCAUUGGAUGUUGUGCUGAACUAUAAUAUGGUUCCUCUUACAAACUCUUGAUUUCAGAACCCUGAAGGCCAUAUUCUGGAGCUCUGUUUCUAAAAGUUGCAAGUGCCGCAGUUACUCAUGGAGUUCCCUUCAUCAAGCCACCUUGAGCAGCAUUUGGUAGAAUGUGAGCUACAAAUGUAACGAAUAAAGUAAUAAUAUCAUUGUAGUACUAUCUUAUUGCCCUGUUCCAGUGUGGCACACUGUGUAUUGGAUGGAGGACCAUGUGUAUAACCAGAUGCGGCACAUGUAUUUCCCCUAUCUAAUCCAGUAGCUGGGAGUGCAUUCCUGGAUUUUAGAGUACUGAAGAGAGCUCUGGCUAGGAUGGGGAGUCUCUCAGUUCUCAUUGUAGAUGGUAUAUUGGUCACUACUCAUCAGUGCAAGUUUUAUUUGAUGUCAGGGACUGGUUGAAGCAAUGGUGGAAGGAACCAGUUGCGGAACCCUCAAGGGAAGAAGGCUCAGAGCCCGGGGAUUGGUGGUGGGACGACAAUGAGUGGUCAGAGGGCAAAAACAGGGAGGAGGAGGUGUUGGAAGCUGAAGAGGUUACAGGGCUUAAUGAUCAGUGAGAGCCUGUGGCAGAGAGAAGUCCAGAAUCAGAAGCUGAUGCAGGAAAGUGGGAUGAGGGAGGCCAAGAUGAGUUUGACUAGUGAAGCGGCAUGGGUGCCUCCCCCUCCUGCUGCGACAAGCUCCUGUCCCCACUAGUCUACCAGAACCAGGAGAGGCAUGAAGAGGGCAGAGGAGAAAUUCGUGUCACAUAGGCACAGUCCCAGAUUGCUUAGGGAAAACCCUGGAGAGGAGGUGACUUUAGGCAGUUGGGAGGGGAGGGCCUGGGACCUUCUGGAGAUUACUUGCUGUGCUCAUUAGGCCUGGCACUGCUGUGAAAAUCCUGUUCCCUCCUCCUAAUAAAGAGUUUACUUCUCUUUACUGCUGGCUUGUUAACAGUCAUUCAGCCUUGUUUAACUAUGUUUUUAAAAAGCCAUUUUUUUUUGUCUAGAAAUAACACUUAAAUAAGCUGCCUGAUACUUAGUCAGCCUGUUGAUCCAUCUAGUUAAUUGUUGUCUGUGCUGACUGGCAGCAGCUCUCUAGGAUUUCAGGCAGGAGUCCUUUCCAGCCCUACCUGGAGAUUUUGGGGAUCUUCUGCGUGUGAAGCAGCUGCUUUGUCAUGAAGCCACAACCCUUCUGCAUAACACCACCUCCUUGUCCUCCUUCCUCAGGCUACAGAGAAACACAAGCUUGAUGUAAAGCAUUUUGCAUAUGAUUCAUAAACAGCAGAUACCGUAGUUUUCCGAGUAUAAGACUAGGUUUUUUUCAAUAGAAAAGAAUGUUCAAAAUUGGGGGUUGUCUUAUACACGGAUAAUGCAGAGGGGGCACAGGAGAUUGGUUGGAGCCACGAGCAGGAGAUUUUCAGCGGCGAUUGAGCAGGUGACUGGCGGCUGCAGCAAGGGCUGUUGUUGAUUGGCUGCCACUGCGGCAAUUGUGCGGGUGAUUGGUGGCUGCUGGUGGCGAGCAGGCAGACGAUUGUUGUCUUCGGCAAUGCGUGAGAUUGGCAGUGGCGUUCUGGCGGGUGAGUGAUUUUCAGCACCCCCCCCUCCAAAUCUCAACAACUUUGGGCAAUCCCCCCCCCAAAAGCUUAACAACUCUGGGCAAUCUCCCUCAUUUUCUGACUUUGGAGUCCCCAAAAAUAUGGGUCGUCUUAUACAUGGGGGCAUGUUAUACAUGGAAAAAUACGGUAAUUCUGGGAAGAUAGUUGAACUGGUGGCUUGUGACUGCUUUUGCUUGGUGGGUGAUCUCAAGAAUUCAGGGCUAAAUGCAUACACUCUCCUCUUCACUGGACAUUCACAUUGUCCCCAAAUGGGAAAGGGACACAAACUAUUGAUGCUUUCCCACCACUAUAUGCUGUGUGCAUAAGGAGUCUGGCAAGGCAACUCCUUUUGUUGGCCAGGUGACAUUAGUUUGAGUAGUUGCUAAUCUGAAGUUGUUUUUGUUUGUAAAAUACAUUUCCACGAUAUGUGGGGAAAUGCUACAAAAUGUAGGAAAGGUUUGAUGGCCAUCGAUCAAGGAUGAAGUACUAGUACAUUUCCUGAACUGGCAGAGAGUUGGACCUUUAAGAGUCUUACCAAAUCUGCUAGACUGUGUUAGUUGAAUGGAAAAGGCAAGGGGAGGGGGUAAGAAUGCAUCUACUCAUGGAAUCUGAGAGAGAAGUUGCAAGUUCUGAGGAUUUGCAGCCUAUUAUCUCUUCUGUGGUUAGCUGAUAAGAUUUCACUUGCUGUAGGUUGUUUUUGUUGUUUUUGUUUUGUUUUUACAAAUGAGAAAAUAGUUUCAGCAAAUUGUUAGUAUAGGCUCUCCUAAAAUUGUACAUUGUGAUUACUAUACAUAUUUAAGCUAGACCCUAUCAGUUCAUUUGUAUAAAUAAAAUGUUAAAGAAAAUUAUUAUUACAGUCGUUCAUUAGUAUAAAUAAAUGUUUAAGAAUGUUGUUAUUAUUUUUUCAGUAAUAUAUAAUAACCUGCAAUUAUUAGAAUACAUUGAUAACAAAAUAUGUAAUAAUAAUAACUAUUAUUAUUAUUAUUAUUAUUAUUUAUAAUUUCACCCUUCACCAAAUCAUCCAAGGGUGGUUUAUGCACAAUUACAAGAAUGAAAAGAGUAAAUACAGAAAACUAGCAGCUAACACUGGGGUAAGACAGUUUAAGCAUAUAACGCCAAUCCUGACUUGAUUGCACUGGCUGCCUGUUAGUUUCCAGGUCAAAUUCAAAGGGCUGGUUUUGACCUAUGAAGCCUUAAAUGGCUCAGGACCACAAUACAUCAACAACCACCUCUCCCCAUAUGAACCAACCAUGACCCUGUGAUCAUCAUCUGAGGCCCUUCAAAAUGUGCUGCCUCCAUGAGAGAUCCGGAGAGUGGCAACAUGAGAAUGGGCCUUUUCUGUGGUGGCUUCCUGAAUGUUCUCCAGAGUGAAGCUUGCCUGGUGCUUUCAUUACAUAUAUUUAGGUGCUAGGCAGAAACAUUCCUCUUCUUUCAGGUCUUUGGCUUAAUAAUAAUAAUAAUAAUAAUAAUAAUAAUAAUAAUACCACCACACCCAUCUGGCUGGAUUUCCCCAGCCACUCUGGGUGGCUUCCAACAGAAUAUUAAAAAUGCGGUAAAACAUCAAACAUUAAAAACUUCCCUAAACGGGGAAUUCCCUAAAUUAAAUAAUCAAUGGCCUUUUAAGCUCUCUCUCUCUCUCUCUCUCUCUCUUUCUCUCUCUUUCUCUCUCUUUCUCUCUGUGUUAGGGUUGCCAUAUUUUAAAAAGUAAAAACCAGGACACUCCAAAAGCUGUUGAGUUGUUUUUUAAAAAAACAAAACGAGAUUUUUCGAUUCAUUUGUGAAAGUUGCUAUGCUAUGUGAUUUUCUCUUUUUGCACUUUGAACUGUCCUGUGGUCCUUGGAUGAAGGGCGAUAUUAUUAUUAUUAACAGUAAUAAAUAAGAAGAAUAAACAUGUUUGAAGAUCAGGAGGAAUAUUUUAAAUUUAGUGUGGAAAAAAAUUGGUAGGUGAUGGAGCAGAUGAUAAAGAAUGAAAAUUCGCUAGAUAUGAUGAGCAAAAAUUUAAUAAGGACCAUGGAAUUCACAGAAAUUAAUGUGUGUGAGAAAGCGGCAUAGAAUAUUACAAAAGUUAAAAUGGGAGAUGAUACUUCUAAGGCUAUGGUCCAGGUUAACAUCAACAGAGAGAGAGAGAAGGUAAAAAAUAGAGAUAUUCCAAAAGAAGAAACACUUACUGGGAUUUUUGCCUUUGAACAAUGUUGUACCUUUCAAUGUCCACAUGGCAAAAUGCAUCUGAUUUGCCCUCAGUAUGCUAAUUGAGAAGCUGCUGUUAAUGAUUCCGGUUGUGUAAUUAGGACAAAUUUUUUUUAGCUCUACUGUUCCAUGGGUCCUGAGGUGUAAGUAUUGUGACAUUCCCCAUGUGAGGGGAAAGUGAUGUGUGAAUUGUCUCAAAAUAUGGAAGACUUGCAUCUCUCUAAAAAUAUGUAGUAGAUGUUCCUUUAUUUUUUAUGACCUCAUAUGAAAAUACAGUAGCUAGCAUUCAUUCUUUAAAAUGUUUUAAAGUCUCAUUUCUAGAGUCAGUGGGAUUGUUACUAAAUAGUGCCUAAAAUUUAUGUUGCGCAUUAAUUCAUGACUAGGUCUAAAUUUUUAAAUUAUAGUUUGCUACUAAGACAUAUUUUUAAUUUUUGUUUUCAUGCUAUUAUUUAUUGAUAACUCAAGAGUAUCUCAGUUGAAUUACAUUGCCACAUUAUGUCUUUAGAGGGGCAUAAAGUCAGUACACAUGCUUCAGUAAUAUCUGGUUGUUUUACCCUUAUGUUUCCAUUGGCAAUUUGAAAUUAUGGCUUCAACUGCACUUUAAAUAUGUGAUAAUAGCAUGUGUUUCUAAUAAGGGCCAGCACCAUUUUGUUGAGAUAGUGUGAAUGGUUGUCACUCAUAUAUGACAAAUGCACCUUCAUCUGCUUCUUUGAUGGCCCCCUAAAAACCGUACCCUCAAAUCAGACCGAUGAAAUUAGCUGCUGUGUAAAUUGUGUGUCUGAGUGGUUCAUUAUCUAAUCACCGUCAGAACCAUAGUGAUAAAGUAGUUUGAAGCAGAGAAGAGGUCUGCCAGAUGAUUUCAGGCCUCCCCCCUUUUUUGUAAAUCCUGUUUCCCUUGGAAACCCAUUAGUACUGUGUAGAACUUCAGAAUUCUUUGACAUAAACUUCAUAGCAAUUCUAAUGUUUACUGUGUCUAAUGAGUGACUUAAAAUGUUCCUAUAUUAUUUUGAACCAUUUAUUUAUUAAGUGCUAUAUAAAAAAUACUUUUAUUUGGCCACCUCUAAUACAUUGUAAGAUGCAGUGACUGAAAAUACUGAAGAUUACUGACAGAUUUCUUGUUUGAAAAACACUUAAAAUGCUUGUCAUUAAGUUUUGCUCUGCCCUGGUGCCUAUGACUGGUAGAUUGUUUCUACUUUGUGUAUCUUUCUUUCGUCGUCGUCCCCCCUCCACUCAGAAUACUGCUUAACAUCUGAAUUUUGCUCCCCCUCAAAGGAUCAUUUGAUGAUGAUGAUAUCACACACAUUGAAGGAAGUGUUGCACCUGUUCGUGACAUUGAAAUAAUACAUGAAGAACUUAGGCUAAAAGAUGAGGAAAUGAUCAUGCCCAUUAUAGACAAACUAGAAAAAGUGGCUGUACGAGGAGGUGACAAGAAAUUAAAACCUGAAUAUGUAAGUAAGAAUUUCUUCAAUUUUUAAAAUAUUUUUUUCUUGUGUAGGAAUGAUUUUACACAGGCAUGGUGCUUAUCAGCUGCAGACUGGGAAAAAGGUGCUAGUCUCAGUUUUAAGACACCUCAACUUUCUACCUCAAAAUUAUUCCAUCUAGUACGUAACGUGUUGCAAUGUGUUAGUUACCUCAAUUCUAGUUGCAUAUGUAAAUGGUGACUGAGUAAAACAGUUCAAUAGUGAGGACCAUUUGCUAUGCCUAUUUUUAAAAAUUGCUUGGAAAUGCUGUACCAGUGUUUUCAUCCUCAGUUUCCGAUUCUACUACUUAAUGUAUUUUAGGAGAAAUCAUAAUUGUUCUGGUCUCUAUACUUUCCACACUGUAUUUUGCAAAAAUACUCCUCAUAUGUUCUGCUCUUCUAUUCAUAUUUCUUUAGUUAUUUCUGUAUCUAAAAUUUGGUCUUUGUAUGAUAUGUAUUUGUAUACCAAUUCCAAAGUACACAAUAGGUUGUAUUAAUAGAAUUGCAAGCACCCCUUCUUCUGACUCCCAGAAAGCCCCUCCUGAUCCUCAGGAGACCCACUGGAAUGAAGGGGGGGGCGACUGAAAUUUUGUGCAGCUCUCAUACUCAUCCCACACAUUUUAGAGGCUCCCCCAAGCUUUAAGAAUGGAUUUUUGGGGAGUGCAGUAGGAAGAAGAAAUUCAUUUGUGUGAACAUCUUCAUGCUCACAUUUCCAAUAAUACAAUCUAAUAUGGGUAUUGCAUCUGAUUUCACAUAUAAGCUUCUCAUUAAAUAUUUUAGAACAGCAAGUUGUAUUCACUGUGGUUUAAGUAUUGAAAGUGGUAUAGUAACAUGAACACUAUUGAGCUAUAGAUUGAUUUCCAUGAAGGUGAAAGGGUACCUUAUUUCAGAAUUCCUAUAUUAAUCACAUUGUUAAUUGGAAUAAUAUAAGUGAUUGUAUAUAUCCAGGUAAGUAAGACUGUCAGCCUGGCUGUUUGAUGUUAGAAAUCUAGAUGUAGUCACAAUCUAAAUUCAAAUAAAUUGCUAUAAAUAACAUAAUAUCCUCUCUGUAUAUUUAAAAUUUUGCUCACCACAGUUAAAAAUCAAGAAAACUCUAUAAUUUUAGUGCUUCUGAAAGGACAAAGGGACAGGAUAGUUUCUAAAAAGAAGAAGAAAACCAGUGCAGGUGGCAGAACAUGAUAAAAUGCUACAAACAGGAACAAGACAAUUGUGUCUUUGAAGCGGUGAAUUGAUUCCAGGGCCUUCCCAUGGACAUUGUUUCCAGACCAUUUGGAAAACCUGAAGGAGGAUUUGAAGACCUCUGGAGAUAGAAGGACUCUUGUUUCUGCUCCGAAGAGGAGAUUUGUGGUGGUAGUUGGUGACCCCACUACUGAGAGGGACCGAGACAAUAGCUUGUCCUCCUGACAAGUUGUGGGAUGUUUGUGGUCUCCCAGGUGUGUGCAUUCAAAAUGUCUACAGUCUACUGACCGCUAUCCCUUCCUGUGGAUCCAUGUGGGAACAAAUACUCCUGCUAGGCACAGAGUUGAAAGUGUUACAAGCCCCUGGCUCUGGGUAGGAAGAGGAAGAAUAUUGGUGCAUGGGUGGUGUUUUUGUCACUUUUCCUGUUGAAGGUUAUGUCUAAGGAAGAGAGAGAAUACUGGCUAUGAAUUUGGUAUCAUUAGGAAAGGUUUGAAUUCUUAGAACAUGGUUUAUGCCAGGAUGGGCAGACUGUGGUCCAGAUUCAACUAACUCAUUUUGUUAGUGGAAGCCAGCUCAAGGAGUCCUGCUCGUGCAAGGGGCUUUCCCCAUUUGCUUCCUCCUUUGUGCAGCUGCUGUCCCAUCUCCCAAAUCUGUACUGGAGGGAGGGGAGAACCCCCAGAACAGCCCAUAGAAGAGGGAAGAUUGUUCCACUGGGAAGGCAGAAAUGCUUGCACUUACGGAAUGAUUUCCUUGGUACUACGUUGAAUUCUACCCAACUCUAAGAAUUAAGGGCAGGAUCGCUCUGAGCACCUGCUUACUCCAGAACAAAACUCCAUUCUCUUCAACAUUUGUAAGUUCCAGCAGCCUAAUUUAGCACACGUCUGGGAAGCCUUUUAGUUAUUGCUGCUGUUAGACGAUUGGGAUUCAAAACUUGCCGAUGAACUGCAAAAUCACCUGGACAUCUACCAGUGGACCCUGAUAUACCUUCUGCCUGGUCUUUACUUUCAAGGGCAAGGACAUUUGGCAGAAGUUGGAUUUGGACUUUUGGCAGAGGCACAUGACAAAGGUUUGGAAGUACAGUAUGUGUUUUGCAGGAGUCUCCCAAGCUUCUUCAGAAGGUAUUUAAAUGAUUCCUGCCAAGGGGGGGUGGGGUGGCAAUGAGGUGCUAGACAGCAUGACUCCAUGUACUACCAGGAGAGUGAGUGAAAGUGGGACCAUGAUGAAAGUUCCCGCAGACAUAUAGGGAAAAACUGCAAGGGAAUUGUCAGUGUAUAGCACACAAUUGUUGAUGUCUCCAUACUAACAGACAUAUAUACACACAAUUUCCUUUUUAUAGCCUGGUAGAUUAAGGAAAUUAUGGGGGUGUAGUUUAUUUUGAUUUCGGCAAGACUUUGAAAAGGCCCCCAUGAUAAAUUUUUGACAAGCUGGUAGAAUAUGGGCUAGAUGCUGCUACUGCUGUUUGUGGCUGGUUGAUGGACUGUACGAGCCAAUAUCAAUGACUCCCUGUCACCCCGGAGAGAUGUGAUAGUACAGUUUUGUCCUGGGCCCAUUGUUUAACAUCCUUAUAAGUGAAUAGGAUGGAGAAGGAGAGGGAAUGCUCAUCAGAUAUGCAGAUGAUACCAAACUGGGUGAGUUAUGAAGAACCUGUUGGAUGAGGCCAGUCACUUCAAAAUCUUAAGUUCAGAAAUGGCAAUACUUUCCUUAAACAAAUAUUUAAAGUCAUGGGUAAACACAGUGGCGUAGCGUGGGGGGUGCAGGGGGGGCCGACCGCACCGGGCGCAACAUCUGGGGGUUAGGGUUAGGGGGCGCAAAUCCACUGGUUAUGGGGCGCAAAUCCACGGGUUAGGGGGCGCAAAUUACUUGCCUUGCCCCGGGUGCUGACAACCCACGCUACGCCACUGGGUAAACAGGAAAACAAUCAAGGUGUGUGUUUGGAAUGUGAAAGCUUGGUUACACUAUUGUUGACAGUUCAUCUUCUUUUUGAAAAAGGGAGUAAAGAGAGUUGGCCAUCCAAUUUUCUUAUUAUUAUUUUUGCUGUGGCAUGUGAUUUUAUUUUCAUGAUGCUCCUGUAGUCUGGCUGACCCCCCCCCCGAAAAAGAGUACAUGCACAUUGUUAAGCAUGGAGGAACAGACCUUUCUUCCUGCACAUAAUUACUUUGAAGUCUAAAGAUGGGGGUGAAAACAUAGUAUCAAGUUAUUUGUCUUUUAGUUUAAAGCAAUGUUAAGCUAACCAGAAUAAUUAAGUAUUUAUAGAAAACACUGUUAGUUAACAAAGGCAGUAAGUUAGAAUUUGUUUUUAAAAAGAAAUGAAGUUUAGUCCCUGUCUCUCACCCCCUAAAGCCAGAAAUGUAAAAUUAUCUGAAAUGCUGUUGUUGGCUCCCAACUCACACCUUUAUUCCAUGAAUAUAUGUACUAGAAAUGGGUACCUUAACUUGCUUAUCAAUGUUAUUGUUUGAUUAGGCUGUGAUUCAUGAUUUAAAAAAUCUUACCCUCUCAUUGUACUGUUAAAAUGUUACUGUUAAGCUAUUAAAUAUGUCAUGUGAGAUGUCCACAUUUCUCGUUUGUGUGACAGGCCUUUCUGCAUACUACCUCCUUGCUCUGAACUAGGUCUCAGUUCUAGGUGACAGAGUUGAUUUACAAGCUUUGUUCAAGUUUCUGAUCUGUUUUGGCUGCUUGUUCUCUUUUUAAUACUGUUUGGAUUUUUGGAAAUAAGUCACUGGUGAAAGAAUUCUCCUGUAUUUGCAGUGUAGCACAACAGGCCCUAGCUACCAUAAGCUUUUACAAAUGGAGGACCCCUGAGAGACAGAUCUAGUUUUCCUCUGGUUUCCCCAAAAGCUACUGUCAUCACUUUGCCAAACUUAAAAAUAGUUGUUAGAAUGUUGAAAUCCAGGAGAGAGAUUACAUCCAAACUAGCUAACAAGCACUUUGUUUUUGCAGAUGCCAUUAUGGAGCAAUUUAGGAUCCUACAGUCAGGAGCUCAUAUAAUAGCCUUGCUCCCCAAGCAAUCAUGCUAGCUUGAUGGUUAAGGAUUUCACAGGCUCUCCUGCAUUGAGUGAAUCUUGGCAGUUCUCAAGAAGGGCUUUGAAGUUUCCGCUGUGGCAGUUUUGCACAUUUAACAAUUCUCUGUUCACCAAGGUUGACUGGAGUGUACCUUAGUUUGGAGAGCAGAACCAGAUGUGCCCCAAUACCAUGAGGUACUGAGGCUUUCAGUCACAUUUGCCCAGUUUUCUUUUGGCAGGCAUUACGGUCCUUGGGGAGUUGCCUUUUGCCUGUCCUGGUCAAAGUAGGAAGAAAGUCUUCAUCUUGACAAGGCAGAGCUACAGAGCUAAGGGAGGUUCUGAAGGUCUGAGAUGGGCAGUGUGUUGUGUUAAAGAAUUCUUCAUUUGUCCAUGGACUUCCUGAGUAGGCUCUGAAUUGGGUAAUCAGACUCUGAUCUGUUCUCCUUUUGAAUUGACACUGCAGUUCGGAGGUUCUCAUAGGUGGGUGCACUGUCAGCCAAUAAGGAGUUGUGUAUCUUCGUCAAAAUGAAGUAUUGCUCAGGUUUUAGCCUUUGCAUGUGCUAAAAGUCAUGUUUUUCACAGGUCUUGGAAAUUAGAUUUACCAAAAGUCUGCACUCAUUCAAAGGAGGCAGCAAUGGCAUUAGCUUGAUCAUAGAAUAAUAGAGUUGGAAGAUACCCUGAGGAUCAUUUCGUCCAACCCCUGCACUGCAGGAAUACGCAGCUGUCCCAUACGGGGAUCAAACCUUCAACCUUGGCAUUAUCAGCACUAUGCUCUUAACCAACUGAGCUAUCCAGGCUGAUGUGAGAAGUGCUCUUACAUUCUAGCCUGUGAGAACAGCUGACACCAGAGAAAUGAAAUGUAUUUUCUAGGGUUUCAUGUUGCAGGCCAGAAAACGUCAUGAAGGCUUAAGGAGGCCGCCAUUUCUGCUUGGGAAGCAGUGGAUAUCAGCUGCUGGUAUUACUGCACACACAUUGAUAACAUAGCAUUUGAGGGCAGGUUUCUCUUGGAGGAGUUCUAUAGAUAUGCAGUGUUAGCAUCUCCUCACAUAGGUGGACAUCCCAUGGAUGGAGGCUUCUGUUUCCAGAGUUGUGACCUUGCAUAAAGCACAAACUUACUUGAGGGAGAAUACUGGGUUUAAUAAGAAAAUAUUCCAGAUAGAGAGAGAGCCCUCUGUACAUGGUGGAAGGGAGGAGAGUGAGACUAUUACUUAGCAUAUUUUUUUGUUCUUCUAGGUGUACCAAAGGUUGCUGGUCUCACCAUAAUUUUGUGUUUUGCAUGAUCUACACUCAUAGGCACCACACAGAGUUUCUUGUUUUUACUGCUUUGGUUCUUUUCUCUUCUAAAAUGUUACUAUUUUGGUAUCUGGGUGUGGUUAUACUUCGUUUUCUAGUUACUGUGAUCCUCCCCCGCACUCCAACGCCAAGUAGUUUGCUUCCUGCUCCGCCAGUUAGGGUCAAGUAGGGAAACCAUCCUGCUGAUAAGAUCAAAUUUUGUUCGUCUCUUCCUAACAGAAGAAGAUGUUAUCCCAGUUUUGUUUUGAAAUAUUUAUAUCCCACCUUUCUGCUUGGCAUCCAAAGCAGCUGAAAAGAAUGAAAUUACCCCAAGGCAGGUUAUAAAUAAAACAGUAAAGUAAUUAAAUUCAAAAUACAACACACCAAUUCACAAAACAUGGAUAAGUGAUAAAAUGAAUAGUCACCAGCAUAUUAACUCAGUCCCUACCAAAGGCCUACAAAGAGGUGUGCUUUGAACUGCUAAUAUAAUGGCAUUCUCCAUACAAAACCCUCCCCUGGCAUAUAAGAAAAGGGGCAUGCGACGGGAAAGGCAGGGGUUGGAAACCUCCUUCUUGAAACUCAGCUCUAUACCUACAAGAUUUGUUUUUUUAAAAAAACAACAACCAUGUAGUACCAUUCAGGUAUGUGAAGUGUUACACACAUAGGUUUAACCACCUCUCUGAAAACUAGGUUGGUAGAGACUGCGUUCCAUACACUUAGGAGAAAGGAAUACUAACUCCAAAGUUCCCUUUUCAACCACUAUUCAAAUAUGGUUAAUAGUUCAGAAGUGCUCCCUCUGUACCUUCAAACUAUUCACAUUACAUUAUAUUUAUUUUAUUUACAUUUCCAAAAGUCUGAACAUUGCUUCAAAAAUACCAUUUCUGUUUCUUUGUUUGAGUCAUUUAUCUGGUCUCAAAAGCAGAAGGAAUGUCAUGCAGUACUUUACUUCAGUAGAAUACCAUAAUCAUUCAUAAUGGCCAUGGUCCAGCAAGUCUCCAGAGCACAUGCUGGUGACUUUAUUGUUUUUUUCCUCCAAAGGUUUUGAAGUACGGCUUUUCUGUUUGAGAGGGGGUGGUGGAGGAUGUGUGUGAGGGGGUGGGGGGGGAGAGCCUGCUAGAAUGGAAAGAAGAGGAGAAAUCCCAGCAGCUCUCACAACAUAACUUGCUGGAUCAUAGACAGCAUGUUGUAAGGUUUGCUGGUAACUUUCCCAACCUUUCCAUUAUUUUGGUUUAAUUUGGUAGUUGUGUGCUCUUAUUCCUAUAAAGCAAAAUAUUUGAAAACUCUUAAAACCACCAGAUGGAACAAGAGGAAGACCAACUAUAAUUCACGUUGCUCAGGAUUAUCUUUUAAACCUUAUUUCUGAGAUUUGUGAAUUAAAAAAAAUCUCAGAUGCAUCAUUAUUACAUCUGUUUAGAUUUAGAUUUGGGACUGUUCUAGUAUAUUAACCACUUAAGGACAGGACUUCAAAAUUCUCUCUCUUUAGUUCAUGUUCAGUGUUGCUUUCAUUGGAAAGCUUGAUUUGAGUAGCACAUAAAUGCAGUACGUGAAAUAUAAAAUGAAAUAUAAAACAUUGUAGUGUGUGUACUUAAAUAUCCAUGUUCAUGUCUGCUUCACCCUGGUCAUUGAAAACCAGCCCAGAGAAGUCUUACAAACAGUUUUUAGCAGAUAUUUAGGCUCAGGUUUGUGACAUAUUUCCAGGGGAAUUGAGUUUGACUGUUGAAAAGCAUCUACGGAGUGGCUCUCUGCCUAUUCUUUAUUUUUAGUUUUGGGAGUAAAAGGGUAUAUUUUCACUGAUCUGAAAUAUUGUUAGAAUUACCUUUAAACUAGAGCUAGUUUGCCAAAUAUGAGUUGAGGUACCUAAGUUUAAACUAGAGUAAUAUAUUGUGUGCAUAUUAACAGUGAAGACGGUCAGUUGAACAAUUGGGGCAGGAAUGGAAAAUCUACAUUGACACUUUAACUGCUGUUUGCUUGUGCAGAGAUAAUUGAGGGAUAUACCAAAUAUAAAAGACAGCUUUCUAGUCUUUAUCAUGUAGAGUCUAGAACCUGAACUGUUCAGUCCCAAAGAUUUUACCAUCUACUUUACAAAAUGGAAUAUAUCAAUGUUUUGGGGAAACUAUAAUACUAAUGGCUUUUUAAAGAUGAAAUUUGUAACUAAGUUUUUGUUCUAAAUUGUAAAACUGCAUAAAAUUCCACCACUAGUAAAGAAGGAUUACUUGAGGAAUUCUUCUAAUAACGAAGAGAAGUUUGGCUUUAGAAAUGCAUAUUUUAAACUUAAGUGAAGUAUUUAUUUAUUGAAUAAAGCACAAAACAUAGAUAGGUCCCCAAGAUAAGAUAGUUCUACUAUGUUGUUUUUUUUGAAAUGUGUAAUCUUGUUGCAUGUCUCUACAUAAGCUAUUCUGGCCACUCAUCAUAGUAACCAGCUGGGCCAUUUCACCUGCUGGAGCCAUUAAAGAGGACUCUCUCCCCCUAGAUUAAUCCCCUCCGACAUUAGUUUUUAGCUAUGACAACUGGAGCAGGCAUUCAGAACUUGCAGGUGGCCAGUGUGACGCACAUAAUUGCCUACAAUUUUAGGCAAUGAAUAAAAAUGGUCUACAUUACUUGUCAAAGGUUGUAUAUGCAGUGCCAAGUGAGAUCUAUGGGAAGCCUUUUAGGGUUUAAAGAACAUUUAAUAGCAAGGCUGCACAGUGCUUUUUUAAUCAUAAUGCAUUUGUAAUAUAGCACUUUGAUCUUCUCCUUGUAGGAAAUGGUGUUACAUUAGCCACUUUUAAAACAUUUAUGAGUGAAAAUCAGUUAUAGGAGAGUAAAAGUGAUUAUUCUUAGGCAGAACAUGUUAUAUUUCAUUAAAAGUUUUCAGCUAGCCCCUUUCUUGUUAAAAUCUGUGGGGAGCCCUGUUCCUGGAGGGUUACAAAUCAGGAUCUAAGGAUUUAGAAGAGCUUUCCUCUUGUUUUUCCCCUGAAGCAGUUGCGAGAUGGGAAACAUUAGUACACUAAAUACUGAAGCUGUGUGUUUGUAAAUGUUUAACCUAUUUAUUGAGAAGGUAAACAUGUGCUUUUGAGAAAAUUCUGAUGACUAGAAAUCCAUUUAAAAUUAUCUAAUUGAAUAUCAUACCCGUGGUAAAUUUUGUGAAAUGCAAAAUUUAAAGCAUGACCAUAAAUUAUCUCUGGCAAAAAUUGACACUAAAACGCACUACUUCUAGAAGAGCUUGGUUUGACCUUUCAGACCUAAGAGCCUUUUAUUAACACCUGCCUGUAAGGCAGACCUUGCCACACGCAGCUUUCAGAUUCAGAGCCACAAAACUGAUGAGGAAAGGCUUGAAGGGUUCAGUUUGUGUCACUUGCUGUUUGCCGUUUCCAUUUCACAGAUGAUUAAUCUUUCUGUGAAGAAAGGCCAGAGAAACAAAGCACAUUGGGCUCUUCCUGCAGUUACUCCUUCUGAAUGCACACUAGCUUGCUAACUAAAAGGCCUUUAGAUUUCCUGCAGGGAGAGAUGUUCUGAAAGUGAAUGCAGCUGGUUGGAGGUCACUAGUGCAAGGCUCUUGCCAUUGUGUAAUGGAAGCUUUGGCAGGUUUCAUUUUUGGAGGAAAGGAGAAGGUGUUGACAAAAAAAAUUAAUGUCGAAUAUUGAGGCCUUUGGCCAUUUGAAUUAAUAUCUUGAAUGGUAGAUCAUCAAUAAUCAGCUCAGUUUCUUUGGCUGUCAGUGGUUUUUUUUUUAAACACACAUCACUUUUUGCACCUAUUCCUUUGUCACAGCAGCAUGUUUCUCUCAUACAUGGUUUCUUAUAAGGGAUGCUUAAUUACUACACCAAUACGCAGUUUCAGGAAACAGAUUUAUUUAUACAUGUAAUAUUUCAUCCAGCUUGGGGAGCAGAAAAUAUCAUUCGUAUUUCUCAAUGAAGUCACUAAAAGGUUUAUUUCCUGUUCAUCUGCUCCUAGCCCUAACGUGACUCCUGUGUCCCUUUCUUAUUCAUUAUAUAUGAAAUUUCAGUUAGAAGGCACAUAAUAUUUUGUUACCUAAAACGACUCCCUCAUGAGAAAUAACUGAUAACAGUCUGGCAUAUAACUGAGUAUAUUCUACUUUAAUGUCUUUUGUUUCUUCCUAAUUCUGUGCAGGACAUAAUGUGCAAAAUCAAAAGCUGGGUAAUAGAAGAAAAAAAGCCUGUCCGUUUCUAUCAUGAUUGGAAUGACAAAGAGGUAGGCUUAUGACUGUUACCUCAUCCACUGUCUAAUGCCUUUCCUUUAAAAAACCAACAACAGCACAAAAGUAUAUCAGAUCUUUGUGUAAACCUUUUGAUUUACCACCAGUAAAUUAAUGCCAACAUUUGGAAAUAAUGUGCAUUCUUUUUAACAAUUUACUUUAUACUUCAGAUGUUAAACAGUUUUAUUUAUUUAUUUAUAAUCUAAUUCACAACACAACACUCUGUUUCUUGUUGUCUGUGUUAACGUAGCUUUUAUUUUCUUACUUUUAGAUUGAUGUGCUGAACAAACACUUGUUUUUAACUUCAAAACCAAUGAUCUACUUGGUUAACCUCUCUGAAAAAGACUAUAUUAGAAAGAAAAACAAAUGGUGAGUUUGUUGCCUUUAUAUUUUGUAGAAAAUUCACGAUGCUUCUGAAAGGCACCUUUGUCAAAAUAAUGGUUAGUCGUGAUUUUUGUACUUGGAGUAAAUCUAAAUGUCUUAAAGCUAAUACUGGCAAUGUACCUAUUACCUUGUCUUUGGAAUGCAGUAAAAGUAAUAAAAUAAAAAAAACUCCCUUGAAGAUCCAUAAAACUAAAGUAGCAAUUUUCUCGCCUACCUUUUAGUUUAUUUUGCAAUAUUGAAGGAAAAUUAACCAUAAAUAGUCUUGUAAGUUGUCUAUAAUAUUUAACUUUCGAAAGAAGUCAUUUUUCAUGCCAACCUUCUAUUUAUUGGAUGUUGAAGGGUAAAAAUGAUGCCAUAAUAUGGUUGGUAAUAUGAUAAAAAGGAGAUGGAGUGCUCCAUAUUUGCAUAGAAUCAUGUGUCCCAUAUAGUUCAGGGUAAAUUCAAGGUGUUUACAACAUUCUGCUUGCUGGGCCACUUCUUAAAAUGCAGCAGAUGUCAUGCAUAUGGUUUGCCAAAUGCUGUUCAGAAACUUUUAUUAAUGUUGUCAGUAUGAAUGCAUAUAUAAUGGCUGAAGAAUAAGAUGUCUGUCAGACAGGCAGUGACCGGGAUGAAGAUCCAACCCCAGAGUGUGAGGAUACAUUAGAAAUGGAGAGAUUGAAAAUCAUGCUGCAUUUGCUUUUUGUGCAAAAGUUUCAGAUGAGAUAAAACAGUAGUUUUAGGGAAGAGGCGCUUAAACUGUUGCAUUGGAAGGAAACAUUAAAUCACUCUUCUUUUAGUUUUGUUACACAUUUUCAUAGCAUACAAAAUUACAAAAAUAUCACUCUGAAACACAUUUGCUUAUUGCUUUGUCAAAGUAUCCAGACCAGUGUAUCAGAAUUCUCUUAGAACAUACCCUUUCACUCUCCCUGUACUUCAUUAAGUACUUAGAUGCACAUGGUUUCAAUUUUCCAUUAAAAUUUCUCAUUUCCAUAUGAUAUCAAAGAGUGAGAAGGCUUUAAACUGAAAAAUAAACAUUCAUAGACUGGAAGCCCAAGCAAUAAUUAAUGUCAGAUGGUUAACUCCAAUAAGUUAUUAGAAUAAAUUCUGUAAAAUAAUUUCAGCUGAAAACUGCCCUGCUCCUAGUGUUGUUGUGCAUUUAUACUUAUUCUAAGGAGCAUAAUGCAACUUUAAAAAUGGUCACUUUAAGGGCAUUUUAAAACUUCUGGUUCAGAAUCUUUCCCCAUAAUGAGUUACUGUUUUUGAAACUGCAUCUAGCCUUCAAGAAACUUUGUGCAAUCAAGCAACCGUGCCUUCAGUGUUGUGGUCUGGAAGGCAUUUUCAAGUUUCACACAAAUGUAAUGUAGUAAAUCUUAGCAUUCUUUAUUAAGGGCUCUUGUAGAGGUUUCUCAAGUGCCACAGUAAAGAUAAUAAGCAUCAGAAUUUAUUUGCAAAUGGGCAGGUUAGUUUCCCUACACAAAAUGGAUCAUCACACCUACAUUAGGGUGAUCACAGGUAGAGCUCACUGCCUUUAAUUGUAUAGUAAAUACCUUUUCUCAGACCUUAAUGGUAGACAGUCUGUUAGGAGACGCCAGUCUGUGAUUUAGCCGUCUCCAGAACCACAACCACCCUGCCUUUCUUGGUGAGACCAAGUUGUGAUGAUGGAAUGGAAAACUUAGCAUAUAUAUUACAAUUUUUAAAUUUAUAACUAUUUUAUUUAUAUUGUGAAAUCAUAGUAAAAAAAAUCUUACUGUGUUCAUGCAGAACUGAUGGUUGAGGUUUGGUUUAAAAAAAAUAUCCUGGUUUUACGGAUGUUAGUGUAAUUGUAGCUGAAAGAUCAAAGCCUGGGAUAGCUGAGUGAUGUUCCAGAAGAAAAUUUACCACAUAGCCAUUUUCAGUACAGUUUCUGCCGCCUGCUGUUCCUAUUUUCCCUCAGGCUAGCCAUUGACAACCCCCUGUGCAUCCCUGCUCGUAAAAAAUGAUUGAGGAAGUAUUUGUCAUGUAUUUAUGAGUGGGAAACAUCGUCUGAUAUGGAAUGGCAUCUACUGAAGUCAGAAUGAUGACCAGUUUUUCCUUCCUUCUGGCAGAGUUGCUGAUCUUUAAAUCCACUCUUUUUAUGUUGUAUAUAUAUUUUGCAUUAAAGUGCAGAAUAAUUUUUUUUAUUAUGAAUUGUGUAAUGAUGAGCCUUUCAUUGUUUUUGGCAGUGUAAGCAGAUGCAAACAAUUAGAAUAUAUUUUAUUGGCAGAUGUAUUUUAAUUUGCUUUUUGGUACAUGUUCUUAAUCUGAACUACAGUUGGAUUAGUUGCUCAGCUAGCACGACAUAUUUCUUGAUUUAAUUUGUGGUAAUGCUAUAAGGAGGUUAAUGUUAAUUCAGGAAGGAUGCAGCAGUAAAUAUUUUCAUAGGGUUUUUUCUCUUUUUUUUUGCAAUGGAGUAGUAUUUACAUCAACAUCAAAGAGUUGUUUUAAGGUUGUGGCAGAAGGAGGAUAUGGAAAGCUAAAGUGAUCAUUUUUUGUUUCCUGUAUAUCACCUUUUUUCAACAAAUGAACAUUUUUAAUUGCUAGUAAAACACACUAACAUUUAAAUAACAUGUCAUUUUUCAAUCUUAGGGGAGAAAACAGUGUGAAUGAUAGGACUUUUGUGUACUAGAGUAGGUAGCGUAUUGACCUUUUGAAAGGUAUAAAAACUGGAAUGACUCCAAGGAACUACUUACUGGUGUUAACAAUGUUAAAUUAGUCAUUCAGUUGAUUUAUGAUUAAGACCUUGUUCCUGAGGUGAAACUGACAUGGCAGCUGUGUUAGUUGCACUUUUAUUAUGAUCAGAUGACACUAAUCAUGAUGUAUAUAGGAAUCUACUUCAGCAUUUUAAAAUACAACUUACUAUUCUUUAAACAAAUAGUUAAAUAAUCAAAAGCCUUUACAGUAAUUAAAGCUUUCUUUAGAGAAUGUAGAAAUGUAACUCUUUAUCUAGUACUAUUUCUAUACUAUAUACUGGAAAUAAAGUGUGAUUUCUGGUAGUGAAAUGCUGCCUUGUAAAACCUGAGCUAUGAAACUGGAUGGGGCACAAACAUUCUUGUGGAAUCAAUUGGGGAUUAAAUUUAUUGUAGCUUUGUAUACCAGGGGGCCAUUGCAGUGCAUGCUGACUGAUCAUCUUAUACAAGAGUACAUAUGUCACCCAUGUGUUCAGUAUGUUGACACAUUCUCCCUUUAGAACAAUAAAGUGAAUUGUAUAUUAUGUACACAUCCCAAUGCAGAUUUUGGAAACACAUCUUCUUCGUUAAUGCUUGCAUUUAUUUGAGCUAACAUUUGCAGAUGGAAAGAUAAUUUUGUAUUCUACUUUAAUAUUAUUUUUGAACCUCAGUAAGUUAAGUAAGUUAAUAAGUUUGCACAUCCAAAUCAAGCAACGAAAGAAUAUUUGGGGAGGUGAGUGCUUUUUAGUCUGGGCUUUAGGCUAUUAACUCUUGGAAAUCCCAACACACAUGAUGACCCUGACGUUUCAGGAAUAUUUGUUGUGUACCAAUCAACAGGAUAAAUUUGUGGUUAUCUUUAGUUGUAUUUUUAAUUCUAAGGUGAAGAUAUUUUAAAGUAUUUAACUUUAAGGUUUAUUUGCUUCUCAACAGGUUUCCCAAUUUCAUGAUAAAUUGAUGCAAACAAUACCAUUUUCAUAGUUUAAGGAUGAGAACAAAAAUCCAUGAAACUACUUCCUAUGCUGUUGUAGUGUUGCUGAACACUGUAGAGUUAUUGCUGUUACUUUUUCUUCCUCACUGUUCACCACAAAGUUCCAGGUCGGUUUACAACAAUAUUAAACAUACAAGAAGAAUAGAUUGGGUCAUAUAUAGGGUUACAAAAAUGAGGGUAAAGAGCUGCAUUGCCAGCAUAUGAUGAAAGCUAGGGUUGCCAUAUUUCAAGAGGGGAAAAUCCAGACACAAAAAGUUGUCGAGCUUUUUUAGGGCAAUUGCCUGAUAACCCUGCCAUUGCCCAAGCUGCCCAAGCCUAAACCUGGGUCGUCCAUGCCAGAGCCUGAAUCAGAGCCCAAGUUGAUACAGCCCAAGCCUGAACCAGAACCCGGGCCUCCCAUGCCAGAACCAGUGCCUGAAUCAGAGUCCAGGUUGCUAAAGCUUGAACCAGAGCCACACAAUCAAAAUUUAAAAAACUUAAAAACAAAAAAUCCAGGACAUUUGCUUUAAAAUGUAAAACUGCCCAUUUAUGGGCAUGUAGGACUCCCCCAAAGAGGACACAUUCGGGAAUUCCCAGACAUAUGACAACCCUAUGAAAGCUAUGCAAUUAAGGUGCCAGAUGCAGACCUGUAGGGAGGCUGCAACAGAGAAUUCCCUCUCCUGAGAUGCUGCUCCCCAAGUUUCUAAGGGCAGUGGAUCUACCAAGAGGGUCCCUUGGCUAGCCAUAACUUCUGAGAAGGUCUGUAGGCAAGGAGGCAGUCUUUCAGAUAUUUGUAGCCUAAGUUGUUUAGGGCUUUAAACAUUUAAUGCCCUUGUCCCCUUGUGAUGCAUGUUUGUCUUCCAUAAACACGGUCUUAACAGUGAGUCUGUAAGUGACUGUGGAGGCUGCUUCUGGAUCCCCACGUCCUUCCACAGUAAGGACAUAGGUUUCCAGGCGGGAGUUGAUCACAGGCUUUGCCAAGAGUGCCUUCCUCUUAGCCCGUUUCAGUUUUUGCCCUGAGUUUGUGCUUCUUCAAAGUCCGCAACACCUUUGGUAAAGGCUGUUCUCCUGUUGGAGCACUCACAGGCCAGUGUUUCCUGGUGAGUACAUGAUGCAUGUAUUCACCAUGCCAUUACUAGAAAUGGAAGGCUUGGAGAUGAAGAAAUUUGCAUCAAGGAAGGAAGAUAAUAUGCAUCAGAGGGGCUCGAUACUGACACAUGAGACAUGCAUUUCUUACCAUGCACCUGUCAUAAUGAUGGAAAUGAUGGAACGCUCCUUGUUGAGCCUUGUGUGGUCAUACACUGUGUCUGCAAAAAAGUAAUAAUAAAAACAUAUUGAAGCACAUACAACCAGUAAAAUCAGACUCAUCUGCUCCAGGUGGGUGUAGUAGACAAGAGGAGGCAAGGCAUUUGGGACAGACAGCUUAGUGUGGGAUUCAAGCUAAAGCAAGUUUAGAACAUUGCUUCAGCAAUACAUAACCCCACAUGGACUUAAAUAAGGUAGCUCAGUCUGGGUGGUUAGCUCCACCCCUAGCAGAAGGAGCUUCUGGUUAAAGGGACUUUUCCUGUUCCAGCAGCCAUAGACUCCUAAAGUGUGGGAGACAUGAUAAUUCUGUUGGAGCUUCUGGACUGGAGUUCUCCGAGCUGGAUGGGCAGCAGUGCAGUGACCCAAAGCCAUAAAGGGAUUGACAAAAUGGCCGCCUCCUGUGCUGGAGCUUCCAGUGUAUUUGGGGCCAUUGUGCCCUGCUCUGUGAGCAGUUCUCUUUUACCAUCUGGUUCUUCCAUAAAGUCCAUGGCCUUGUCGCUUAAAGGGGAGAAGUUGAACUCUGAGGUCAUGGCACAGACAAACCAGUACAGCUGAUACAAAUGUAAGGAUGUAAAAAGAAUAUUGAAGGAAGAAUUCCUUCAUCAGCCUUCACUGUAGAAGAUACUGGAAAUAAUCCAUACUGGAGUCCAGAUUAUUUGAACAGCAUGUGCGCAGUCUAACCAAAUAACAUUUCUUCAGCUUCACCAUGGAGAGGUAGAGAAUAUCCCUCCAAAAAUGAGAAGCUUCCAAAGUUAUCCAAAAUUUUUCACUUCAGGACCAGUUAGCUAUUAUUUUACCUUCUUUCUUUCAUGUUUUAGACUUUCAGUAAGUGAAUGAACAUGAAAUGAUUAUAGUCCUCGGGGGCACACUUUCCCCUCAACAUCCUUACUAAUUUGUACCUCAUAUAUUUCUCUAACAUUUCUUCUUAUGGUGCACAGAGGGCAAUGUUUAAAAAAGUAUGCCUAAGAUUGGAGCUAAGUAGCCCGUUCAGACAACUGGACUUUGUGUUACAGCAGUUGUUAAUGAACAAAAGGUUAAUAAGUGUGAAAAUACCCAGCAUUUAUCCCAUAUGGCAAAAUUUGACUGAAUGUUGCGGCUAAAGGCAGGCCGAGGGAAAAGCACUUUGGUUUGGGAUGAGGGCAGUUCACCCCAAAACAAAUCAGAGUAGAGGCCAUUAGCCAUAGCAUGUACCAAGAAGUCCCUGAAGACUUUUAAGCUCAGCCUAGAACCAAGAAAUAUAAAAAAUCAGUGUGGUCAUCAAAACAACUCAGUCUGCAUUGCCUCAGAAGAUAGUAAUGGCAAGUGCUAAAGACUGGAAGACAUCAACCUCAGAAGCAGAAGAACCAGACGAAGAAUUAUCCAUGGUCUCAUAGGCCUUCCCAAAUUUUCCUGGAAAAAAAUGAUUAAUGGGAUCUUUUUCAGUCUGGCUUAGAACUGAAAUUGCCUUGGUCAUCAUGGGUUGACCUGGAGAUGAGUAGGGGGAGUGUGGCCCUGUUUAUUAUUUUGAACCUCUCAGUGGCUUUUUAUAUAAUCAGCUGUGAAUAUUCUUCUGGGGCACCUUGCCAGGAUAGAACUGAGAAUACUGUAGUUACAGUCCUUCCUAGAGGGGGAAGCCUCAGAAGGUGUUGCUGGAAUACUGCUUCUUUGUGCCAUCCAGCCAGCAUCUGUGUGAUCGCUUUUGGUAGUGGUCUGGAUAGAGGUGGAUGAAGUAAGACUUCAAUCCACACAGAUGUAUGGCUGCUCCUCUGUGAUCACCUGGCAGGGGUGGCCAGGAAUGCUUUUUAACUGAUAUGCCAACCGUGACCAUAUCAUUUAAAAAAUGACCUGGCCACAAUUAUUCAAGCUAUAAUACAGUAACAUCCAUAUUGAAUUACACCAAUAUGCUCUACACGAGGCUGCUUUUGGAGAGUGCUUGGAAACAACUGGCCCAAAAUACAGCAGCCAGACUUUUAGCAAGGGCUCAUGGCAUAUAAUUAUGAUUUUAUCCCAAUUUAUUUCAGUUUGUAGCCAAGUCCAAUUCAAGGUGCUGGUGCUUUUAAAGCCCCAACCCGUUUGGGGCCAAGAUAUCUGAAAGACUGCUUUGUCCUGUAUGUACCAUCCUGUGCGCUCAGAUCCACACCUGAGGCUGUUUCCUUUGUAGAUUGUGCGGUAGGCAGAAGAGUUGGGACCUUUUCAGUUUUGGUGCUGCAUUUUAAUUGAAUAUAUUUAGUUCAUUUGUAUCCCAACUUUCUUCCGAGGAAGUCAAAGCAGUAUCCAUAGGCUCCCCACUCCACUUUAUCCUCACAAUGUUGUUGUUGUUUAGUCAUUUAGUUGUGUCUGACUCUUCGUGACCCCAUGGACCAGAGCAUGCCAGGCACUCCUGCCUUCCACUGCCUCCCGCAGUUUAGUCAAACUCAUGCUAGUAGCUUCGAGAACACUAUCCAACCAUCUCGUCCUCUGCCGUCCCCUUCUCCUUGUGCCCUCCAUCUUUCCCAACAUCAGAGUCUUUUCCAGGGAGUCGAGUCUUCUCAUGAGGUGGCCAAAGUAUUGGAGCCUCAGCUUCAGGAUCUGUCCUUCCAGUGAGCACUCAGGGCUGAUUUCCUUCAGAAUGGAUAGGUUUGAUCUUCUUGCAGUCCAUGGAACUCUCAAGAGUCUCCUCCAGCACCAUAAUUCAAAAGCAUCCAUUCUUCGGCGAUCAGCCUUCUUUAUGGUCCAGCUCUCACUUCCAUACAUCACUACUGGGAAAACCAUAGCUUUAACUAUACGGACCUUUGUUGGCAAGGUGAUGUCUCUGCUUUUUAAGAUGCUGUCUAGGUUUGUUAUUGUGAGGGGUAUAAUGGAGAAAUAAUGAGGGUCCCCCAGUGAGCUUUAGGACUGAGUGUGUAUUAGAAUUUGGAUCUCCCCAGUUCUAGUCUGAAAGUCUAACCACUAUGCUACAUUGGCUGUCAAUACACUUCAGAAUAUUUUUCCAAUAGAGAUCUGCUUGAUAGCUGCUUGGCAAACUGAACUCUUUAGAAAAAAAGGCUAUUGCUGAUUGUUGUUUUAUUUAGAUGCUGAUCUUGUUUUAUAUAAUCUGAUUUUGAUGUAUAUUUUGUCAUUUUCUAAAACUACUUUGGUACAAAAACCAUAGGAUGUCAAAUAAGUAUAUCAAGCCACCUGCACUGUAAUCUGCAGUCCUACGCACACUUACUUGGGAUCAAGUCUUGUCUUAAUUCAUUGUUACUUACUUCUGAGUAAAUGGUUUUUGAGGGUAGACGGUAAGGUAGAUAAGAGCAUAAGAUGAGCCCUACUGUUGCUGUGGAGAAACUUAGACCAGCAAAAUAGUUAAGAUGACAAGUUUUGAACUGUUUCUGGCAUUUAGUGUCUCAUCUCCUGUGACUCCCAAAUCAAUUAACUACAUCUCUGCUUGUGCAACAUAAUAUGUGUACCUAUAGCAGCCAUAAAUGUCAUCAAUGUUACCAAGUAACUAGGUUUUUCCUGCUUUCCUCUAGUAAUAGUGACUCUAGAAACUACUGCACUGCAAGAAACUUCUGUAACUUUUUAUUCUGUGGGCCUUUGAAAAGACUUCGCCUACAAUGCAUUUCUAUCUGGGUGCAUACUUUUUUGUUCCAAGCUUAUAUUAUUUUCAUUAUCAAUCAUCUUCAGUCUAGAAACAGACUGUCAACCACUGCAGCUAAGAGAACACCAAUUUUACUUCUUCCUGCCAAAGGGUAGGCAGCUGUAUUGUAGGCUUGGUCUUCUUUAUAGAGAACCAAAAUAUUUACAUUUCAUUUUAAAAGUAAUAAGGGUGGAAGUGGUUAUGUUGGCCCCGUUGGAAUAAUACGUGGAGUAAGGCACUCUAGACCGUGCUCACUUGCUGCUAAACGACAACUCGCUAAAUUGUGCCCAGAAAUUAAUCUCAGUAUCAGUUUUAGACAUUCCCACGGGCUCACUCUUUAGAUGUAGCUAAGUAUUUUGAACUAAUUGAAGUUUCCAAACAGUCUUCAGGGUCUUUCUCUUUCUUACAGUAAACGAGCCUCAUAGUUACCAGGACUUCUGUCAUAAUGGCCAGGAGUGGCUACAACUGGAAUCACAGCCUGAACUUAGGAAAAAGAAGCCCUGGCCAUUCCCUCCCCCCUUGCCACCUGGAGCAAUGGUUGGUCCAGAAGCACCUCCAGUAGCAUCCGCCUCUUAAGUGGUUCUCUAGUGGGAACCACUUGCUGCAAGUGCAUCAUUACUGACUGGCUAGCACUCAGCAUCCUGCAUUUUAGCAAUCGUGAAACGUGUGCUUCCAGUGUGCUAAUUGAGCUGUCUAAGGUGAUCGAGAGCAGGGAAGCCGAGGGGGGAAGGUAGCUCCUGCCAGACCAAGACUUCACUGGCCACUGGCUACUUGCCACCCUUGGCUUCCCUCAAGGCUGUUACAGAGUCCUUCAGGAGAAGUGCCAGCCUUAUGCAACAGAAAAUACAACUCCCUGAUCAGUUUAGAUUGACAAUCACAGGGUAAAUCACCUCGCUGCAGAUGUUUCACAAGCCUACCAGGACAUGAAUAACUUUGGCAAGAUCACUAUUGUGCAAGCCAAAGUCCUUGUGCAGGGCUUCUGCUAAUGGGACUCGGUAGAUUAAUCCCACUCAGAAUGAUGAACUAGAUGGACCUUUAGCCUGAUCCAGCAGUCUUUUCUUAUGUUUUCCCUUGAAUAUAAGGAUCUGCUUGCUGAACUGCCAUUCAGCACCUAGGAUUAAAUGCGCAUAGGGUGUUGCACUUGAAUUUAGCUGGGUAUAUUAUUUUGUGUUAUUUCCUUUGUUACUUUUUGUUACCUACUCUGAUUUUUUUGAAAAGCUAGCAGUUUAACAGCAGCAGCAGCAGCAAAAUAGUGCUAAUAAAUAACAAUAAUAACUUUCUCUGAACCACACAUGAUAACAUAACCAGUAGGGGCAUUAAAUACAUAGAUUUUUCAGUCUCUAGAUUACUGCAUGCCUCUCAUAGAAACUUUAUAAGCAGAUUGUACAUUUUUAACCUACUGCAAAUGACUGAAUAGCCUUUGUCUUGUGAACAAAAAUCAAAACUCUAUUCAGUGGUACUAGCAGUUAAUAUGAAAUUCGGGCAUUAUUACCUGGGUCACCUAUAAUUUGGGGAUCUUAAUUUUUUUUAAAAAACAUUAAAAAACCUUUCAGUGUGAUAAAUGUUUGUCUUUGGCUCCCUCUAUCAGUCUCUCUUAUUUGACUUUGGGAAUUACUGAUUUUCCACAGCGCAUGCCUGUCUAACAGAUUGAGUAGGUAUAAAUGUAUCAGCAGGUACACCCCUCCCUGUGUGUUCUGUUUGGUUAAAUAAAAAUAUAAUAAAUAAUUCAGAUUGCAAGGGGUGGUAUGUAUCUAGCUGCCCCUAAAAAAUAAUUGCCACAUGUCAGUGUGAGGCCUUCUUAAACAUUUCUUCUGGCAAGAAGUCUGCCAUAUUCUAGGGUAUCAAUAUGUUAUAUAUGAAAGUCUUCCUUGUUUUUUAAGUGUGUUUUUUUCCUUUAAUGGCAGUGCAUUAUAUACAUUUUGAGGAGUUUUAAUAUCCAGCUAUUUCAUUGCCCUGCUGACAUUGUGGGUAACUGGAUUGUUCUAUUCAUGGUUUGCAGCAGAUCAAAAUGAUUUGAUAUGCUAAGCUUUUUCUGACAGAAGAUACAAAGUUUUGACAAACAUGCAUGGCACAGCAAGUGUCCAAUUCUAAAGAGCAAAAAUAAAUGCAAACCACCAUUAUGGGGAACACAAACAGGCUGAAAGCAAGUUAUUAGUAAGCAAAUAAUUGUUGAACUGUUAUGAAUGGAAUAGGAUGUUGAAAUAAGACAUGAUUGGCUGAUGUUACAUAUGUCCUUGAUUACCUUCCCUGUGCUUUUAUCCUAAUAAGUGACAUUCUUUGUAUUCCCUUGGAUGGCUAGACAGUCUGACACUAAAGAAGAAUAAAUAUUGCAUGUGGUACACAUUAAGCUGUCAUCUAAGACAGCAUUUAUAAAAAGUAACUGGAGAAAUUCAUAAGAAAUUCUGUGGUGCUACAGUUUCCUGGCUCCAGUCAUAAUUGUCAAACUUCUUGACACAUUCAGGUCUUCUAAAUGCCUCCAGUUUACCAUGGCUUAGUGUGUGAAUAUUUUCAUGGAUUUUUAUUUUCAAAUAUUGUUGACUAUUAACAUUGGUUUAUCUUAAUUUAAUCUGUUAGCUGCUGGAUAUUUACUUUAAUGGAGCAAGGCAAAGAAAUAGUAGUAAAAGACCUGGAAAUGCAUUAGAUGGAACCUUGAAAGCCUAUGAAGAAAAUAGAAUACUUUAAUGCAGCCCAUCUAAUAUGUAAGUCGAUAUCUAUGUACAGGCUACUAGUUGAAUCUUAUAGAGCAAAAGCAACCAAGAUUGGAAUUCUUUAUAAAAUGAUAGCAGAACCUCUCUAGAAUGGUGUUAGGGUUUUUUUUUGGGGGGGGUGCAUUUUGCUUUAGUAGAGCAAUUACCAUUCUUUUCUGACAAACUAAAAUACAUAGUAUAGAUACCUUUCAUUGGCGUAACAUGAUUAUAAACACAAUAGACUAAACAAGACCUGGCAUUUAUGUACUUAAGAAUGAAUGGCCAGAUCAAAUAUUGUAACAGUUUCCAGAAAAGAAGCAAUGGUCCUUAAUGGUGCCCAAUGACAUUUGAAAGCCCACCCCUCUCUAUAGUGGAUUCUACCUUUACUUUGAAAUAUGACUGUUCUGAACAAACCUUGCUGGUGUCCUGCAUUUCUACCAUCAGAUUGGCCCUUUGAAUGAUCUAAUAUUUAUCUACUGAAUUAAGUGAAUGUCACCUUUAAAGAAGGAAUUAGUAAAAGAACUUGGGUCUCUGGGUAGUUUGUUCUGUAGAAGAAGGAAAUCCGUAAAGUUACAAGUUUUGUACAAGAAUGCAAAGCAGCAUUGUUGACUUGAGGCAUUAUAUUGCAGCUGUAAUGUAUAUUCUAACAAUCUUUCGUAUUUACCAGCUUUCUAGAUUACAUGUAAAUGUUCCAGGUUUUUCUUUUUAUGGCGUGUUUUCAAUAAUUUAGUUCUAAAAUACUAUGUUUCCUAUGACUACCAAGUCAUUUUUGUUGCAUUAUAUCAGUGCUCUUAUCGUGACCUGAAGAAAUAUAGUACACUCUGGAUCAGAAUUUACUUGCGCCGUAUUUUUAUUAUUCUAAGAUGCCUUGGAUGGGCAUUGCCCGAAAAAGCAGAUUAGAAGUAUUUUAAGUUAAUAAAUAAAAACUCCAUGUUCAAUUUUAUAUAGUUUCUGGCAAAGUGAUUUUUUCCAGGUAAAAAAAGGACAAGUUCAAAUACUACAUUUCUGCAGUUUCCCCUCCCACAGAUACAGUAUUGACUUUGACAUCUGCAAAACUUAUAAAACAUAAAAUUUGAAUUAGCGUAUCUGCAAUUUAAACAUAUUUCCCUAGAAAUAAUAUUGAUUGAUAUGAAUGAGUUUUAUUGUAAGUAAAGUGCCAGGGAUUGGGAUGUAAAUAACCUAUUUGGCUUGAAGAAACUUUUCUCCAAGUAUAACACUGCUCAAAUGUUAGCUGUAACUGUUAACUCUCUAGACCACUACAGAGCACAAAAUAUUUGCCCAACUGGUAAAUUGAACUGUAAGUCCCACUGUGGGAAAUUGCUUUGCUGUGCUCCAAACAGCAGUUAUCUUAGUAAUUGUAGCUGAAUUCUUUUGUAGCUAAUAGACCACUGAUGCCCUUUUCCAGUGGCAGAAUUAUUUUAUCGUUAGUAUUUUAAUUGCAAAAUGAAAAAUACACCAUGUGUUCUAGUGAUUUAAAAAUGAUUAAGCAGCACCAUUUUAAUUGGCGUUAAGAGAUAGCUCUAUUUUUGUUCCAGUUUAUAGUGUACAUACCUAGCAUUUCACAUUCUAAACUGGAGCUCACAACAAGGAGCUUAUCAGAGCAAAUUGUCUAGUCCAUCCCCUUCCUCACUCAAAACCUAAUGACCCUUUAUCAUCAUGGUUUAGAUUGCUGGACACAGAUGUGAGAAAAUACAAGUAAUCUACAGGUAACUACAGUAGCUGCACUGAUGUUCUCGGAAAACUGACUGCUGAGAAGAUAAAAAGCUUCCCACAGAGUUUGUGACUUUCCAGCAGCAAAGCACAUCAUGAGCUCAUACAUGAAGUUUUAUUUGUUGAAGACUCACAAUAAGAUGCAUUAGGACAUUCAGCAGGGACUCUUUUUAGAUGAGCUCAAAAUUUUUGUGAGGUUGAUGCACUUUUAGUUGAUGUACUAGUGCAUAGUAUCAGACAUAAUAGUUCUGACAAUGCCAAUAAGCUUUUCUUUUUUGAAAAGACUUCAAGGAGUAGAAACAAGUAAAGGAGUAUUAAUAUUGAAAUAGCACAUUCAUUUUCUAUAGAAUCUAAUGUAGUUCUGGCAUUCCUUUGUUAUAAUAUUGAAGUAUUUGUGCUAAGAAGCAUUUUUUGUAUGUUGGAGAGAAGUUUUCUGAAGUUUUUCAAUGAAUGGUAUUUGAAAGGAAUUGUUUAUGGGCAGACAACUGUUUUUUUUCCUGCUUUUGACUGAUCACAAUGCUAAACACAAUGCUAAAUAUGUUAAACUGCUAGUUGCAAGAAAGGGGGUCUUUAGUCUAAAUCAGGAGUAGUCAACAUGAUGCCCUCCACAUAUUAUGGAUUCUUAUUUGUGCCCAUUGGACAUGCUGGCUGAGGUUUAUGGGAGUUGUAGUCCAAAACAUAGAAUGCUACUCCUACUCUAAAGGACGAUGUUCACCUCAGUUCUUGUUAGCAGCUGCAUUUGCAUCAUGAGGAAGCAUACAUAAUAUCUUAAAAAUUAUUUAUAUUGUUCUGACGUUAACAUAUGAGAGUGCUGGAGGUGAAAUAGUUAAACAGGUUACCCAAUCAGAACCCAGGGGGGUGGAGUCAGAGGGACUAUAAAACCAGCUCUGGGAGGGGCGACGGGAGGAGUUGGGAGUUGGGUGGUUGGUUGGUUGGAGUUGAGUGGAUUGGGAUAGAGUCUGUGGGUAGGUUGAGUUAGUGUAGCGAAAUAAGCUGAGUCAGGAACAGCUAGGGGCUAGGAAGACAAGUAAAUAUCUGAGAGGUGGUUUAGUGAGUGAGAGCAGGUAGCGGAAGUUAUAGGUCUGGAUAGGCACCCCAUGAUUGUAAUUGACCGAUACCGUUUAUGAAACCACAUGCUUGUUAAAUUGCAAUAAAUAAACAGAAGUUUAUGUUCCAGUUUAACCCUGACUGGACUCAGUAUUGUACCAGGUAGGGCCUGGGUGGUGGCAGCGAGAAAUAAAGUGGUGGCACAGGGAUCAACAGACGGUGAAACGUCCAGGGACCCUGUGUGAUCGCCACAAUUGUCACAAUCUUACUUUAAGAUUGUAGGCACAGGAAACUUGUGAACUUUCAGACUUUAUUGGAUUCCCAACAACCAUCAGACUCAGUCAGCAUGAAGGUUGAUGAGAAUUGUAGUCCAGCAAGAUCUGGAGGAGCACAGUUUUUCUAUCCUGGAAGUAAGAGCAGAUGCACAUCUUUGCUCUUGUCAAUAGAAUAAUAGAAUUGUAGAGUUGGAUGUGAUCCCGGGGGUCAUCUAGUCCAACCCCCUGCGAGGCAGGAAUCUCAACUAAAGCAUCCAUGGCAGAUGACCACCCAACCUUUGUUUAAAAACCUCCAACAAAGGAGAGUCCACAACCUCCCGAGGGAGUCCAUUCCACUGUUGAACAGCUCUUGCUUUCAGAAACUUCUUCCUGAUAUUUAUAAUAGUAGUGAGUAUUGAUUCUGUUUUUCUGUUUACUUAAGCAUAAAUAGUUAUUAUUUAUUAAACAUAUCAUUCACGUUGUAAACAAAAAGUAACUCAGAGAGGCUUAAAACAAGCAAAAUAAUUGAUAAAGUUUUGUGAUUCAGCUAUAGAGAUGAAAGACUUGACUUCUACCAUAUAUACUUUUAUUUCAAAAAUGAAUAGGUGACUUAGACUCAGCUGAGACACCAGUGAGAAAACAACUUGGGCACCAACGUACAUCCUGCACAUGUUGGGAUCUUCCGUUCUUUUUAAAUCUGUUCCUACCGGGGUGAAUGAACAAUCCUUAAAGACUGUAUAUAGAUUGUACCUGAUCACCCUUAGCCAAAUAUCUUCUUCCAGCUCUCCCACAUGCUAGAGGGAAUAUGGCGGAUUAGGUACAUAUAUUCACAUGGGGGUGGCGUCAUCCACUUGUUGAGACAUUUUGGAAGAAGAUAUUUUAGGAAGUUAGUCUUACUACAAUUCACCAAAUUGCUCAGAAUCCUGGAAUAGCACCCCUUUCAAUAUUUGAUGAAGAAGAUUCAUCGGAUGUGAGGGCGAUCUGGCUGCGACAUCUGUCACCCCAUUGAUCGCCAGGGUUGAUUCAGCUGAUCUGGCUGGCUAGGUGGGUGUCCCCUUCCUCCCUCACCGCUCCAUGUGCAUCCCUCCCGAAGCUGCGCGCUCAGUGGAAGAGACGGCCAUCCCAGAUAGAAGGAGUGUACCGUUCUUCGGUCAAGGGUAUACGAUAGCUGCGCUCCCCUGCUAGAACCUCCAAACAAGCUCAAGGUCCAUUUGUAGGAGAACGUAGGGUAGUCAAGCUUCCAAGACUCCAGACACAUCCAAGUAAAGCGCUGCAUGUGGCAGUUUGCCAUUCUUUAAAAAAAAAGAAAAGAAAAAAAGAGAAGAAGAUUCAUCAUUGUAUAUACAUUGGAUCUACUAAGAAUUUUAUUUACAGCAGCCAGGCUUAAUGUAGAAAUAUUUUGGAAGUCUGUAUUGCCUCACGUGCUUGAGACUUGUUUCCAAGAAAUUUGGACCCUGGUCAGCUCAACAUUAAUUUAGAGUAAAGAGCAUGUGAGUAGAUACAUUCAACACAAUGUGGUAUAGUUUUAUUAUAUACAUAAUUAGAACAACAUAAUUAUCAGUCCCUUAUAACACGUAGUACUUUAUAGAAAGACAUAAUGAAACAAUUGGAUACUUGCUCUGUAUUAAGUGGUCUCUUUGUAAUUGAUCAUUGUAUUGAAUCGAAGGCCCAACUCUUGUUAUACUUUUGGUUUUUGUUGUUGAUGUAUUUAUAUUCUGAAAAUAAAUAACAUUUUUUAAAGUGCUGUCAUGGUUUAUGAAAGCUAGCUGAAAUCCUAAACCAUGCUUUAACUUAGCUUGUUUCCUAAAUCAUAGUUAACACUAAGCACAUUUGGUCUGGGUUUGCAUAGAACAAGUAACCAAGCAAAAGUUUCCAAUCUUUGUAACCUUGAGACACUGUCAUGUUACGUUAAACCAUAGUUUAGUGUUAUGUGGAAAGUGCACAAGGUGUUAGCCUUAUGCUAUACACUAGGGAAUAGGUUCUGUUGAGCACAAUGAGACUGAAUGCAACUUGUAUCUCUGCCGUAACUUUAAAUACAUUACUGAAUUGAGGAAGGUUCUUGUACAGUUCAUCAGAAAGGUGUUUUAACAGACAAAUAAAAUAAAUAAAAAUCAACCAUAAAUUUCCAUACAAAAACCAAUGGUAUAUGAUUAGUUUUAGUGGUCCUUGUUAUGCACAUGUCUUGAUCUUAUAAUAGAUAAAAGAAAAUAUCAGUUUCAUUCUGGCUACGUUUAACUAGAAUGCAAACAUUGAUCAUAUUUUGCAGCCUUCCUGAAUAUGUGUGUUUGCAUUAAAAUACAUUUCCUGGUUGAAGAGGAUUAUGAGCAUCAGAGGCAUAACAUUACGCAGUCCGUUGCCUCCUACGUGCAAAGAAGUCCACUCUUCUGUUAAUUGAAAUCCUACCAGAUUGUGAGUGUUGCGAUAUCAGCAAGUGUCGCUUAAAGUCCCUUCUCAUUUUACAUUUGGGGUAUGGGAUCACUGCCAUGCACCUUCUUCCUGUGCUGCUCAAGUAACAUGGGAAGCUAUAUGGGAGGAGUGCAGAUUGUGGCUUCUCACACUUUACAGUUGCUCCUGACAGAAAUGGGAAACAGUAUUGGUAGUGGUUGGAGCUGCUCUGUAGCAGUUCCUAUGAUGCUGUUGUCACAAGAGAAAGAACCUUUAGAAGAGAGCAGUUUCAUAAAGUCAGCUAUCACUGUUUUCUUCUGUCUUUGAUGAAGUAAAGGUAAAGGGACCCCUGACCACUAGGUCCAGUCGUGACCGACUCUGGGGUUGCGGCGCUUAUCUCGCUUUAUUGGCCGAGGGAGCCGGCAUACAGCUUCCGGGUCACGUGGCCAGCAUGACUAAGCCGCUUCUGGCGAACCAGAGGAGCGCACGGAAACCCCGUUUACCUUCCCGCCGGAGUGGUCCCUAUUUAUCUACUUGCACUUUGACGUGCUUUCAAACUGCUAGGUUGGCAGGAGCAGGGACCGAGCAACGGGAGCUCAACCCGUCACAGGGAUUCGAACCGCCGACCUUCUGAUCGGCAGGUCCUAGGCUCUAUGGUUUAACCCACAGCGCCACCCGCGUCCCCUUUGGUGAAGGGGACUCUGAUGAAGACAUGACCUCAAAGCAGGCGACAUCAUUCUGUUGGCUCUGUGGGGAUGUAGUGAUGCUAUUUCCUAGCAAUAACUAUGUUUGCUAGUAUACAAAGAUUGGCUCUGACCCAUGGGAAUUGUGAUACAAUAGCCAUUACUGACCAGUGGCUUGCCAUUGGCUCCCCAUGCUUCUCUUUGCUUUUUUUGGGGGGGGGGUCAAAUCCUUGCCUUGGUGAAUCAUCAGUAAUAUGCUUCAGGGCUGGAAGUAUUGAAUGGUGUAGUUAUUUUCCUUCAGCUUUCCAGACUAUAUGAAGUCUUAUUGAUGGACCUUGAUCCAUAUUAUACAGGUAGCUAUGUAAAGAAUGAUUGGGAAGGAGAUCAGGCUGGUAGGAACAUGUAGAUGUAGCUUUAAUAUUAACGUUCUAUCAAGAUGACCAAGAUGGUUUCAGCACUUCUGCAAUGAGUCGUGCUGUAUUCAGCACAAUAGCAAAUCAGUAACAAUACCAGAGCCCUAGACUACUACUAUAGGAAUCCAUUCUUGGGUAUUGCACUGAUAGAAUCUGAAAUAUUGCUUGAUAAUUUGCAUAAUACAUUAAAUGUGUAUUCAGUGCCUGAAUGGGUACGUUCAUUCAUUUUAUCACCACUUUUUUCCCCUAGGAAGGCAAAAGAUGAGAACUGGCAUGUGCUUGUAGUCAGGCAGCCAUGUGUAAUCCUGUUUUGAAUCUGUUGGAAUGCUAUGGAUGGAUAAGGAUGAAUAAUGUUGUCUGAGCUACAAAUUUUCACGUUUUAUUACGUUUCUAAGCAUAUUUAUGAAAGUGUAGGUGUAAUAAGUUGCUGUAUUGCAUCAUUAAGUCUUUCAUAGCAACUGUUUUAUAUGGCUGUAUAAUGCAAGAGACCAUCACCUGAAACCAGGAAUAAAAAUAUGUGAUAUUAGCCAUCUGUGGAAUUCCAUCCCCCUCCCACCUCACCCCCUGGCAAUCUUUUCAUAGCCAGAUGAUAUGUUUUUGUGUUCUGCGUGCUUGUCUCUCUCUACCUGCUACUUAGGUGGUAGCCACAUAUAACUGUGUGCCGGAGGUAGCCUUUUCUAAAUUGAAGCACGUGGGCUGCAAUUCAGCAGCAGUCUUCAGUGGAAACUACACAGGGCAACAGAUGUGAUUAAAAACAAUUGGUAUUGGCAAGGAGAAGCUCCCACCCAAGUGAGCAUCGGGGAGGGGGGGAGUAACUUUUUGUUGUAAGAUUUGCUUGCUAGUCAUUACAUAUCAUUUGUACCAGACGCAAGUAAUGGCUAGUGGCAGUUAAGUCUAUUAAACAGCAAAUACAGUGGUACCUCGGGUUAAGUACUUAAUUCGUUCCAGAGGUCCGUUCUUAACCUGAAACUGUUCUUAACCUUGAAGCACCACUUUAGCUAAUGGGGCCUCCUGCUGCCGCCACGCCUCCAGGGCACAGUUUCUGUUCUCAUCCUGAAGCAAAGUUCUUAACCUGAAGCACUAUUUCUGGGUUAGCCGAGUCUGUAACCUGAAGCGUCUGUAACCUGAGGUACCACUGUAUAGUCAUACCUCAUGUUGCAUCCACUUCAGGUUAUAUGUUUUUGUGUUGCGUCCCAUGGCAACACAGAAGUACCAGAACAGGUUGCUUUCGGGUUCGCCGCUCACGCAUGCACAGAAGCGUUAAAUUGCGCUGUGCGCAGAUGUGGCACUUCGGCUUGCGUCAGUUCCAUGUUACUGACGGGCCUCCGGAACCGAUCCUGUCCGUAACACGAGUUUCCACUGUAGUAAAGAAGCUGACUUAGUUCAUUGCUUCACCUUCUAUUACAGAAGAUGUGCAGAGGAGAGCAACCAAGAAAGACAGAUGAUCCAAGGGUCAGGAAACCAAGCCUUAUGAGGAACGGUUAAGGGAAUUGGGUAUGUUUAGCCUGGUGAAAAGGAGACUGAGAGGAGAUGUGAUAGCUAUCUUCAAAUAUAUGAAAGGGUGUCACAUGGAGGAUGGAGCAAACUUUCUUUCUCCUGCUUUGGAGGAUCGGACCUGAACCAGUGUAUUCCAAGUUAUAAGAAAGGAGAGGUCAACUAAACAUUAGGAAGAACUUUCUGGCAGUAAGGGCUGUUUAACAAUGGAACAGACCCUCCUUCCUUGGAGAUUUUUAAGCAGAGGUUGGGUGGUCAGCUGUCAUGUAUGAUUUAGUUGAGAUUCCUGCCUUGCAGGGGAUUGGACUACAUGACCGUUGGGGUCCCUUCCAACCCUACACCUCUAUAAUAGCAUAUUGACAUUUGAAUCAUUACUUCUCCCCCCAAAAAGAUGGCAGCUGUGAAGCUUUAUGACUCAUUGACAUAUUUAAAAGCUUCCCUUCAUACCUAGACCUAGGGGGCAUGGGAGAUGGUGUGGUCUCACUCUGCUGCUGCAUGUGUGUGGACAAUGUAGUCACAUGCAUGAGACUGUUUCUUCACCUUCUGAUGGAAAAGUAACAUGUGAAUGGAAUUAACUGCAUUUACCUAAUAAUUCCUACUGCAAAUGUGGCCUUAUAGAACUAUUAACUAAAUUUAUUAUUUAAUAACAAAUAUUAAAUUUGUUACUUCUCACUAGGUCAGCCCCCUUACAAGAGGACUUGUAGAUGACAAGUCUUUAUAAAAGAGGAGUAAUACAGUUGAUGCUAUACUUGGGUUGUCAUAAAACUUUGACAUUGCUGAAAAUUUGAUAUUUUAAAUACAGCAAGCUUAAGUUAUCGGAGCACAAUCCUGCCCUGUUUGCUUGUAUUGGUUUUGGCUUUUCUCAUCUACCGAAGGAUGUGUUCAGGAGUUAUGUCCAUUUUGCAAGCUGGUCUCAGAAAUAGGUAAUUAAAACCAGAGAAGGGACAGAAUAGAGCAACUGAAAUAGCCAGAGCUCACUUGCUAUGAAGAAAAGUUUUAAGAUGUUGGGGCAUUAUAUAUAUAUAUAUAUAUAUAUAUAUAUAUAUAUAUAUAUAUAGAAAGACAAUUGGGAGUAUAAUAGAUAUUUAUAGCACUGUGGAUUCUGUGACGAGAAAAAUACAAUGGUGUGUCUGAAGAAAUGUGCAUGCAUAUGAAAGCUUACACCAGAACAAGCUUAGUUGGUCUAUAAGGUGCUACUAGACAAUUUUUUAUUAUUUUUAUUUUUAUUUCGACUGCGUCAGACCAACACGGCUACCUACCUGAAUCGAGAACAAGGAUGGUGUGAUUAAAUCAGUUGGCAAGUGGAUUCAGGGCUAAUAUGCAACGCAUACCUAAAAUAGGAGUUUCAGUGGCACAGAAUGUGGGAAUGGGCACUAUCAUAAGCAGGGUUUUUUUUAGGAUUAAAUAAAUUUAUAGAGGAAAAGGCUAUCCGGGGCCAUUAGGUAUGAUUGCUUAAAAAUGAAAGGUCUAUGUCAGAGGCAAGGCAUCCUGGUUAUCAAAAUGCUGAGGACAUACUGGCUACCUCAGUACAUCUUACUAUCUGUUGUGUGUGCUCGAAUAGUAGACCUUUCAUUUGAUUCAGCAAGGCGAUUCUUACAGUAGCUAACAUAGAAAAGUGGUAGUAGUUUAAAAGAAAAAGCCAGGACUUGAAUAUAACACAAUACUGAAAAGCAUACCCUUUCUGAAAACAUCCCCCCCCCCCAUUAUAUGGAAAGGAACUAUAGAAGUAAAUACUCCAUUAAGUCUUUUUUUAUCCCCCCCCUCAAGAGAGUAAGAGAUUAUUGGGUCUAUACAUGUGAAAUGCAAUGAAUCUAUAUUUUUAGUGGCCUUAAAUUCUCUUAUACAGUCAAUACACAAUUAAAAAGAUUGUCUGUUAUAAACUUUUGUUUGAGCUCUUUAAACUGAAUGAUUAGCAGAAAUAAUGACCCUGUCAGACUUAAUCACAUUAAAAUGUGGUUAACAUCAUUUAAUUUUUUCUACUUAAUAUGCGAAAAUUUCCAGUAGAUUUGCAGUGAAGGCCAUUGAAAUUCCAUUAGAACAAGAAUAAAAAUUUCAGGCAUCAUUUAUUCAGAGAAGGAAUAAAGGUCUUGAUUGAAAACUGCUGAAUCUUUCUAUUAGAGAACCUAUGAAUCACUACAUUGAAUUGCACCUUCAGUUUCUGUAAUUCUGACUGUUAGGUUUGGAGGGAUAGAAAGCAUUUAUACUGUGCUUUUAUUAAGGGACAACAGAAAUUUGACUAAUUCUAUACAUGAUAGAAACAAAAGGUCAUUCAGUGUUUUAAAGUAUUGUGUUCAGAAAAUUUAGUUUUAAGUUAUCUUUCAUAGUUUACACUUUUAUUGUCCUAAUAAUUGAUAAUUAUGAGUGUUUAUAAUUUAUGUAAUGGCCAAGAACCUUUUCCUUUAAGACAUAGUUAUGCAGGAGCUGUUUUCUGUGCAUCCAACAAUAAACCAUGCUUUAAGGCUACACUUUCCUCUGUCCAGUUAGUUUACACACCAGUGGACGACUGAAAUGGAAGUGAUGAGCUGCACACAUCAGCCUAUAGCUCAUGUUCAGUAUGCUUUUAUUAUGCCACAAUUAUUGGCUUACAUGCACAUUUGACCAUUGGUUGCAGUCUGCUGUUAUGUGGUUUAUCAUGACAGCAACAAACCUUAGUGCUGCUUCUCUAGUGUGGUUGCUCAGAAACUUUUCUUUCCAUUUUCAGUUAACUAUAAUGUAGUGUUAUCUCUGAAACCUAAACUGUGGUUAUUCUUAAGUAUGUUUUGUUGAUAACUCAUGGUCUGAAGUUGGCUUGUUCCAAGUAGCCCACAGUUAAGAUUAAUCGCAGCUAAUUGUAGAAUACAGUCAUACCUUGAGUUGAAGUAGCUUCGGGUUGAGCAUUUUUGGGUUGCGCUCCACAGUGACCCGGAAGUAAUGGAGCACGUUACUUCCAGGUUUUGCCGCAUGCGCAGAUGCUCAAAAUGACGUCAUGCAUGGAAGCGGGGACCUGCGCACGCGCAGAUGUGGGUUGCGUUCGCUUCAGGAUGUGAAUGGGGCUCGGUUCGCAUCCAGAGGUACCACUGCAAUAUGACAAGCUGUGGAUUAUCACUUAAGCUAAAGUUUCUGAAUUCUUCAUAAUGAUGCUGGAGAAGGGAGGGAGAUGCUCACAAACACAAGGUUUGCCCUAGAUUUGUUCCCCACAAAAUGAGCCAUCAUGACAUCAGAAUGCAGCUGCUGUGAAGCCUAGGUAAAAUGAUUAAAGCUGCUUGUAGCGAGUAUUGGAAUCCGGACCUUUCAAUGUAUGUCAUUUUUCACUGAAUCACAUAUGCUCUUUUGGGGAAAGUUGCUCAAGAGGGUGGUGGCUAUGCAGUUUCAGAUGUACUUGGAUGAAACUGAUUACCUAGAUCCAUUUCAGCCUGGCUUCAGGCCUGAAAUCAGUUUAGACACACUGUUUUCCUUGAACUCUCAAUGGAUUUUGAUCCCAUUGACUGUGGCAUCCUCCUGGACCAGCUCUGUGGUUUGGGAAUUGGAGGUGCAAUGACACACUGGUUCCUCUCCUUCCACUUCUGGAGUGUGCUGCUUAGGCCCAUUGCAGCUUGCAUGGAGAUUCUCUAGAGUUCCAUCUUGUGCCCAUCACUUUUUAUGCAUAAGAAUGUGCACACAUAAGAAUGCAUAAAAAGAUGUCUGAGCACUUAUUUUUACUCUUCAUGUUUGUAACCAUGGUUUGUUAAUGUUUGUAGCUGUAAACAAACUGUUUUUUUAAAAAAAAACUUGAAGGGAAAUCUUUUUACUCUCUAUAUAUUAAACUUUGUGUAUACAGUGGUACCGCAAGCCGGAGCAACUACUUCCGGGUUAGUGGAGUUUGUAACCUGAAGCAUUUGUAAGGAGGGCAGUACGUAACCUGAGGUUCCACUGUACUUACAAAUGUCAUUACAUUUAUAAAUUUUCCUUCCAAUUAUCUAUAUGCAAGGGGAAAAUUAAGUGCAACAAGGGGGGGAAACAUUUGAAACGUGGAUGUACUUAGCAAUUUGUGUUUAGGCAGACACUGUCAACACUUGCAUUAUGUUGAGAUUUUAAAAACAUUUUUUGCUGUAUACUCUUCUUCAUAAGCUUGAAUUUCAUCUAGAGCCAUUCUCGUAUUUUAGUAAUUAUACAGCAGGUUGUUGUUGUUUUGUUUUUUAAAAAUGGUAUAUUGUUGCAAAGCUAUUUCAGCCUAUUAUGUAAUUAUACUGCUUGCUUGUACAGUAAGUGUAUCAUCAACUUCAAGACUUUCAGGCGUGUGCCUUUGCUGGUAAAUUAGCAAACAAAGUUUAUAAUGUGCAAACUGCAAAGGUGUAGGAACAGGUCAUCUUUGUUUUCUUCCUUUGCAAUUCAAAAAGAUGUAGAAUGUGUGAGCAUAACUUUAGUUCAUUACCUGAUGAGCUGCUCUGGUACACUCUCAGUGUUCUUAAGCUUUUUAUUUGUUUGUUUUUAGUGAACUGGGGAUUAGUAUAUCUCCAGUAUUGGUACCGCCACCAUGUCUGCUUUGUUGCAUUGAGGAGGGAAGCAUGAAUGAAGAAUUCUAAAUAUGCUUCCUCCUGGAAUUUAUGUACUGUACUUUAAACCCAGAAGUACCGGAGGUGGGGGGCAAAAUAAGGACGGAUGAUCCAACCAAAAGAAAUCAACAAAUUGGGUGCACUAUUUGCUUAUACUAAAGAUGGAUCUUGGGAGGAGUAUGUGUCCCAAAUGUAAUAGCUGUAGCUGACUCUUCAUCUGCAAUGAUACAACCCUUUCGCUGAUUAAUAUUCUUGUAAUUGCUAUAAUGCCAACAACAUUCAUGACUUCCUGUUUAAGAUUCCAUUGAGCCAGCGAUCAUGCAUUCAUCAGGAGCAGACACUGAAAUAGGGUAGUGGAGUGUACAUCAUGAUAAUCCACCGCGUGGAUGAUUUCCCGUGACCGCUUCCUAGGCUUCAUGGAAAUGCCAUUCCCAAAGUUUAUCUACCUCAAGAAGGUGCGGAAGAGAGGUAGACAUAUUUAUGGAAUUGGCUAUCCAUAUGGAGGCUGCAGUUGACACAGGAAGUUAUUUGAAUGGUGGAAGGAAGGAGAUCAUUCUGCUCCACCAUGUUGAAUUAAGCUCUAGAAUCUGGUGAAUGUAUGAACCAGCAUAUUCACUUGAUUGUUUAGAAAUAUUUAUAUCAAAGACUAUGACUAUAUGGAGCAGGCUUAUAUGGAACUAACAAGUCAUAAGGAUGGACAGUGAGUGGCAUCCAGUGCACUUGUUUUGUUAGCACAAAGAUUUACGCUUGCACAAUGGAACUCACCAAACCCUCCCCCAAUCUGCUUUGGAGGGAUGUGGGAACAGAUUUAAGGGCCACUGGGGGAGGAGAGCGUAAAUCCUUCUGCUAACAGAACAAGUUACUUAGCGUUGCUUUGGAUACAAUCCAUUAUCACUAAAGAACAUGUCUAUAAUAAUGCAGUCUUUGCCUUGCUGCCAGGGUAGCCUGUUUAUGUUGCUUCUACAUGAGCUUAAUUGCUGACCUUCGAAGAAAUACAGUGAAGGAAUCCAUUGGGUUGUUCAGUGGCCACCUGCUUUUAUUCUUGGGAGAUUUGCUGGGUGUAUACUACUAAACUUGUGUAUCAACUAGAAGCUGGAUUUGGCAAGUGGGCUAAUGUUCAAGCCAUUGCGUCUGAGACUGAGGAUAGAUUUAUGUCGGGGUGCGGCCCAUAGGGCUUUAAAAGAUCCACACGCUAGAUAGAAUCCUAGCAGCUUAUAUAUAUUCUAUCCCGAAAACAGCUCCAUAUUUUGUGGAAUUGUCAAAUCUUACACCCCUUUUCAAAAAGACAAUAUGGAGGCUCACUGCAUCAGGGAAUGGGGGAAAUCCUGAAUCAGAAAGGUCUAUGAUGAAAAUUAAUUAUUAUUUAUGCUAUCAAAACAGCCUGUCUAUGGAAAGUAGACCUAGCUUCAGCCAUGCAUGCACUUCUUACAUCCAAGCUGGACUACUGUAAAGUACUUCACAUGGGGCAGCCUUUGAAGAACACGCAGAAAUACUAUGAUGAUUAUUUCCAUUUACACACUGCUUACCUUCUGGAGUUCUCAAAAUGGUUUACAAUAAAUAAAAAUGCAUAAUCAGUACAACUUUUAAGAUACCUUCUGAAUCUGUCCAAACACCAGUGUUUGCAUAUGUAAAUAAGUAUUAGGCAGCCAUGUUGAAACCCUUUGCUUCUCAUUUUCUCAUGCCAUUAUCCCCAAUGCAAACUAUUUCCAGAUUUCUGUUGAAAUAUUGAAGCAGCAUAAUUAAAUUUAAAAAAUAAAUGUUUUGAAAUUCUACAUUUAAGGCUUCGCUCUGAAGAGACAGGUUUUCAAUGUUUACUUCAUAACUUUGAAACUCGCACAAGUACAGAAGAUUCUUAAAUGGUAUAAUUAUCUGCUUACUGUCCUUGAUCCUUAUAAAGCAGAAAAGCAGCAAAGACUAGAGCUUUCCAAUCUUUGCUUUUUACUGUUUUGUGUGUGUUUUCAUGAGAUCUGCAGAAGUGCAGCAAGAAAACCCAUUUUCAGUUUCUGACAGAUAUCUAGUAGUCAUAAUGUAUUUUACUUCAUUGUGCCUUGUUCCAAAACCAAUAGUUUCUCUUCUUUGGCGUGGUUUUGAGGAUGAUUUGAUUUGUAUAGGUGAAAAUGUGUCAAAAUCAUUAACUGACUCUCUUCAGGAAUUAAGCUUUAGUUUAUGGGAUUGCCUUUGAGCAAAUACAGUAUUAGAUAUAUCUUUCCUCCUUUUAAGGAUCGUACUCUUACCUUCUGUCCUAUAUCUCUUCCACUCAUUAAAUGAAUGUAAAUGAGCAAAAUUGCCUCUUGGGUGUCUCAUGCCGCUUAGACAAGGGGACAAAAACUAAGAAAUUAAUUCGAAGCACUUCUAGAAAUGUUGCGAAAUUCUACCUUAAUGGAAUUUUUGGCCAGAUUUCUGGUUUCUGAUGGGGGUGGACAUGCAAAUAUGUUCUGGCUCAACUCCAGAAAAAGCAGGUGAGAAAAGGCACUGUCUGAUGAUGUCACUAAACAUGCACGGCUUCCCUGCACACUCAAGGCUUUGAGGGGAUGAUAGUAUCACUGACUCUUCAACAAACCAGAUACCUCUGUAAGUGUACAGAGUUUUGAGUGGUUCAGAACCAGUUUAUUCUAGGUUUUAACUAAUUUUUACAAUCAAAUCCCAGUGCCACCUUUCAUUUCUAAACACUUCAGGAGCACAUCAGGAAUCAUAGUUUCCUAUUUUCAUUUACUUCUGACAUGUUCAUUUAUGAUUGUGGAAGUAGGAGUCUGGAACUGGGUGUGGCUGAAAGCAUUCAAGUGCCAAGCCAUAAAACCUCAAAGAGCCCCAUUUUGCACUGCCUUGUCCUGUACUUCAAAGCAGCUGUGCAGGGAGGCAAAGACUGAAGCACUACAAAGAAGAACAUUGCAAGAGAGAGAGAGAGAGAGAGAGAGAGAGAGAGAGAGAGAGAGAGAAUAGUUGACAUUCUUUAGGUGUGAGAAGAGACCUCUUAAGUCUACAGUAUCUGCAUUUUCCAGAACCUUUUUUAUUCAAACUGCUGUAUUUAUCUGGAAAAGAAAAUAAUAUAGCUGUGUCUGCAGAAGUGAGUUGAUUAUGGAGUUGAUGUUAGCAUUUUAGAUGAAGUUUGGUAGACAGAUUUUUUGGGUUGAUAUGUGGAGCCAAAGAGCUAGAAGUUCCCUCUGGCAAAUGGAUAGGCUCAAGUCUUGCAAUCCAGGGCAAGUGAUGCUUCACUGUGUAGCAUACAUGGAAAACUAAAUGCCUUUUGCCUUCUCUCUGACCGAUUGCUAUGCUCUCUUUCAUAGUGCAAAGAAUGAUGUUGGGCAAUGAAUCCUUUUAGUUAUUAUUAUUAGAUAAUAAUUAAUUAUUUAGUCAUUCUUAUUAGAUAAACCCAGAACUGGUUUCUGGAGUAGAUACGAUGGAACGGAAUACCUGUUUGACUAUCCAGUUUUUUGCUUGUUUGACUAUCCAAUUGACUACACUACACUUAAGAGUGGUGAUAUGUUGGUGUUGUUUGAUAUCAACAUAGCUUUGGAUAAGUAUCCUUUACAAUGGUGGUUUUGUUGACCUAAACAUAAGAGAUUGCUGCUUAGAGACAGCCACCUUCCAUUUUAGUUUCAUUAGUUUAUAUUAAUGUUUUGAGUAUUCUGUAAUGCAUCUUUUAAACUAUUUUUUAUUUUACACUGAAAGUCACAAAAGUGAGAUGUGCAAGCAAAGAACCUGUCUUUACAGGAUGAUGCAGUACCCUAUUUGUGUACUGAGCUAGUGGCAGGUCUGAUGUCAGUCACUUCAGAGACCUUUAGACCUCCAUGCUCAUUUAUUGCUAAAAUGUACCAGCUCUGCUUCUGCAUUAUGAAGAUCAUCUGUCAACACUCUGAGAUAUUCUCCUUUGUUAUUAAGCUUGUGAUGCUCUACACACUGUCAGGUUUUUUGCCAAUUAUAGUUAAGGUACAAUAGUGUAUUCACUGGAUCAAAGUCUCUCACUGGCAGUGGAGGAAUGAUUUGUAAGUCUUUAUUCAUCUGAAUUGUACAAUAGAAUACCUGAGGAAUGCAAAUAAUCUCUCUAAGGACUCGACAGAAAAGCCCUUAAAAUGAGUGUAGCACUAUUAUUAUUCGGAAUUGGUGUUUUAGCCAAAGUAAUUAUUUCUUAUCUUGUUCCACAGCAUUCUUAGUUUUAGUUAUGAUGACCAUUUUUAGAAAACAAAAACCCGUAUUGAAUUUUAGAAAUAUAUUAAAACUGCUUUUUGCUUUUAUGUUUUGUGCUUUCUUUUAGAUGUGGUCACAUGGUACAUUAUCUCAAUUAGUCCAAAAACACAGCACAUUGAUACAAACCCAAAACAAAUGCUUGCACACCUCUGCACAUUAUUAGGGAAUUUUUUUAGUAGAAUGGCAAUCUGGUAGCUUGGGAUGAAAUUCUGCUGCCCCACACAUGUUGAACUAAAAUGAAAGCUGCUCCAUAGAAGUUAGUAUAGACCUCUUACCAUGCUGUCCCGCACCCUUAACCCCCUUGUUGGGGCCUGCAGUAUCGCCAUUAGCCCAUGCAAAGCUUUCUUCACAUUCCCCGUGUGCACGUUCAGCAGUGAGUUCUCCCCACCGCAGCGCCACAGUGUGCAGGCAGCUGCUCAAAGAAGACUGUGCAGAGCUGCAAACAGUGUCCUGGGGGAACAACAAACUUUCUGGAAAGGAAUCAUGAGACCCUCGACUUGGAAUGGGCUGGCUAUUGCCGUGUGAGGGGGUGUUAUGAAAUUGCAGGUGUGGGAACUUUUGCUAUCCAAUUAUUUUAUAGACCAAAGCUGUCAUACCUAUAAAAUAAAGCUGCUGUUAAAUUCUUAAAAUGCCAACAAUGACUCAGUAACUGUCUUUGGUGCUAAACUGUGUCCUUCCAAUAUUCUGGAGAGGAAGCAGCAAUGCAAUAUAAAGAGCACUGAAAACUAUGGACUGGGCAUUUGCACAAGUAACGAAAGGACAGCGUUAUGUAACACACGUGUGCAAACUGUUGAAGGAACUUCUGUAUUCUUUGUCCACCGUAUACGUAAUCUUAUAAUAGCUCUGAUCUCCUGCUGUUUUUUUUGACAAAUGAGAACUGAUGAACUUUUGGUUUCGUUUAAUUUUGACAUUUGCAUGAAUUAUUUAAAGGUUUGUAUGCCCACAGUUUCAAACUAUGUUACCAAAAUAGCAUAAAACCCAUAGUCCAGAGCUGGAAAAUGAAUAGGUCUAAAAAUCUAAAUAAAACUCGCUUCAGGCCUGUAUGUGGCUUGCUUCCUUAUAUUUCAAAGUGUGUGUAACAUCCACAAUAUUACAACCCUCACAUAUCUAGUCUUAAUCCUCAGACAACUACAUUUAAAUUACAUCCGAAUUGAUUGUGUACUAUGCUACAAGCAUCCUGUGUCCACUAAUGUGAAUUCUGUGGAGUUCAGCAGAAACAUGAGACGAACAAAGUCUUGUUUCCCCACAGCUAACUGCCAACCAGGAAAAUGGAGUAAUGUAUAAUGUGCCUGGGCCUGCAGCCUACUAGUGUGAAUCUUUUUACCAGCUGGAAACAUCGUUCUAGGCCUCUGAUGUCCCUGUACCUGCGCUGGGUCCUGCUUGGCCACUAGCAGCUAUUAAUUUACAGGGUGCUGACUCAGUUGUCUCUGCUGCUGUCUCCGACGGCCAACAAGCCUUCUGUUUUCCUCCAUAGUCAACUGGCUAUUAAUUUUUACUAAGCUGGCCGCUGAUGAUUGCUUGUUUUCUGGCAGGAUUUGGACAUUGUCCAAGGCAAACCACAAGUGGUACAAGAGGCUGUUAUGCCCAUUCCUCUCUCCACAGCCUAGAUCAGCCUUCCCAACCUAGUGCCCUAAAGGGUUGUGGGUUUUUUUGGACACAUGGGGCUAAAUGGAGUUAACAUCCAAAACCUAUAGAGAGCACCAGAUUGGCCAGUGGUAGCCUAGAAGAUGGCAUGCAGAAAUUGUGUUCACCACUGUAUAGGCAAGUAGGUCAGGGGAUAGGCUGUGCCUGAACCUAGUUUACUGUUAAGGAUGGGCAUGUAUAGAGUUUUGCACUGGGUUGUACCUCUGGUGAUCAUAACGUGCUCCAUUAGCAGCCUUAUACGUAAGCGGUAGGGAGGUUUUCAAGUGGAAAUGUGUUUGCUCACAGCUUCCUCCUGUUGGACUGGAGUGCCAUCUGUUUGAUAUCCUAAUAUCUUGUCUGUGUUUAUAACCAAGCGCUAUUUUCACACUGACCUUUUUGCUUGUGAAGGAAUGUUGUGUUUCUUACCCCCAUCACCAAGGUUUUAAUCUAUUCCACGGAACCAACUUAGCAUCAAUGUUACACUCAAAUAUUACUGCCAUUUGUUUCUUUUGCCAUAUAUGCAUUAUUGUACUAAUACUGGUUAUUGCUGUUUAAUCUGGCAAGACAGUAACCAUAGAUAAUGAAGUAUUUUGUAUAUUGAAGUGCAGGUGGGGUUACUGGGUUGUUUUUAUUUUGAUUUAUGUAUUUUGUGGUUUUAUAUUUCUGAUUUUAUCCUGUGAACCGCCCUGAGACCUGCAGGUAUAGGGUGGAUGAUGAUAAUAAUAAUAAUAAUAAUAAUAAUAAUAAUAAUAAUAAUAAUAAUAAUGGGCUAGUUUAGCACAUAAAGCCUAAGAGGGGAACACUCCCAAAAGCAGCCCAUUGAGAACAGAAUGCUCACUUGGCACAGAAUACUAAUUAUUAUCUGAACUGCCCUAAGAUGCCUGGGUAUAGGGCGGUAUAUAAAUUCAAUAAUUACUACUACUACUACUACUACUACUACUAAUAAUAAUAGUAAUGGUUGAGGAGGGGAUUAUGGUUUAAGAAGGCAUGACUAUAACUGUAAGAACUCUGAACAGGAACAUUUUACACUGCAAUGUUUUGUUGCAGUUUUGUUGGUAAUAGCGGUAGUGGGGAGCUCAAGCGGUCUAACGUUGCCAUUGUUGGUCGCUACAAAAACUGGCACAUGCGCUGCUGGUACCGCAGUGACUAAGUAGAAAAAAGAUGGUGGAUGGUUUAUUCAGAAUGUUGACCAGGUGUAUGGCAGCUUUGAAAAAGACAAAUUCCGUGUUGGGAGUUCAGUAGGGAAACUAAAAUGAAAAUUAAACUGCCAGUAUCCUAAUGCUGUUACGAAGAUCUCAUGGUGCAACCACACUUCAAAUAUUGUGUACAGUUCUACGUUUUGCAACUCAGAAAUUAUAUUGCAGAGUUGGAAAAGAUGCAGGAAAGGGCAGCUGAAAUGGUCGAGGGGCUGGAGCAGCUCUCUGGUGAGGAAAUGCUUUGGGGGCUUUUUAGUUUAGAAGAAGAGGAGAAGAAGGGCGGACAUGAUAGAAAUGUAUAAAAUUGUUCAUGAGUGGAGAAAGUGGACAAUUUUUUCUCCCUCAAAAUGUUAGAACCUGAGGUCAUGCAAUGAAGCUGAGGAUUCAGGACAGGCGAAAGGAUGUAUUUCUUCCUACGAAACCUGCCACAAGAUAAUAGCGAUGACCACCAACUUGGAUGAUUUUAACAGGUGAUUUAUGGAGGAUGACAUUCUCGAAGGCUGCUUGCAUUAUUAGUGUGUUCACAACAUAAAAUCGCAAUAUAAAGACACAAAAUACAUAAUGGAAACAAAAACAAAAACCAAUAAUCCCCUUCCUCCCCAACACAUUUUAAAAAGGGCACCGGAUGUCAAUCAGCCAUAGGCUUGGUUAAAGAGGAACGUUUUUGCCUGACGCCUAAAGGUGUAUAAUGAAGGCGUCAGCUGAACCUCCCUGGGGAGAGCGUUCCACAAAUGGGGAGCCACUGCAGAGAAGGCCCGUUCUCGUGUUGCCAGACCUCUGGACCUCUUGCAGAGGAGGCACAUGAAGAAGGACCUUAAGAGAAUUUGCUCUGGUAGGUCAUAUGGAGAGAGGCGAUUCUUGAGGUCUUGCGGUCCUGAGCCGUUUUAAGGUUUUGUAGGUCAAAGCCAGCACUAUGCCAUUGUAUAGGAGUUGCUGGGAAGCACAAGUGGGGAGAGCGCUGUUGCCCUCCAAGUCCUUGUGGGGUUUUCUGUAGGUAUCUGGUUGGCCACUGUGGGAACAGGAUGUUGGCCUAGACAGGCCUUUGGUUUCAUCUAUUACUAAACGACAUUUGUAUGCAUAUUUGGGGGUGGGGUGGGAGAGGUUUAGGGGUAGUACAGUGAAGAGGAUGUGCCUUGUAGAGUUAAUGGAGAUGUAGGUAGUACUGGGAGAAAGAUCCUGAAUGCAUUUGUAGCCAUACGAUACACGUGGCAGAAUCCAGAUAUUGCUUGGUCUGUUGUCCACAGAUAUUUUUACAGUUCCAAAUUGUAGCUGCUCUAGGCAGUUGGAAACAGUAAUAAAAAGAAGGCCUGCAAGGAAUUAAGGCUCUUUUUGGUGUGAUUUUUUAUUUUUUAUUGUAACCAAAUGAUAUUACUUAUGAUAGUCCUACUUCUUUGAGCGCAAGACACAACGCUUGGAGCACACCUAAAGUGUAUUUUGAAUGUGCAGCUUUAGUUUGAGAUCCCUAUCAAAGCCUAGCCAGAUUUCGAGCCCGUUUAAAAAUCCGUUCGUGUUCCAUGUAGAUUAUAAUGUGCGAGAAUAAAAGCAGAUAACAGUAAAAUAUUAAUGGAGUACACCUGAAGCAAUUGCUGCCUGUUAAUGCCUUGACCUUGGAAAGCAAUACACAAAAAGAUGGCAUCAUAAAACCGUGCAAUUCUUAUGAAUAUGUAUGUGCUACUUGAUAAUAAUGAAUGUGGUACAGUCAUGCAUGCACUACAAGAUAAUGUUGUGCCCUUUUUUGUCUACAGGUUGAUAAAAAUUAAAGAGUGGGUGGACAAGCAUGACCCAGGCGCCUUGGUCAUUCCUUUUAGUGGGGCCUUGGAACUCAAGUUGCAAGAAAUGAGUGCUGAGGAGAAACAGAAGUAUCUGGAAGAGAACAUGACACAAAGGUUAAUUAGCAUUCAUUUUCCCUACACUUUAUUAUCAACUAUUUCCUUGCAGUAAUUUAAUUGCUUGCGCUGAUAGAAUAAUAAAUGACAGAGUAAUUACCAUUAUAAAGAGGGAAUCUUCUCCUUUCUUUACCAUGAGACAGAGUGAAAAGAUUUAUUUUAAAUUAAGUUUUUAACUGUCAUCUGUCAUCUCUGUACAGUGUUUUAAUUAUACCAUAGGUAUUAGUUAUGUAUAUUUUUUAAAAGGAAUGAUCACCAAAACUCUCUGGUCAUCCACAGGGAGGAGGCUGGGUUGGGGGGAGAGAGAGAAUAUGUCGCUGUUAGUUUCUCUGAAUAACAGCAAUAAAUUAUUUCAGUGUUUUAAUUUUAGUCAAAUAACAAUGCUCUCGCGACUUGGGGUCCUCCAAUAACGGGAGACCCAAACGCUGCCUUUCUGCAUUUUGCCAAAUUUAUGAAGAAAUCAAGUAUGAUUUCUAUGGCUGCCAUUUCAGAAUAGCAUCUGAGAGCUUUUAUUAUGCACUUAUUACAAUUAUCAGUAUGCUUAAAAGUAGAGAUGAGAAGAAAGAUUCAGAAUCUUUCGAAUGGAUAGUCUCUUCCCCCGCUCCCCCUCCCAAAAUGGAAUGGUUGAGGCAUUUAGGUUUUUUUCUUGUGUAUAAGUUGAAUGGCCUUGUUUCCAUUUUAUUUUAGUGCUUUACCAAAGAUCAUUAAGGCUGGGUAUGCAGCACUCCAGCUAGAAUACUUUUUCACUGCAGGCCCCGAUGAAGUGCGUGCAUGGACCAUCAGGGUAAGAUUCAUACUUAUUCAUCAGCUAUAUCCAGUUCCACACUAUUGAAUUCAGAUUGAUAUCACUGACUUUGAAGUUUGUCAUGGUGGCGGUUAGCUAGUCAUUACAGAUGAGGUUUUUGUCCAGGAUAACUUUAAUUAUUUGUGAGCUGCUGAACAGUGAAAGUGGAGCUGCAUUGAUUGAGGCAGGUAACAAUUGAUUCUGCCUAUUACAUAGUCUGAAUUUCUUCAUCCUGUAGAAUCUGUCUACCCUCCUCCUGUGGUCAGAGAUAAGACAUACCAGUAUUGUGCUUGCUUAAUCUGUGUGACUGGGUUUGUCUGCAGUGAAAUUGAUGUUGCUUUUCAUUUUGUAUUCGCUAAGUUUGUUUGGGUUGCGGGUGGUUCUUUCCUCCUUUUGCUUUGCUCGGAUUACAUUUUCAGCAAUAAAAGCAAUAUAACAUGAUUAUACUCUGUGCGGGUACACAGUUCUGCUGGGGGGGGAUACAGAUUUGAAUAUUUAGGAGUAGUUUAUUUUGAUGGUUUUAUGUGUUCAUAUCAAGUCUUUACAUAUGCCUUAAAAAUGUAUAUUGAUGUAAACUGAUUACUGUCAGGGUGGCUAAUUUAUUCCCUGAGGACAGUAAAAGCUGAGCUGUAUAAUGGUUUGCUUUUUUAAUGUAAAUAUAUUUUAAUAUAGAGGGCAGCUCUCUUUUCAGAUGCAUGUUACUACAAACUCUGUUUUUGAUCUAAUGAAAACAUAAGUUCUUCAAGAUAGUAAAUGCAAUCUUUUGUCCAUUAACAUGCUUCUGCUUCAGUUUGAGUUUGCUAUGUGAUGGAUAUUAUUAGUACUGUUUUUAUAUCUUUUUAUAAUAAUUUGGUUUGGCCUGACCAACUUCAGUAAAUUUUAAAUUAAAAUAAUGCUACAGAUAUUUAGAUACUUCACAACAAGCACACUAAAUCAUUUUGAAAAAUAUAAACGCGUAUUUAGUUUGAUGGUGCACUUUGACAUAGCUCAGGAUAAUGUGUUCAGAGACACUUGCUCACAGAGUAGCAGAAAUGCCUUUCCUUUGCUAGAAAUCUGAAAGCUGGUUUAUCUUAAGACUGAUUGUAAGUAUCUUUGAUUUAAUGUGCUGAGAGAUUUAGUCAGGUAAGCAUCAGUGAGUAGCCAUAUUAACCCAAUACAUCUUUUAUUGUAAAAACUAUGCUUUACAGUGUCAGACUCCUUAGCACUUUAACAUGGUUUAUUAAGCAGCCUUUAGGUCACCAUUAUUUCUCAAAUUUCUUUGCAUGCUUGUGUGUGCAUAGAAUAGAUGCCCUUGUAGUUUAACACAUGAAGCAAUUAUAAUGCAUUCUUCAUAAUUUAAAUAUAUCAGGGCUAUUUGCAUGUAAAUAGGUGGUUAUGGAUUGUUUCAGUUGUUACAUCGCAUUUUAAAUAUACCAUUUAAUGACUUUAAAAUGUUAAUUUUUAAUAUACUUUAUUUCAGUGUUCUCAUGCUUAGACAAUGUCCAUGUUUUGGAUCAAUGCUGUAAAUAAAUUGUUUUUAUAGAAUUUUAAGAUAAUCAGAAUCAUUUAUUUUGAACUAACACCUGGGACCGUAUAGUUUUUAAAGUUAUUUAACGUGUUUAUUUCUCUUUCACUGUAAAGAUCGAAUUCCUGCAAAACCUACACAGUAUCCAAAAUCAAUAUAGCAGUUGAUAUGCAUUAGGAAGAAACAAAGCCUGCCUUUUUUAAUACCAGUUUGUUUAUCUCUGCUAAAAGUGUCUGUCUGUGGCCCAGUGCUGAAAAUUAGCUAUUUGGAUUCCUGACGUUUUAACUGAUACGUAACUAAGUUUCAGCAGAUCUUGAAAGCACAUUACAAUAGAGAAAUCUCUCUUGCACUAUCAAUCUUCCUAAAUACAAUUAAUUUUCUCCUGGUUUUUCUCUUUGACAGAAAGGGACGAAGGCUCCUCAGGCUGCAGGAAAGAUUCACACUGAUUUUGAAAAGGGAUUCAUUAUGGCUGAAGUAAUGAAAUUUGAAGAUUUUAAAGAAGGAGGUUCAGAAUCAGCUGUCAAGGUGAGCUUCCUAUCCUUCCCUUAACACAAUUUUCUUAUUUUAAGACUUUAUUGGAGAGAAGUCAAUGCUAAAAAUAGAGCACAGACAUACUGUUUACAUUUUGGCCAAGAAUUAAGAUACAGUUAAAGAUAUGGCAUAAUAUGGUAUGACAGUUACUAGGACAAAUGUAAACAUUAAAGAGCAAGCAAUAACACUUGAUGUUUCAGACUGGGCAGUAAUACUAACCAUUUUAACUUAAUUAUUGCAAACUGCACCACUUGUUAAUGCUAGCAUAUAUAGCAGUUGUUAGAUCAUUUUCAAACAGUUAAAGAAAGAUAAUAUGUAUCUGUUGGUUCUGUUACAUCUGUUUGGUGUAACAAAACUACGGUUCUUUGGCAAACAUUUAGGGAUGUGUUUUAUAUACAGCAUGAAUGGGAUAUGAUCUAUUCUGUUAAAAUGGUUAACCUAUUUGUGGAUUGAAUAAAACACCUGAACACAUAAUUAAGCAGGUAAUUUCUGAAGUAUAGUAAGCUGUAAGAUUUUCUUCUAACUGUAGCAUCUGAGAACGUUACUUCCUGAUUGUUUCCUUUAUUAUUAUUUCCUUUAUUGUAGCCACAUAAAUUAAUGAGAAGGGAACACUUAUUCUAACAGAUGGUUUGUAUGUUGCUUUACCUUUAUGAAGAUGAGAAGUUUCAUCUUCUUUCCCAACACUAGAGGGCAGAAACUGAUUAGGUGCCCAAAGUUGUGCCCUGCUAACAGCCCAUAACUGUGGUGUUAUCAGAUAAUAACAGAUACAAUCAGAUUUAGAUCUUACUAAAUCUGGAGUUAAAUAACCACAUUUUUGUUGUUGCAAUAUGGUUCAGAUUUUCAGUCUUUUAAGGUGGUCUCGUUUGGGCUUUCCUAUCAUGUUUGUUAGCACGGUAAAAAAAGAAGAAGAAAAGAGUUCAAAUUUGGCAAUAUUCAAAGCAUUCUUUCAGAAUGCAUUAAAAGGUUUAGAAGAUUGUAUCCCUUUGUCUUCUGUUUGAUAGCUUUUAAGGUAUGCAGUAACGUAAUUUGAAAUGUAGGUUAUUCUCAGUAGUGUCACUAAAGAAGAUUGUGCUGAGCAGCAGGGCUUUAAUAGGUCUGUUUGAACCCCGGGAAGUGUAUGUGAUGCGGGGGAGGGGAAUCCCAUUAUAAUUGGUUUGUUGUGGCACGCGAACCACCUUAUAAAAGUGAAAUCGAGCCCUAGCCAAACAAGUAAAAUGCAGCCAUAAAUAAAUCCCACAAUAUUUUGAAGCCAGGAAGCUUAUUCAAAUAUCAAAUCAUAAAUUAUACAAAGCACACACAUUACUGUUAGUUACAAAUGUGAAAAAUAUUUCAUAAAAGGUGUCUUGUGAUCAACUAAAAUUCGCUGAAGACUUUUCUGUGUUUUGAUGUGAAUAUUAAAUAAAUUUGCCUUGCUUAAAGAAAUCUUGUAAAACUGCAAAUCUCGAAAUAUUUGUAAGCUGGAAAUCCGAAUAGUUAAAUAAAUAAGCGUGCAAGGUACCUCUGUAAUUUUUAACAAGGUACACUUCAAAAAUGCAGAGCUCUAGGAGUGUAUGCUUGGGAAAGCUACACUUUUCAUAGGCUUUACAUUGGAACAGAUUGUGAUUGUAGACAAUACAGGCCACUAUUUAUUUCUGUUUAUAUAUCAAAGCUGAUUUUGGGAGUUCCCAGAUUUGGCUGAAACAACAGUGGUCAUGGCUGUUGGUUGCUUUGUAUGUUAUGAAGCUGAUCAAUUUUCAAGUUUAUUUUGUGUGUGUCUAACACCAGUACAGCAUAACUAAUUUAAUGCCAGUGCUGUGAACUAUACACUGAAUAGCUCUGUGUGGGCUUUGUAGUCUACAGGGAUAUCACAUUAUUAGCAAUCAUAUCUGCUUAGGCAAAGCUGGCUUCUACAGAUGGCUGCUUUCAAGUGCAAAUGAACUGGUUAGACGUGUCUUGUUUAAUACAUACUCAAGACUCACAAAUGGGUAUUGAUUUUUUCCCCCCAGUCAGUGUUUCUGAUAGCAAUGAAAAUGGAUUAAAUGGCCUCUGGGGAAUUUAAAGGAACACAGCCACUUUUAAUUAAUUGUGAACUGGUAGCUAAAAUACAUAAUACUUGUAUUAGUAUGUCAGAAUGUAUUUCAUUAAAAGUGACUAUGCCCACUUUGUGAAAGCAAUGAACACAGACACUUUGAAUGAAACAGGCUUAUCCCAAGAAUGCUUGUACAUUAAGCCACUCUACAACAGAAAAGCUAAUAAUUUCCUGGCCAUCGGCUAGUUUUACUGGUGGGACCUAAAGUUGGCUGCCGGCAGGUCCUGUUGUGGUUUACUGUUUCAACAUCCCCACCCCCAAUUCUCUCAGAUCCUCCUCCUUCUCACCCCGUAGGAAAGAGAGGAAGGAUUAACAAAACAGCCUUGCCUAGCAAUGGCCUGAUAUGUCUCAUCCUGGCCAGAUAGUCCAGACCUUAUAGAAGUGCACAAAAUCUUGUUGCCUCAUCCAACUGGGUGCUUCCUGCUCUCCUGGGUUGCCAAACCCAGAAGCAAGACAGUGAGGAACCUUGGGAUCUAUACCUGAAUGAGAAGGUUACACACAUGAGAUCAAGAAAGCCAAGUGAUCCAGCCUUACACUUUCAUAUGCCUCUCAGUCGCCAACCCCUACGAGAGAUCGGGGCUUCCCUUCUGCCUUGCCUGACAUGGUUUCAGGGAUAGGAAAAGGUGGCUUGCGAAAUGAGGCUGUAACACACACAUGCAAGCCCACGUAUUAGAACUCUCGGGCCACCAGAUGCAAGCGUUGAAUUGUAUAAUCUUAAAUUUUAUCCAUGACCACAGCUUAUAUUUGUAGAGAGCAUUUUCUACAUGUCACUAAUUAAACUGCUGUAUUUUUCGCUCUAUAAGACGCACCAGACCACAAGACGCACCUAGUUUUUGGAGGAGGAAAACAAGAAAAAAAAUAUUCUGAAUCUCAGAAGCCAGAACAGCAAGAGGGAUCGCUGCGAAGUGAAAGCAGCAAUCCCUCUUGCUGUUCUGGCUUCUGGGAUAGCUGCGCAGCCUGCAUUCGCUCCAUAAGACGCACACACAUUUCCCCUUACUUUUUAGGAGGGGAAAAGUGAGUCUUAUAGAGCAAAAAAUACGGUAAUUACUCCUGACUUUUGGCGUGGGUGUAGUCUUCGCAGAAUACUCCAAUGCCUGUGUUAUCUAUAAAAUGUGUAGAAGACUAUUAACUUAAAACAGUUAGAACUUGGACUAAUUCUGUAGUAAUAAAUGUGAUGUCGUGGGUUAAAGGCAGCUACUGCAGCACCCAGUGCUCAAAGAAUAGUGCGUCCUUCCUCAAUAUGGUGCUCUCCAAAUGUUGUUGACUGCAGCUCACAUCAGUCCCGGUCAGCAUGGCCAGUGGUGAGGAAUCUUGGAAUUUGUAGUCCCAACAGUAUCCCGAGGGCACCAGGUUGGGAAAGCCUGGUGUCGUGUGUUGUUUCUGAGAUGCUUCUCAGUGCAGUCCUGUACAAGUCUACUCAAAAAGUAAGCUCCACUGAGUUCACUGGGACUUUCUCCCACGUAAGUGGGUAUCGAAUCAAGAACCUGUAUGUAGCAUGUUGGACGUAUAAUAUGGCAUAAUGUCGGAUUGAGAACAAUAGCAGCAGGUUUAUAGAUCUCUAUAAUUCCUGUCACUGAAGUACAAGAAGUAGCUUGUUUUGAAAAGCCAUUAGCUUCACAAAACACUUGUCUUAAAGUUAUUAUUGUCUGCCUGUAACUUGUAUUACAUUCCUGCCAAUAGAUUGUUAUAAAAGUUGCCUCUGGAAACUGCUGGAUAAGAAUGCCUUGUUUCUAGUUUUGCCUUUAAAUUGUAAAGUUUUUUUUAAAAAUUAUAUUCACUUCCUUUGCCUCUUUACCUUAUUUGCAAUGGUCCAUGCUUUCCCUUCAGUACUUAGAAUCGUUUGCAAAAAUGAUUUAGGUCAUAGAGGAAAAAAUAAUCAGUCCUGCAUAAUAAAUUCAUUCGCUGAAAUGCUGAUUGCAGGUGUGUGAUUUAGUUUUGUGGACAGGCUCCUGUGGAUUUAUCAAUGCAAAUCUUUUCAUCUGCUUCUGGUUGCAUUACAACCUAUCCAUGCUAACUCACGAGGUAGAUCGUGGCCCACUUGCUUCCUUAAAAUCCAUUACUUGCACACAGACUGGAUCCCAGGUACACUUCCCCCAACACGUAUUUAACAACAUCACAUUAAGAUGCUUAUUCUGCUCUUCCAUUUUUUAAGUUGGGUUGUUUCCAGGAGAUAUAAUAAAUGCCAAUUUAUUAUCUGCACCAACCAAGCUUCUUCCUUUGUUGAGUCCUCACCUUGCCUGUUCCUCAUUUGAUGCUCCCCUCUCAGCAUGCUGUAGGAAUCACAGGGCCCAGUAAGUUCUUUCCUCUCUGUCGUAGAGUAUGAAAACUGAAAGUGAUAUUGUAUUGGCUCCCAAUGUACCUUUCGACUAUGUAAAACAGUGUAUGUUCAUUCUCAAAACCUAUUUAUGGUUUGAGUGUCUUCACAAGAACCUUUUUUUUUUUCAUUAUACACUGUUUCUUAUUCAAUAAUGCAUCCCCAAUAUUUGGGAAAUAGUAUUUGCAAUAUGUCUCCCAUUCAUUUUAGCACAAGAGAACACAGAAGAGUUCUCCUUCCGCUCAUAGUUCUUUGGAUCCAAUGAUGUUUCUGCAUCCCUCCUUUUCCUUGGGGAAAGAAGGGGAUUGGCUGUUUUCAAAUUGCACGCUGCUUCAUUGACAGAGGGGAAGAGAAAUAUAUUUCCCUAACCAAUUUAAGUCAAGACAUAUUUACUCUUGUUGAUUGAAAAUAGCUCUUAAAGUGCUGGCUCUUCUGUUUAUCAAGAAAACUGUAGAAUUCUUUUUUUUUUAAGGAGGAGGUAUGGAGGAUUUAAAAAUACCUUCUGUUAGCUUUGUUUAGUUUAAUAUAAAAUAAAAUAACACCUUGCUGUUGUUUUGAGGGACCCAAAUCAAAUACACAAUUGACAUUACAUGAGAAAAUCUCAAAGCAAUGUUGUUUUCACUAUCAGCAGUGAGGAAUAAAUUGUGAUUAUAUAUUUGUCAAUCAAAUUCUGCCCAAGUCAAGAAGUUUGCAGCUACCAAAUGUUUUUCUGAGCGGAUAGUAUUUUAUUCAAAAUACGCACUGCAUUUCAAAAUAGUGGUUUUUUAAAUACUUGCAUCAUUUUAAUGCAGUGAUCUAUUCUUCUGUCUCUUCUAGGCUGCUGGGAAAUACAGACAGCAAGGCAGAAAUUACAUAGUUGAAGAUGGAGAUGUUAUCUUCUUUAAAUUUAACACACCUCAACAACCUAAGAAGAAAUGAAUAUCAGAUCUGUUCAUUACUCAAAAUUAAACUCUGUUACUUUAAAAAUCAUAUUGGUUUUUUUUAUUUAGAUAGGGAUAUCUUGAAGACAAAAAAAUAAAUAAAAUCUGUAUACAUAAGGACAAAUAACCCCACAAAUGAAACCCCUUGUGUUUGUUUUGAGUUGAAUUAUGACACCUCCAGUGAAUGUACAAGUUCACUUAAAUGUGAACAGCUCUGCAUUUCAAAUGAUUAAGACUACUCCAAAUUGCAGGAGCUUUUCAGGAACCAUAUUACUCUCAUGAUACUUCAUUAAUCUCCAUCAUAUAUGCCAAGCCUGACAUGUUUGACAGUGAGGACAAUAUGGCUUGCUCCUUUUUGAAUCUACAGAUAAUGCAUGUUUUACAGUACUCCAGAUGUCUACACUCAAUAAAACAUUUGACAAAACCAGCC